Molecule: messenger RNA, 93694 nt
Organism: Podarcis lilfordi (Lilford's wall lizard)
Lineage: Eukaryota; Metazoa; Chordata; Lepidosauria; Squamata; Lacertidae
Source: the annotation of a GenBank genome assembly
GCGCGCGCGAGCGAGCGAGGGAGGCGAGAAGGGGCGGGCAGGCCGGCGUUGAGGGAAGCUGUCGCCGCCGCCGCUCUUUUUCUCCUGCUCCUCCUCCUCUUUCGCUUCUGUUCCUCCGCCGCUGCCGCCGGGCAUGCGAGGCGAUGGCCGCGGGCGGCGCGUGGAGCGUUGAGGAGCGGACCUACCGCCGCUUCCUGGAGCUUUUCCUGGGCGAGUUCCGCGGACCCUUCGGCGCCGAGCCGUCGCCCCCGUCCGGCGGCGGGGCAGAAGGCGACGCGGCGCGGGAAGCUGAGGAAGCCGUCGAGGUCGAAGAAGAAGCCGUGAGGGGAGGCGAAGAAGAAGGUGGCGAAGGAGGAGGGGACGGCGAGCCGCCGCCGCCGCCUGAGGAAGAGGGAGGAGGCGAAGAAGAAGCCGACGACGAGGCGCUGGACGAAGGCGACGAUGCUGCUGCUGCCGCCGGCGACGACGAGGAGGAGGGAGCCGGCGGCGACGGAGACAGCCGCGUCGGGGAAGCGCAGCCCGAGGAGCUGCCCCCGGCUGUGGCCCCGGCGGCAGUGCCCGCUUCGCAGCCGCAGCCUCCCGCCCGGCCGGCCAGCCCGCCGCCGCCGCCGCUGCCCUCGCUGCCCCGGCCGCUCUCGGAGCACAUCACCGAGGAGGAGGUGGAGGGCGAGUGCCUGGACCUCUGCCUGCAGCAGCUCUACAAGUAGUGAGUAGGAAGGGAAGGGAGUGGGGGGGGGGGAGAGAGAGGUCAGCCCCCCAGCAGAACCAGCAUCCUGGGGGGAACGGUGGCUGCCGUGCAUAUCGCCCCCCUGCAACCUCCGAAAAGCAGAGCCGUGCUAGGAGAAAGAGACGUUUCCAUACCUAUUCACAACACCCCGAAAUGCAUAACCUUCAUAGGAGAAACUGCUGUUGCUGGACCUAUAACCUCCGCAACACCCCCCCCCCCAAAAGCAUAACAGAUUCCAGCAGAAAUAGAUGUAGAAAUAGCAGAAAUUCUAGCAUAAAUAGAUGUUUCUAUACCCAUUGAUACUCCUUGCCCCCUGAAAAGCAUAACCAUUCUAGGGGAAACUGUUGUUACUGUACCAAUAAACGCCAACCCUGAAAGAGAAGCAGAACCAUCCUAAGGGGAAAUUGUUGCUGUAGUUUUUACCAGCUGCCCAAGAAACAUAACCAUCCUAGAAGAAAUUGCUGUCGCUGUACAUAUUAUAUACCCCCACCCCCCCAAAAAGCAUAACUAUUCUUGGGGAAAUUGUUGUUAGCCCAUCUAUUACCACUCCCAAAAAAGUAACCACCCUAUAAUUAAUAUCAUAAUCAUUGGUGAUAAUUGCUAUUAAUAUUAACAAUUCCUAGGAUAGUGGGGUGUGUGCAUGUUGUAAUAAGUAUAGUAACAAUUUUACCUGUGAUGGUUAUGUACAAUUUUCUCCCCCCCCCCGCCCCCACCAAAAAAGAAAUCAGACACUGAGUUCAGAAUAAUGCAAUUUGAACAGAUGGGUUAAACAGAUAAAAGAAAUCCUAUAGUGUUUAUUGCCAGGCAAGGUGUCUUGGCAUAAUAAACUGUAACUAAAUGGAAUCAUUAAAGCCCCUGAACUUAUUAUCAUUAUCAUUAUUACCACUUCCAUAAUUGUUAGCAUUAUGAGUGUUAGUUAUUAUAGUUUUAGGUUGGGACCCAUUGCAAAAGAAAACCCUCCUAGGAAAAAAUAUUACUAUAUCCAUUACAAAAAACUAACAUGAAAAUAUAACCAUCCUUGGAGAAAUUGUUGUUACUAUUCUUAUUGUGUAUAUAAACUCCAUAUGAACAGACUCAAAUCCUGUGAUCAUCACCUGAGGCCCUUCUUCAUGCGCUUCCUCCAUGAGAGGUCCGACAGUGGAAAAGUCUCCCUCUGGAGGUGGUGGAAUCUCCUUCAUUGGAGGUUUUAAAGCAGAGGUUGGAUGACCAUCUGUCAUGGAUGCUUUAAUUGAGAUCCCUGCAUUGCAGAGGGUUGGUCUAGAUGACCCUCAGGUCCCUUCCAACUCUACAGUUCUAUAAUUCUAUGAAUAUGAGAAAGGGCCUUUUCUGUAGUGGCUCCCUGUUUGUGGUAUGCCUUCUCCAGGAAGUCUUGCCUGGCACCUUCAUUACAUAUCUUUGAACACUAGGUGAAAACGGUUUCCUUUAACUACACUUUUCACUGAUUAACAUUCUAUGUCCUUUUAAAUUUGUUUGUGAGAAGGGGGCUAAUGGUUUGUUUUUGUUUUAAUAAAAAUGAAUGAAUGAAUAAAUAAUGAUUACAAUCCUAUAAAAGAUAUCCUGGGGAAAAUAUUACCAUUAUUGAUAAUAAUUAUGAUAAUUUUUUCUAGGGUGGUUGUGUGCAUUUUGUAAAAGUUCCCAUGCUAAAACUAGCAUAAAUAAAAUAAUAAGUGUUGAUAGCUAUGGUGGUGGUGAUGUUUAUCAAAGCUGUCACCCCACUACUUUAUUACAGUUGUAUGGAAUGCAUUGCAAGCAAAGACAUGCAUAAUCAUAAGAGAAAGCAUUCCUAUUGUCAUGGUUACUGUUUGUCAUCCACACUUUCUUAUCAUUAUACUAUAUUAUAUAUUGCUUAUUAUUGCCGAGUACAAAAAAAACCCACAGGGCAAAUCAGUUGAUUUAUUUACUGAAUGUUGAUUUUGCAAGAUAGAAAUGAGAGCUUACAUAAUAAAAUAACAAUGGUAUUAUUAUUCCCCGUACCUCAUUUACUAUGAUUUUCAGAGUGUGUUUAUGUUUUAAGAACACAUAGCCACCAUAAGACAAUGAAAGAUCAAAUGUUAUCCAACACACAAUAAAAGGUCAACCCUGGAUUAAGUGACACAGGUCAGCCACAGACUAGGUGAGUGAAUCAUAAAAGGUUCCUACCCUCUAGUCCUAGAACUGUAUCUUCUUGGAAGACACAUUCUUCUUUCCCAGUUCAGCUGUGAAGUAGGUGGACUUACGAGGGAAACAGUACUUUUGAGCAUGUAUUAAGAACCCCAGGGGCACUUCCUUGGAAGGUGCACCAAGCCCCAUGCUCAGCUAUGGAAUAUUCAGGUUGAUGACAAGGAGGAGUGCUCUUGAGCAUGUGCAGAGAGCCCCAGGAUCUUCUCUUUGGAAGAGAUGCCACCCUCUUACCACCUCAGCUCUGGAUUGCAGAUUAGGGGAAGGGGUCCCUAAACCACUGACCAGAAGUAUAUUGGUUGCCCUCCUGCUCUCCAGAAUGUUCUUUCCUUUAUCCAUUGAUCCCUUUUCCAGCUAAUGCAGGGAAUAUGCAGAUAAGGAAAAAGAUGCCCCAGGAAUGCUGAAUCUUUCUUCCAACUCCAGGAUCUUGUUUUAUAAAAAGGAGAGUGUGUGUGCCCCCAAAUAUGUGCAGAAUGUGUCAUUUCCCUCAGCCUACUCUACUUUCUCCUCCUCCUCCCACGUCCCUUUCUGUCUCUGGGAUUAGAGAACAAGACUUUUGUGUCAAAGAGGGUGACUUUGAGAUCUGACAAAUGCUCAUUUUAGAAACUAGGGGCUGAAUUCUGGGGGUCCUGCUGAGCUAAUUUGAGCUAGAAACCAAUUGCAAUAUUUUGUUUCUGAGAGGUGCCAGAGCAGCCAUGGCAUAUGUCUGAUGAAAAAGAGGGUGAAUCCAUGUGUGCAGAGUGUCAUUUCUCUCCCCUCCAUUUCCCCCUCCUAGAACAGUCUUUCCCGACCUGGUGCCCCUGGUUGAGGAAGGCUGCUCUAGGGUUGGAGAACAAAACUUUUGCUUGAGUGUAUUUCGGGCUGGAACCAUUUCUCUUAGAAAUCAAGGGCUUAGGGUUCUUGCUGGGCUGAACCUUGAAAUCUUUUUUACUUCCCCUUCAUCCAUGUUCACUCCACUGGAAUUUUGCUUUUGAGGGGCAGCAUUGUCUCUACUUAGCUGUGGGAUUUAGGAGAUACUGCCUGUAAACAUGUGUAGAGUGUUGUUCCCAUCCUCUUAAUAUGCCUCUGAGAUUAAAGGACAAAGGUUCUAUGUCAGAGAUAAAAUUGCAGGCAGGUUUGGUCCUCAGCUUCUUAUUUUAGGAACUAUGGAAUGUAGCUCAGAGACCCUACAAGUUUAAUUUAAAUUGGGGCUCAGGCCCAUAAUUAUUUUGUCCCCAUCCCCUCACUUGAAGAUACCACCUCAGUUUGAGAAUAUGCAAAUGACUGUCCAAAAAAAAGAGUGCCACUGUGCAUGUGCUGAGUGAACAUAUCUUUCUCUAACCCACCACAUACAAGAUCAGUCAUUCUUCUUAUUGCACAUGGACAUUUGCAGUUCAAGCUUGCCUGGAAGUGUGUCGUGUGUGUAUGGGGGGGGAGGCUGUCCUUACUCUGUCCUUACUCUUCUACCUGCUUUAUUUCAGACUAUUCUGUUGCCUAUUUUUAUUUUGUUAAAUCACUAAUACUGUAAAUGGAUUCUUAGAGAAACAUAAACAAAAGUUAAUUAAUUGUGACUAAGGGUAUUCUGACUAAGUUCCAAGGUGCUUUGUUUUUUACUAUGUCACCUAUUCUUUGGCCAUGCAUUGGCAAUGAAAAGAGGUUCCUGGGUUUGGCUUGUGGGUUUUGAGCUGAUCACAGGUGAGCUUUGAGUUGAAGUGGGAAGGACAAUUGUUGGGAAACUCAAGGAGGCUUGUUUAAAAAUAUAAAGGGGGGAGUUGGCAUCAGAAACUGGGGAGGAAGGUUAUAUUUCAGGGAGCAAGGUAGGAGAGGGCAUGGUGUGCAUUGUAAAUGAAAGGCUGAUGGCAGCAAACAUUGAAGUGGAGGCUUCUAAGAGAAUUGAGAGAAUGAUUGGCUUGGGUCUCAAGCUGACUGUUAGCAGAAGGGCUACAGAAGGAUAGGCAAGGGAGUUAAGCAAAACGGGGUGACAUUAAGGGCCAAACAGUUGCGUGAUUGGGAUCUCUUAACUUCCUUCCUUUAACUUUUAAACAGGUCAGGGUGCUCCAAAUGCUGUGAGACAAAUAGGUUUAACCCCUUCCAGCAUGCCGUUUCCAAAUAUAAAUCUCCUUCAAACCUCUCUUAGAUUUGUGUGAGGUAUGAAGAAGCUAAAUAGUGGGACUGAUAGAAUGUGAAGGAACGCUUUGCUGCAGGAAGGUUUAUGAUCAGGUGGCUAGACUGCUGGAAAGGGUUAUGCAACAGAAGAUGUAGGGGGCCUUAUGUGGGUGGGUGGUUGAUUUGAUGAGUCAUCCGGAGGGUGAGAAAUUUGGGAAGGAAGAACUUGGAGUGGGAUUGGGUCCUACAGUGAGAGUGCCCUGGAUGUUUUCCUCACUUCUAGCUCUCCUGCUGCUUCCAUUCUUAAAGGAUGGGUAGAUAAGGGUAAAACAUAAAUUUUGGCUGUGUUGUGAAGGGAAGAUGCCUCACGCCUCUCGUAGAAUAGGAAUGAGUAUUUUAGCAGCUGAUUGUUAGUAGGUAACGGGAUAGGGGAUGUGGAGAAAGAAGCAAUAUAUUUGUCAGCUUGAAAGCAUCGCGAGCAGAAGUCUUCAGGAUGAGCUAUUCCAAGCCUUAGGGGUAUUUGAAUUGCUGGCUACAGUAGCUAGGAAUACUUCAUAUACUGGGCUGUACAAGAUUGUUUUCCGGGUAUGCUUUGUGCAAGAUUUAGAGCACAAAGCAGGAGGCAGAUGGGAUCUAUUCCCAGCAUGAAAAGCCUGUAGACUAAAACCUUAAGAUCAGUUACCCAUGCUUUGUGCUAUGCUUCUGCUUUAGCUUUGUAGGCUGGAAGUAAGAAUGGUUGUUAGUGGCCUUUUCUUCCAAAGAAACCUUUUAAGACUGAUAACUGCUGCAGGAGACAAAUGAACCUGUGAAAAUAUGCACAGCACGCAGGGGAGCUUUGUUACUGAGCUGAUAAUUGUAAUAAAAGGUGUUACUCUAUUGCCAAAGAAGGGAAAAGGAAAUUUUACAAUUACGCAGUCUGUUUGUAUUCCCUUGUGACCUCUGAAAUAAUAGGGCAGCAGAACUGGAACUUUAGGAUAAAAUGCUUGUAUUUUUGCACAUAUGCAUAUCUACCUCUACCCAAGCUGCUUUGUAGAAAAAGUAUUGUUUUUCCCCAGUAUGGUAGCAGUUUAGUCACAUGAGAUCACAUUGUCAAAAUUCCCUUUUUGUUUUAAAAGUUUCUUGUUACCUUAAUCCUAAAAAUCUUCAUUAUGUGCAACCACUGGCAAAACCUGGUGAAUGAAAUAACAAAUGCAAAAGGUUGUACACUGUGUCUCUCCAAUAUAUUCAAAUUUAUUUCAGAUAUUUCUUUAAGAUUUUAAAAUAAGGUGCUUCUUAACUUUUGCAAAAGGAAUACAGAACCUCUGCUCAGACAGCCUGCUUAUAAAACUGAAAGGUAGUUUUACUUCUAAACUAUGUUACCAGUAACAGUAUGUCAUAAUUUUAAUCCUCUGGAGAGGUGCUGCUCAUUUCCAUUAAUUUUUCAGUGCUUGCAAAUCCUGUUUCUGAAUUUCAUUUAUGCUAUCCACGUUUUAUAUAGUUAUAGUUCCAGAUGUGCUUUUAGUGCUAAUCAGGCCACGUCUGGAGUACUCUGUCCAGUUCUAGCUAUCACAUGGAGUGUGUCGAGGGCAAUUGGGCUGGUGAGGUGGUCUGGAAACAAAGUCCUUUGAGAAACACUAGAGGGAGCUGAGUAUGUUUAUCCUGAAGAAGAGACAAUUUAAGAAGAGACAUGGUAGUGGUCCUUAAAUAUCAGAAUGGUUGUCAUGGAGAAGAUGCUGAUCUGUUCUCUGUUGCUCCAGAGGGCAAUGCAAACUAUAACCAGUGGGUGAAGAUUUUGCCUAAACAUUAGAAGAAAACUUCCAGUGGUAGGAGCUGCCUGACAUUGGAACAGACUGCCUUAGGAGGAGGCUUACCACUUGUUCACUGGAGGUAUUUAGCAGGGCUGGGUGACUCUAUGUGAGGGAUGCUGGAGUUGUAUCCUCUACUUCAUAUCCUGCAUUGAGCAGGAGGUUGGACUAGGUAAUCUCCAAGGGCUUUUCCAACUUUAUGAUUCUAGAAGUGUCACACAGUAUGUAAAGCAGAAAUGGGGAAACUGUGGCCCUCCAGAUGAUGUUGGACUUCCACUGACCUCAGUCAGCAUGGGAAAUGGUUGGGGAUGAUGAGAGUUGCUGUCUAACUGUCUAACUGUCUAACAUCUGAAGGGCCCCAGAUUCCCCAUGCCUGACAUUGUUUUAUUAUUAAGCAAUGAAACAGUUAAUAUCAGUUAUAUGCAUUUGAGGUUAGACUCAUACAUGCAUUUUAAAUCAUUUAAUUAUAAUGUGAGAAUCUUUCCCUGCUUCUGUUAAUGAAUUUCCCCACCAUUUAGAAGGAACAUUUUCCUGAUUUAGAAUAUCCCAUAAAUUAAAUAUAAACAAACAAACAAUUAAAUAUAAACAAACAAACAAAGGGAUUGGGCAUUCAGGAUGUUGAAUGGGAAAUAAUUCAGACAACUAAGAGCAUGGAAGAAAAUUAAGUUCUUGUCUUUCUCUAUUACAUGUAUGUGAGCCAAGAAAGCCAAGGCAGGAGCAUAUGGUGGCUUCUUCUGUGCUCCCUUGCUCUUUGUGUGUUUUCCUCUCCUUCAUCUCACUGAAUGAAAGAGUUUGGUUCAGAAUUGAAGUGUCCUCCCUUUUCUCUUCUUGUUCCUGUUAGUAUAGACAUUUUUAAAAAGCAAUUUAAGUGAUGUUUGAAAUAGGUCUUAAUGUGUAAUAGAGAGAGAGAGAAAUUCUUAGCACUGGAAAGCAAAAUAAAUCACUUCACAUUGGUUGCUAAUAGAAUAUAUUUAGACUUUGUCAGUAAAGCUGUUUAUGAAUUAGAAUGUAUUAGAAUAACUAUCAUAUAUUUGAGAUUUAAAGUAGCUCCCUGUAUAAUAAAUUAUGGACCAUUUUUAACAGGGUGGGGAACUGCAUUGGCUCAUGUGCAACCUUAACACAGACUGCAUGGCAGUGAGGAGUGGGCAAGAGGCAGAGCAAAGAAUGUGACCAGCUCAGAAGUUUCAGUGUGUACCACCUCUCCAUCCUUCCAUCCAAGCAUGCAGGAGGCAUUAUCACAGUUCAAGGACGCAUUCUAGCCAGCCAAAAGCACUAGAUGAUAAUACAGAAAGGGCAUAGCCUGGGAGAGGGCUCCAUUUGACCCUUGGGCCUGAGGUUUGCUGCCCUUGACUUGACAAAAUAUAGUAUAGAAGAAAGUGCCACCAACAUCAACAAUGUGUUUUUCAUGGGCUGCCUAGACUUCUUUAAAAACAAACAAACAAACAAACGAAUGAAUGAAUGAAUAAUUUUCACUCUGCUCAUCCCUGAAACAUUCUGCACACUUUCUAGAUGUUACUGUCAACAAAAGCAACAGAACCUUAAGGACAACUUUUUGUUCAAGAAAUCUACAUAUCAUUGUGUCUUCUCCCAGAGAUCAAGGCAUUGAGAAAACAGAUGUGUGCUUUGAAGUAAGAGCUCAAAUAGAUGAUAUGUCAAGAUGUUCUGUCCUUAGAUUAUAAUUUCCUUGUGGGCUGAAUUUAUCUCCCAAAGUGCCCACAUGUUGUCUGACUUCCUGUCUAUAGUCCUAAAUAAGCACCUUUGUGAGAUGUGUCUUGAAAUAAAAUUAAUAGCUCUGCAUGUCAAUUACAUCUUGCCUGUCUGAACAGUAGAUCCGAUUCUUUUCCAGUCUUUUCCAACUUUUUGACUAAAAAAACCUGCUAAAUGUAUGAUAAGAGCAGUUGUUUUGCCUAUGCCUACUUAAUGAAACAAAUGUAGAAAUCCUUAGUAAGUGGUCAAAAGUAUUGUUGCUGUGCUCUCUUCACGUCAUUACAAAGCAAAAUGCAUGAACACAGUUUUUAAUAGGACACUUCAUAGGGAAGCAAACAGUGUUAUACAAUGAUAGAUAUAGAAGAGAGCUGCCCUUCAGUAUUUCAGUAAUUACUAUUGAAGCUGAACAAGUUAGCUAGAUUGCAUAGUUGCUCUGCUUAUAUUUGUACUUGAUGGAAAACAUAGCUGCAGGCAACUAAUGACUGAAUUGGUCAAUAUUUUCAGGCUCUGACUAUGUUCAUCAGUUUUGAAAGCUGCAUGCACUUAGCUUCAAUAGCUUAUAGAUCCUAGCCAACUCUGAUUAGUGAAAUUCUGAAUUAAAAGAAAUGCAGGCUGUAAUUCUGUACACACUUACCUGAGAGUAAAUCCCGUUGAACAGUGUGGCUUUCUUCUGGCUAGAUAUGUAUAGGAUUUAUUUAUUAUGGGUCCCCCCCCUUACAUUUAUAUUCUGCCUGUUCUUCAAUCAUGGAGUCCAGUAUGGUGUACAGUGGUACCUCGGGUUACAGACACUUCAGGUUACAGAUGCUUCAGGUUACAGACUCCACUAACCCAGAAAUAGUACCUUGGGUUAAGAACUUUGGUUCGGGAUGAGAACAGAAAUCGCACGGCGGCAGGAGGCCCCAAUAGCUAAAGUGGUACCUCAGGUUAAGAACAGUUUCAGGUUAAGAACGGACCUCCAGAACGAAUUAAGUUAUUAACCCGAGGUAGCACUGUACAUGUAAUUCCCAUUUGGCCACCCAUAAAGGCACUGAGCAUACCCAGACUUGCUGAGAUAUUCAGCAAGGUAGUGGCCUCUUGGGGUUUUUACUGCAUAUUAAAGUAUUACUUUGAUUUGUUGAGUUGGUUCCAAUGGCAUCCUGUUUCAUUUGGACUGUGUCUUUUGCUGAUGGGAGGGUUGUUCUAUACAUUGUACUAGUGAAUAAGUGAGAUUAAACCCAGAUGUGUUAUCUGGUGGAAUGCUUCAUUAUAUUGAAAGGAUAAGAUAAAUCAUGUCAACUAACUGUCUGCAAAAAUUAUAGUUGAAGAUGUUCCAGGGGCUAACAUGAAAAAUCUGUUUUAAAAUUUCGACAGACAUUUAUAUACGGUAGAUAGGUUGUUGAUGCAUAGGAGGUCCCCUCAAUCUGCUACAAAUAUAUGACCUCAGUUGGAGAAGAUUAGGCAGAGAAGUAGCUACAGGUUUAAAUGCAGCUGCCCAGUAGGAGCAUAAUCUGUGGGUUAACUAAGCAUGGAGUCUGAAGAGAUUGAGAACCCAACAUUAUACAAAUGCAGCCUUCUGCUUUCCUUUUGACAAAAUAUUGAACCUCCUCAAAUUGCUGCUUACAGAUCACUAACUGGUUAAACAGGAAGCUAAAAGAAUGGGUGGCUUUCAUAACAGAGAGUGUUACUGGAGGAGGAGAGUUGUAUAGCAGUGGAUUACAAAAUUUGCUUGGCAUAUAACAUCAUUACACCACUUCCUCACAAUAUAAAUUCUGAAUUUAAAUUGAUAUUUGCCAUAUAAGUGCUAAUAUUGCUACUUGUUCCUAUAGCUGAAGGGAUGUAGAAAAUGUAGUAUUAUUUGAAGGACUUGCAGUUGAAGCUGUUAUGUAGCCCAGCUAUUAAUAAUUUAAGAUUCAGAUUUUAUAUACUCUUAAUUAAUUAACCCUGCUUUUCCCUAUUCUGUCCCCUUUUCCAGCCACUUCCAGGUUGCCAUGAUGUGCGCGGUUGCACACAUAUCAAACUCGCCUAAAUCAGUCAUUACCUAUACCUCCAGAAACGUUAGAGGAAUGGAUAUUUGAAAAUUGUUUCUGGGAUUAAGGUCCCUCUCUUAGACUCAACGACUCCUUAAUGUUUUCAUUUACCUUUGUCUCUUCCCCUCUCAAGAGCAUUUUAUCUCCAUGAGACCCUGAUUUGCUUUGUUUUAGAGCUGUAACAUUUUUUCUGGCAUUUCUCUCUCUGCUUCCCUCCCCCAGAAAUGUUCUUAGCAGUUAACUAUUAUAGAAAUUUAUUUUUCUUCCCACUCAUUAGAUGCAUUUGGUAUUUAACCCAUAAUCUGCAUUUAACCUAUUUCUAAGGGUAUGUAAUGGAGGGACUUCCUAAAGUGGCACAAAUUUCUUACUGAGGUCCAGCGCCGUGGGCUUUCUGGCGGUUCCCUCACUGUAAGAAGCGAAGUUACAGGGAACCAGGCAGAGGGCCUUCUCGGUAGUGGCACCCACCCUGUGGAACACCCUCCCAUCAGAUGUCAAAGAAAUAAGCAACUAUCAGACUUUGAGAAGACAUCUGAAGGUAGCCCUGUUUAGGGAAGCUUUUAAUAUUGGAUGAAUCAUUGUAUUUUAAUAUUCUGCUGGAAGCCACCCAGAAUUAUUAUUAUUAUUAUUAUUAUUAUUAUUAUUGACAAGCUACACAUGUAUUCAGUGGGCUAGAGGUGCUGAAUGGUCCUCUAUGUAUUGUGGCUUAGAUGCUAGAGAUUAGUUUUUUUAAACAAAAUGUUUCUGGCCUUUUUUCUUUCCACAGUCCUUUGCCAUGGAUCUGCAAAGCAUAUUGUGACCCCAUAAUAGCUUUAGGACUCCUUUCAGUUGUGUAAAGGGUGGGGGCUUUAGUCCCUUCAUAAUUCUGCCAGAUGACACCACUUCAGCCACUGUUUCUCUCCCCAGGCCACAUACCUCACCAGCUCUACUUUGCACCUUCCUUGAGGGUUUUUGCCUUGGUGCAAUAUGUCCUUGAACUUUGAUAAUGCCUCUACUUGCCUGGAUGAAGGAUAGGGAUGUGUGUGUCUAAAAUGAGCUUAUGGUUCAAAGGUAAAUUUUACAUUCAUUGUUUGGCCUAGUUUUGCCUCUGGCCCCAACCACCACAGACGCAUGACCACCACAGACGCAUGAGUUGUUUGCUAGUUGAGUGGCUAGAUUCUCAAUUUAGGGAGACCAGUUAGGGUCAGUAGCUUUGCAUGCUACCUAGAGAUGUUGUUUCUGUAGAGAAAUUGAUGCACCCGAAGUUAAUUUUCUAAUCAAUGUGUUUUUUUCCAGUUUAUAGGCGACAUCCAUUAAUACUGUUUACUGGGAAAGGUUUUGUAUGCCUGUAGCACUCCCCAGGUAACUAAAUGAGUCUCUGAAUGCUUUCUGUAGGAGGACCUUAAACAGAUGGAUAAACCAGAAGGCCAAAAAGAAAAGGGUUUUUAAAAAAGAAAAAAAAUCUGGGUUACUGAAGCAUAUGAUUUAGAACUGUUCAUUCAGGUCCAAUAGAAGACUUAGAGGCCCUGGUAAAAGAAAAUGGUCCUGAGACUUGGAGGAAAGCAACAGCUUUGGCAGAUUAUCGUCUGGCACAGCUUGUGAGCAGAAUGUCCCAAAUGCUUUGCCAGCAAUAGAAGCAAACACAAAACCUUUCAGUGGUGUAAACAGGAGCACUGCUAGCUCAGAAAUGAGCUAUUGUCCAAGAGGUGGUAAAUUAGCCACUGCUUGAAUAAUGAGACUUUUUUUCUCUAAGGAAAGAAAAGGGGGUGCUGUUUUAAAAUUGGGAUGCAGAUCUGCAUGGCCCUCUGUUGAAGGAAAUGAAAGCAAUUGAAAAGAAAGAAAGGAGAUGGGACUGUAGUUGAAGAGGGGACAUCUAAAGAUGGUGGCAUUCUGGGCUUGUUUGAAAGCCAUGGGUGGGUUUAGGGAGGAAAGGAGAUUGGGAGAGACGUAAAAGCAUAUGGGAGAAAGUAGCGAGGUUGGGAGACAGGCAGCAAAUGAACUAGUUUGGAACAGGAGGCAAGUGAAAAAGGGAAGACCGUAGGGGUAGAGGCCAUAGGAAGGGGAAGCAGGAGGGUCCCUCUGUUUGUGUGACGUGUAGGGAAAGACGACUUCCUAAACUCAUGCCUCAGUAACACAUCAUAUAUCUCCUGUGUAUGAUAGGGUAAAAAAAAGUUAACAGUAAAAAGUUGAAGCAUGCCUGUAACUAAGCUAAAUUGGGAGUGAAAGUUUCACUGUUGAAAGGGAAACAACUUAAUGUUCAGAAAAGAGGAGCCAAAAACAACAGCAAGAGAUGACAUUUUAAACAACUCUAUAUAGUGAGACAUUUGUUCACAAAAUAGAUACUGGCAUGUAGAAAAUGUCAUUUUUACAGAAAUGGAGGAAAAUAAUGGAAAACCUAAAGGAGUGGGGAUUGCUUUAGAAUAUCAAUCCAUGAAUAAUGAUCCACCAGUAAAUGGAGAACCAAGUGCAUUGACAAUAAUGAAUGUAUGUAGCUAAAGGCUGAAAGUCUGAUAAAGAAGCUAGGACGAUAGGUUCUCAGAUGUUGAGGGCAAUGUAGUGAGAGCUACAAAAUUUUGUUAAGUGAAAGUUGUAGAAGUUUAAUGUAAGGUAAAGAUAGGAAAGAUAUAAGGAAAAGCAGUGGAAAAACACAGCUAAUAUUUUUAUUGUGUGCUAUUUUAUUGUAAUUUAAAAGAAAAUAGGUACAUUUUAUGACCAAACUACUAUUAAGAUUAAAGGAAAGCCUCAAUCUCAGAACUUGCAAACACAUAAGGUAUUGUGUGAAUCUUUUAUCGUUGAUUCAGAAAAGCUGGAAUUUGAUAGACUUUGGUGCAGACAGUUGUGAUAGUCUAACCAGCUACUCACCUUCAUCUGAAUGGUUUUCACUGGAAGAAUCAACCACAGGGCAGAAAUGGGAGUGAAGAUAAAACACAUUGACACUUUUACAAGAAUAGUAAUUACAUAAGUGGUAGAAAAGUAACAUAUUUUAUGAAUGGAACAUGUUCUUAGAAUGUUGGAGAAUGUUCCUGGAGAGACAAAGCAUCCAUUUCACAUGUCCUCAUCUUGCUCUUCAAACUAAGCACUUUGCAGUUUGGGUGUGGAAAAAGCUUUGAUGCUCUAGUAGUAACAGCAUCUUUUCUGUAGCAAAUUAGAUUAUCCAGACUGGGGCUAUUUCCUUUAACUUGAUACUGCAAUGCCAAAAGCACCAAUUAACACUGUGAGGAGAUGCUGGGAGUGAGAAAAUGAAACUGACAAGGAUCUUUACUGCCUGAAAUAGAUUAGCACAGAAAUGUUUUGGUUUGGCCAGACUGUUACAGCUAGAAUGUUAUUAACAAAUCUUAUUAGGUUAUGCCAAAAGCCUGUAAAGCUGAGGUUAAUGAAAACCAGCAUUAUUUAUUCUUUCAGUUUUCAUCCUUUGAAGACACAGAUUCUGUUGUCUUCUGUAGUAGACUUUGGGGCAAAAGCUCAACACUGUGGGUGUUCUAGUUUGGUACUCUCUCUCUCACACACACACACACAGAGAGAGAGAGAGAGAGAGAGAGAGAAAAUGAAUCCUGUUGAUGAUGGCUCUUCUAAGUACAGUGGUAGCUCGGAUUACAAACGCUUCAGGUUACAGACUCCGCUAACUCAGAAAUAGUACCUCGGUUUAAGAACUUUGCUUCAGGAUGAGAACAGAAAUUGCGCGGCAGCGCAGCAACAGCAGCAAGAGAAGAGGCCCCAUUAGCUAAAGUGGUGCUUCAGAUUAAGAACAGUUUCAGGUUAAGAACGGACCUUCUGAACAAAUUAAGUAUGUAACCAGAGGUACCACUGUAUUAUUGUUGACUAGUAUUUGCCUAUGUCUUCCACAGAUACAACCUAUUCAGUUUCUAGAGCUUCUGGGAAUGUAUUUUCAGUUUACCCAAUACUAUGUUAUGGCAUAUACUUUGCAAUGUAAGUGUUAUGCUGUUUGGGAAGUUCAGAUUCACUGGAAGUUCUGCCGUUCAUAAAGCUUUAUAGUAAGAAGCAGAUCUCAGAUUGCGGAACUCUAGAUGCUGUUCCCACUUCAGAGACAACUAUGCUUACAUUUAAGAGGUGAUGUUUGGGGUGUGUUUAUGUCUUUAGUAAACUUGUGCUGCUUGUAGUCUUUCACCUGAGAUUUUUCUGUAAAGCUAGGUCAAAAUAUAGCAAGCAGCUUCUGGGGCUAUAGUUAGUACAAAAUGGGGUGCAUACUGCCUUGAGGGCAGGGUACAGGUGUGAUAAAUGUCUCCCCCUGUUGACUCAGUCUACUCCAUGAAUGCUUCUCUUUGCUACUGUUCUGACUAGCUGGUAACUUAGGAACAUAGGAAGCUUCUUUGUACAAAGUUAGACCAUUGCUUCAUCUAGCUUAGUUUUGUCUACUCUUGACUGCCACCACUCUCAGGGUUCUCAGGAGUCUUUCCCAGCCCUACCUGGAAAUGCUGAGGAUUGAACCUUCAAAAUGAGUUUCAUAUGUUUUCUAAAAUCUGGAAUAUUCUGCAGAAGGUUAGUGAAGAAUUAAAAAGUAAUACAAAUAUUUAAAUAGAUUCAGAUGCUUAAGCCAUUUAAUUAUAUUUUUCUCCAGGAGUCUUGUAUUUCUGUUAGAAAGAUGAAAUGAAUAUCCCCGCUGGGUAGUGACUGAGAGAACACCAAGUGCUAUUUUUCCAUGAGAAGGACGUACAGAUUUGCAUUAAUUUGUGGAAUUCUUGUUGUGUUCAGAAUUGAGCAUAGAGAAGAAUAAUUGUUCUCUGACAGAAUGACGUUUGCCUUCUGAAUUGUUGCCAGAGACAGAUGGUGCUGUCUGAUGACACACAGACAAAAGUUCCACAGUGGGAAGAAUGAAAUUGUCUCUCAAAGCAACCUGUCUUAAGCAUCCUACCAAGGAGUAGGAUGUUUAAUAGCUGGCCUUGAUAGUCAAAUGUUGUUACUUAUAAGCACUGAGAUGAGGGCUUAUUGUUUUUGCUCCAUAGAAGCAAAAUAAGUGCAACCCUUUUGAGCCUGCUGCUUUAUGAAAAUGGCUUUAUAAGAGAGGAGCCAACAUGUGUAUUACCACCUGUCCCCUCAGUCUAUGAUCUAAUGCUGUACCCUAGCACAAGAAGUAACCUGGCACCGUCUUGAAGGUUAAGAAAAAUUAUUUUGUUGCUCUUUUAACAGUAUAUUUGAAGCUUUCCCAACUAGUUGCCAAAACCAAAUUUAUGGGGCAGUAGGUGUAUUGCCUUUUAAACUGUGUGUGUGUGGGGUGUUAUUGUUUGUUUUGUUAUUAUGUAUUUUUGUGUAUUUCUACAGUAAAUCAUACUGUGAUCGUUGAAUGAAGGGCGGUAUAUGAUUUAAUAAAUAUUAAUAAUAAUUUGAACAAAGUUGAGGCAUCAUCUUGAAUUUGUGUAAGUUAAGAUGGCAACCGUGGUCAGAACCAUGUUCAGUUUAUGGAAUACUAGUUCGUCAUUAAUUUUACCAAAUUUGGAACAAUCAGAAAAGAUUAGUAUGAUAUCUGUGAUAUAUUUUGGUGAUCACAUGGAAUUAAGUCCAAAUAAUCUUGAUCCAAACCUUAUUACCAACUAUGCUUGACUGCUACACAUUCUUCAUACUAUGUGUAAUUUUAUAAAAUUACCAGUCCCUUUUGGACAACUUCUUUAAAAAAUUGAAAAUGCCCCAAAUGCAUUAGUCUUUCCUCACAGGGAAGUUUUUCCAGCCCCCUUGAUCAAUAUAGUUGCCCUCUUCUGUAACUUUGCAAGUUCUUUAAUAGUUCUAAACCAGAACUUAUUUUUUAAAUUGUCAAAAAUUGUAUAUUUUAGGAGAAACUUUAGGAAGGAUUCAUUCUCUCAGUAGGGGCAACUUCAGGUUUUUGGGGGGGUUUUGUCAUUAUGUCAGCUUGAAAAGGGGAGAUGGUUGUUGUCCAUGUUCUUCACAUGUUGAUGCAACUGAGUAGAGUCUUGUGUGUGAAGCAGCCCUAGAUUUCUAGCCUUAUUGGUUGUAGAGUGAAAAGUUGGCUCUUCUGUCAACCACACUGAGGGUCAUUGAUGUUAGCUUUUAUUGUCGCUGAUGGACCGAGUUGGAAUGUCUGACCAGCAAGGCUCCGCCUACUAGGGGUCCAGUGAUUGGGUGAUUUGAACUAGGAGAUUUUGUGGACAUUUGUGCCCUGUGAUAUGACCAGCUGGGGUGAACGUUAACAUUCACCUGCCCCUGCACGAUCUGGCUGCCCGGGAAUGGUGGCAGGACUGUGAGGGGCUGUAACCACCACCCACCCAGAAUGGGGUUAAGCUCUGAAUCAGCCCCUUUGCCAACUGUUGUUGGCAUCUGCCUGCCACAGGGAAAUGGCUCAUCCUGAUUUACAGCACAGUUUGUUAGCAAGGGGAUAGCUCUUAUCUAGACGUAAUUAAAAGUCUUUAUUUUAAUUUGCCAUUAACGAGUUGAUUGAUUCAUUGCAUUGGGUAAUCGAUGAAGACUUUUACUCCUACUUUAUAAUUUUUCCCAUGACUGAUGAGAUGUAAAGAUUAUUAUAGUUUGAGCAUUACUUUUCCUUAUUCAGACUUUUAAUUACAUGUUCUAACACCAGCUUUUAUUUAAUUGCAUGUUACAACUCAAGAAGUAUACUUUCUUGCAGGCAGGCUUUUUUAAUAUAUAAAAAGGCAGCUUUUCUCAAAAGUGGAAGGUAAAAUAGUCUAAUGAAUGUGGUAUGGUAGUUAUAUGGUUCCCAGCCUCAGAACAAACCAAGUUCUAAACCAGGGUUUAAAGUUAGUUUAGGAUCCUGGCUUGUUCUGAAGCUGGUAGCCAUAGUUUUCUGAAAUCUAUGAAGCAAGAAACUGAGGUUAACUGAACAGUUAGUUAUAGUCAGUUUAUUUAUAUGCCACACUUUCUACAGUUUAACAAUUAACAGUUCAUUUAAACUAUAUAUUUAAAAAUGAGGAUAAAACUUAACUGACAGGCUUACUAAUUGCAUUCAGACUAUCAGAAAGGGAAGAGGGGUGUGCUAAGUCUAAUUUUUAUUUACUAUAUUACAAUUGUUUUGUAUUAGCUUGUAUCAUAUAUUGGUUAUGCUCAGAGUAGAUCCUUUGAAAUUAACGGACAUAGCUAACAGGUCCAUUAAUUUCAGUCUGAAUAGAACUGAGUUGGGCACAACCUAUUAUUAUUAUUAUUAUUAUUAUUAUUACUACUACUACUACUACUACUGCUACCACUGCAACAUUUUCAUAUACUACUGUUUGGCCCAAAGGCCCCCAAAGAUGAUAAAACAAAAUACAAUAACAUGUCAUAAAUGAGCACAAGAGCAAAAAUGACAUUGUUGGAAGGCUACAUAAAAGCCUUUGCAAGCUAGAGAAUUAAAGUGUGCUCUUGCCAGAAAGGGAAGAGCAAAGGGAGUACAUGCUUAGGCAAAAGUCUUCUUCUGAACUAAUCGGAACCUGGGUUCAAGUACUCACUCAGCCAUAAUGUUCCCUGGGUGACCUUGGGGGAGACCCUCUUAGCCUAACUUACAGGAUUGUUGUAAUGGGUAGGAGGGAGAGAACUGUUUGUGUGUUCUUCUGAGGUAUCUACAGGAAGAGUAGGCUAAAAAUGUAAUAAAAUAAACAAUCAUUUUGGCAGAAAGCCAUUAGACUGAUUUUUUUUUUUAAGUAACUAGAAUUAUUAUGUUGGGUCUUUAUGUGUUUUAGUGGCAAGUUGCAACAUCUCUCUCUAGCCUUUAGACAAAUGUUUCUGAAAUUUAUCAUAUUGGGCUCCAUGUCAUGAAAGAACUAGUUGGGCCCACUGCAUGACUCCUACAACUGGUAGAUAGCCACAGUUGCUGGGAACACUUGCAAGUGUCAGUUGUACUGUGUGGGUGAAAAUUUGCAUCCCAUGGUGCCCCUUUUCCAUUUCUAUUGAACUGAUUGAAAAGGGAGAAAAUGGCACUCUUCAUGACUCUUGAAGAAUGCUUAGCAACUUUCUGUACCUCCCAAGGAAGGCUUACUGAAUGCACUCAGAACCUUGAAUCUAGAGCAGGAAGUGAGGGCUGAUACACAAAGGGUAAGAAUUGGCUGGUGGGUGAAAGGAGUCUUUUCCCUUCUAUGUUCCUAAACAAUAGCUGAGGAACACAAGUUCCGGCCCUAAAGGGACACACGACCAAUCACUGCUUUUUCCAAAUGUAUCCCAAGGCAGCAUUCAUACAGUGGUGCCUCGCAAGACGAAAUUAAUUCGUUCCGCGAGUUUUUUCGUCUAGUGAAUUUUAGUCUUGCGAAGCACGAAAUCCCAUAGGAAUGCAUUGAAAUUCAAUUAAUGCGUUCCUAUGGUCAAAAAAAGUCCAAACAAAGCCAAAUUUGGUACAACAAGAGUUUAUUAAGUGCUCUUUAAAGUCACACAUACUGUUAAGAGCAUUUCAAAAACUGAAGGAACAAUAAAUUAAGUUUCUAAACAUGACAGAAAAGCAUUUAAAAAUCAACAAAGUGUACAGUACAUUUUCUAAGACUCUGGGGGACAACUCGAAGAAGGUUCCUCUUCCACUCUUUGCUUCUUGCUGAAGAACCCCCUCCUCAACUGUUCCCCCAGCCACCCACCACACAGAAAUUCAAAUCCAGAAUUUUUUAAAAAAACAGCAGAGUGGCCCAAUGGUCACAGAAAAUCAUAAAAAUGCAGAAAAAACACACACAAGCUUCCAGAUUCUUGCAAACCCCUCCCCAACACCAAGUCCUUGAAUUCCAAACACCCCAACCCAAAAUCCAAAAACCCCAAAAAACGUUUUAAAAGUUUAAAAGAAGUUUUGGAAAAGCUUCAAAAAUAACCAAAGUCUUCAAAAACCUCAAAAAAGGCUACCACACCGCGUUCUAUGAGUUGCUCCUCGAAGUCAAGUUGCAACUGUAUUAACGGUGUUAAGAAAAAGGAAACAAACUUGCAAGACGUUUUCGUUUUCGUCUUGCGAAGCAAGCCCAUAGGGAAAUUCGUCUUGCGAAGCAGCUCAAAAAACGCAAAACCCUUUCGUCUAGCGAGUUUUUCGUCUUGCGAGGCAUUCGUCUUGCGGGGCACCACUGUACUUGUUUAUUGCUAGGAUAAAUAAUUUAAAAGGUGGGGGGCAUGGGCGUAGCCCAUGUUGGAGGGGGCAGAACCAAUGUGAUUGGUCAGUUGGGUAAGUAUUUCUAUUGUUUUACUUGAUGGGGGGCAGCUGCGCCCCUGCCCCCUCCUUGGCUAUGCCCAUGUGAGGAGGCAUGUCUCAUGAACCUCUUUCAUGUGUUGAUUUCCAGGAGGAGAGAUUUUUGGAGAUUACAUGUGGCACUAGGUAUGAUCUUGGGUAGUUUCUCACAACUGGGAGUCACACAUACAGUGUGGUGCCUAUGAUCACAGUGAGAGAGGCUGUCAUUUGCUGCAGUUAAACUCAUCUGCUCAGAGAUCCUGGAAAAGGGGUGAUUAAUGCAGUAUUAUAUUGGUCCAGGCUGAAGCUUCAAGGAAUAGGAUACUCCUUCCUAUUUUCAGAGCAAGGAAACACAUUGAUAAAAGACAGGUUUGUGGCCUCUGCUCUUGUUGAGAGUAUAUAGUAAGGUUUGCCACACAAAUAGCAGUUGCACUGCACAAUAAUUCAUGUUACACACUGAUUACCAAAGAUUAUGUAUCAUGUAUCUUUCUCUGGUAUGGUGGCCAAAUUUAAUUAAACUAUCGGUGCAUGCUGCUUGGAAUUCUUGAUAAAAUGCUUGUUCUCUUGGUCUCUAUGUUGUUGGAGUCUGCUAUGCAUUGCCCGGGGCUGAGAGCCCAAGAUAUGUUGUUUUCGGCAUACUUCUGCUUUCCUAUUAUGGGAUUGAUAUUUAUAUAUGAUCUGGCAGUUCUUAAUCAGUGAGGUUAUCUUCAAUACUACAUUGAGCAGGUGUAAGAAGUACAUAUGAACUAAAAUUACUAAAAUGUCUAUCUGGUUUUAUUUUGCAUGGAUGAAAUGCUUUAGCGCUUUUAUUUUUUUAGGCUUUCAUUCCUGAUUGAUUCAGAAUCACACCAUCUUCUUCCUGCAUUGUCAUUUGCAGGAAUAAAUAACACUAAUAUGUGUUUUUUGUUUUGAUGUGUUCAGUGUUGAUGUUUUUAUUUAUUGUGUUUAUUGUAAUUGGUUUUAGUAUUUCUAAUGUGUUAGUCGCUUUCGAUUGUUAUUAUGAGUAAAGCAACUAGUUAUUGUUAAUAAUAAUAGAACUGUUCACCACUGAUACUACUCUCUUUCUGAAAAAUACUUCUUUGGAUUCAAAUUGAUUGGAGUGAUUGAUACAGCUGUGCAGAAAACUUCCCCAGACUUGAAUUGUAAGGAAAAAAUAAAUCAGUUAUGAAUGUGACAGAAGGCAUACAAGUAACACGAGUUCAUUCUUUUUCAUGCUCUGUGCUGAGUAAGUUGCUGUCUCAGAUGGCAUAAGACAAUAGUCCAGGAGUGUGGGACCUUUUUGGCCUAUCUUCCCACCCACUCAGGUGGGCAGGACACCUCACCUGUCAAUCAGUGUUAGAAACUCAAAUAUAAAAGCUAAUUGCCAAAGGGCUCCUUAAACCAGGGUUACAGUCGCCAAAAUAGAAUGCCUAGUUGCCAUUUUGGUUCAGGUGGCUUGAAAGUCAUAUUCUUCAGUACAACUUUUGGUUCCUAAAAUUCAUUCUAAAUAUGCAGCUAAAAUAUAACGGAUAAAAUUCUACAGGAUGUGUUCCUAGUGUUUGAAAACAGUCAAGAUCCAAAGAUCCCCAGCAUUCACCUUCAGAUGGUGGAGAUGUCAGAUGCCAUAUUGGAACCUGCGCAUCUUCAUUUGGUCACAAGUGGCCGAUAGCCAGGUGCAAAAUUUGCUUGGCACCUGGCAAAUUUUGAACGCUGCUGUCAAUCAUCUGAUGUCAUAAUAACACCACAUGAUUGACACCUGGCAAAGUGUCUUAUACAAUGGUUCCCAAGUGCCUGACAACCAGCUGGCAUCUUUACCUUCCCCACAAAUGAUGUCACAUGAUGACAGGUGAGCCAAAACAGCUUUGUGGGCCAAAUGCGGAGGUCUGGUAGGCCAGAGGUGCCCUCAGCCUGCAGUAAUAACUUGUCAUGGUUGCUUACAGUGUAAUCCUAUGAAUGUAUACUCAGAAUGAAGCCUCAUUUAGUUCAACAGGACUUAUUUUAGGUUGUGUGUAGGAUUGCAGCCUCACUGAAACAGUGGGUGAUUAUGAGUGAAAUGUAAUGCAUGAAUAUAUUCCAGUCGCUGUUCUGUUUACUCACUUUCCAAGUAGUCCCAGUUCCAUUUAACUCUUGGGUCACUGUUGUUCCCAAAUGGGAAGAAACCCUUGUCAAUGUCUUAUUUGUAAAUCUUUGUUUUGCUUAUUUAUUAGUUAAAUUCAUAUCUUGCCCAUCCUCUGCUAAUUUUCAAUGGCAGAAUCUGUUUAACACUCAGUUGGUCCAUUUGUUCUUUAUUCAUAAUAUGCAGCAUUGUUGUGAUUAGUUUGCUGCACAGUGGGAUUUUGUUCUAUUAUGAUGCCUAUUGCUAUAUAUGGAUUGGCCCAAAAUGCAGUUUCAUUUUGCCUUUAUUAGAGUGCCUAACAGGAUCUGUACAAUAUUUCUGUUUGGAAGACCUGUGGCACUAAUAUUUUUGAGAGAUGACAGGUUAGGACAAUGUCGUCAUUAUACAAACAAAGGAGAUUGCUUUCUGAUCAAUGAAAGACUUCCUUUGCCAUUGUAUUUCAGCUUAGAAAUUGCUUUAAUGUUUCUUUCUGGUUUUAUGAACUGCUGUAACAGCUUCUAAAAACUAAAGGCUGUGUUUUUACUGGUGUUUAAGUUGGUCAUGUGAACAUAUUGUUGUCCUUAACCUUAGGGCUUUUCUGCAUCUUUCAGAGUGGUGUGGGGAGUCACAAUUCUUUAUACCUCAUGGGAAAAAGAACUGUAUGACAUGGAAGAGGUUAAUGAUUAUUCUGCUCUCUACUGCUAUUUGGCUUAUCUGGUGCACCAGUAGCUUCAAGUAAUGAUACCAUGUCAUUCCAAUGCUCCCUAUGUUAGAUGAAUGCACUAAGCCUUUUUAUAGGGCAGCUGGAAUCCUCUCUGUCAGGGGUAGUCAACCUGGUCCCUACUGCCCACUAGUGGGAGUUUCAGGAUUCCAGGUGGGCAGUAGGGGGUUCUACGGCACACGUUACUGCAGCACUGGUGGGCAGUAAGGAAAUUUUACCAUCAAGAAAGAUGCAUUAGUGGGUGGUAGGUAUAAAAAGGCUGACUACCCCUGCUCUAUUCUUUUCCCCUUUUAUAAUCUCUCUGGGCAAAUUGUGCAAUGGUAUAUUUGAAACUUGCAGUCAUUUUCUUGUCUGGAACUAGGGAAAUGGACAGGAAAGUGAAGUGCAAAGGAGAUUAAAAGGGACAUGACGGGUUGCCACAGGCAGCAGUCAUAUCUGAUUCAAAGAUUUUCAUCCAUCGACAGCUUUUAGUGCAGCAAGCUGGAUGAAGGUGUAGAAUAUUUAUCAUAGUGUAAACUGUAUCCAUUUCAAAUAUUGUACCCACAUUGGUUCAUAGGUCUUUAAAAAUCCAAAGUAGGGUAUACAUCUUUAAAUAUCAAAACAAUACUUUAAACAACCACAGUUUCCUCAAGGUAAAAUAUCAUGGUGGCUCCAUUAAAAUGAAAAGUGGAAGCUUCCAAUCUUCAAAUAUGCAGAAGAGGAGGGGAGAGCACAAGCUCAGGGCUCAUCACAGCUUAUUUACAUAGUGGGAAGCUAUGGAUUUUUGCAGCAUCUAAACUAUCUGCAGCUCAAAUCUUUGCAUCUUAAUUAGUUUAAAUUGAAUUAGUUUAACUAAUGAAUCCAUCCAAAUUUCUCAAUUAAAAUGUUGCCUCUAAGACAGUGAGAUUUUUUAAAACAACAACUUUUUGUUUCUGUGCUUUUAUAUGCCAUAGCUUUAUUUCUGUAAUACCCCUUGGUUGAAGCAGCUGCUAAAUAAAUAUAAACUAAAUCUACAAGCAGGACUGCUUAGGUUCACUACAUGUUUCAAAGCACUGGAAGCAAAAAAUGGGACUACAGUGGUACCUUGGGUUAAGUACUUAAUUCAUUCCGGAGGUCCGUUCUUAACCUGAAACUGUUCUUAACCUGAAGCACCACUUUAGCUAAUGGAGCCUCCUGCUGCUGCUGCGCCGCUGGAGCACGAUUUCUGUUCUCAUCCUGAAGCAAAGUUCUUAACCCGAGGUAAUAUUUCUGGGUUAGCGGAGUCUGUAACCUGAAGCAUAUGUAACCUUGAAGUGCAUGUAACCCGAGGUACCACUGUAUUUUGAUUCCCAGCAUGGAUUAUCUACCUAAGUCUGGUGCUUAUGUUCCCUGCUGAAUCAACAUGUAUUUUGUGGGGGUUGAGAUGGAGCAGUGUUUGAAACUCCCAUUGUUCUAGGCACAUUUUGCGACAGGGAAUUUCAUUAGUGUGAGCAGUUUCUGAGCUCUGGGUGCCAUACUGCACCUAAGAUUUCAGAUUAAAACUGCAGAGUGGAAGGAAAGGAGGACGUUUUUCUGCUUCCCCACUUCCAGCUGCUCUCUGAAGACUGGAGAAGAGACCCUCUUAAGAAUAUUAGGGGGUGGGCAGGGGAAGGACUAGACCUUGUGAAAAAUGAACAUAAUAUUUUAGCUGCAGUUUAUUCAUUUUCAGCUUUGUAUUCUUGUUAUCAAAAAAGCGCACCUACACAUUCCGUUGUUGCUCCCAUAACCCAGGUUUAAGGUGGUGCCAUUUAGCUCGUAGCUUUCAUAUCUCAAUUUCUAACACUGGGGUGGAGAGAGUGUGAAUGCUUCCUCCUUGAAGUCUGCCUCACAUUUUUAGGCCCAUUACUUCAGGUUGCCGGUGUUACAGCUGUUAAAGGUGGUCUGCCCACCCUCCUUUGGGAAAUGCAUAGUUUCAUAAAAGGUGUGCUGCUAAGUAUGUUUGCAAUACAAAUUGCUGCAGAAGAAAUAUAGGAGUUACCCAAAAGAAUGAGCUUCAUAUAACCUUGUCAUAUCCAAUAAUUGUACUGGAGUAUGUAAUGAUUAUUUCCAUUUCUUCUUCAACUCCUUUUUAAAAGGAAGCACACCUGUGUCUUAGGCAAAAUGAAGCGUACUCCCUUGACCACAGAAAUGAUACCUUUUCUCGUCACAUACUAGACACAAUUAUUUCUUCUGCUUCUCCAUGGGAUAGUCAGGGGAGGAUGCUUUUGUUUUCCCCAAGGGGUAUGCUAAAAGAAGAUGGCAUUGUUCCCUUUUUCUUUUUUCUUGACAAAGAAGAUUCUGAAGGCUGUAAGUAGAGAAAAGAGCUAAGGCAGCACUUUCUUUCACUUCAUACAGUUUUUGUCCUAAAAAAAUGUAAAAUAGAAUAGAUUUAAAUUUCCUCCAUUGUCUUGGGAUUUUAUAGGAAUAAAUAUUUCAUAAAUGUUUUCAUCAUAAGCAGGGCUUUUGUCAGCCAGAACUCACUGGAACCUCUCAGGUGGGCGCCAUUGCCAUUAUAAGAGAACGGGGAGGGGUUCAUGGUGAGUUCUGGCACCUCUUUUUCUAGAAAAAUAUCACUGAUCAUAAGACAUUAUCAAUCAGUGUCUUCUUCGUAGAAGCACACCAUCAGUGACAAGAAGCAUCUAAUAUCUUACUGACUACAUUCAUUCAAUAGGAAUUUUCAUGAUAUACUGAAGCUGUGUGCUACAAUUUGUGUGUUUCAGGCAGCUCAUAAACAUUUCCAUAGAACACAACUCUGCUAUUUUUUUGGUAGUAGUUCAUAUAAGGUUUAUUUUAAUUGAAAUAGUAUAUUUACAGUGUAUUUCUGUACGUAGCAUAGAAAGAAAAUAUUUGACAGAGGUUAUGAAAAAAAAUGUAAGUGUAAUUAGAUAAUUUGUUUAUAGGUUCUAGUGUCUUAAAUCUAAAAGUUUUUUAAAAAGUCUCUAAUCAUUAGUAUUUGGCCAUCUGUAAGAAUAGGGUAUAUACUGUAAAUAUCACAAUGCUGUGGACAGUGCUGGUGGGCAUGGCGGCAUGUUAACCAGACAGAUAAAAAUGUAUUGUCCCUUUCGACCUCACUGCUAUCUGCCUUACAUUUUUUUUUGGUAAAAGAUUAUAACAUUUUGGCUCUCCAAAGCAGAGUGUAUGUUCACAUUAGCAUUCUGCGACCCAGAGAUAGCAGGUGAUAUUGCGCUGAGUAAUGAUGCCUGGAUCAUGACAUAACAAAGAUCCUUGUUGAAUAUUAGCCAAGAGAUUACUGUGGUUACCCUUGUAUGCAAUGCCUAGAGACAACGACCAUGUUAAUCUCUUGAUAGGCACAAAUCUGCAUCUAAGCAGUGGCGCAAGAUAUGUGGGACUGUUCUGUGAUACUGGUGUUACAGUACUUCAGUUUUUGGUUUUUUUUCAAAGGUGUGGCCAUGAUAAUCCAUGAAAAGUCUCCACUUUCAGUUGUUGUUACUGCAAUAAUUGACCCAGGAGCUCACCCCUUUGCGGGGAUUCGAACCGCCGACCUUCUGAUCAGCAAGCCCUAGGAGUAAAUAAAUUACAAAUACCAUAAAUGAAUAAAUAGCAUCACUUUUUUACACCACAAAUUAAUAGGCCCGGCUUUCUUUUUGGUUUCCUAGUUCACUGUGACAGCCCAGAAAAUAAGCACUAAUCUCAUUUCUCUUCUACUUGUAGCACCACCAGUCUGUUGGUUUUUAUGUGUGCUAAAAUAAAAGCAGAACAUUUUAACAAAAUUCAUAACAUUCAAUUCUACACACAUUCUAAUUGGUAUAAUUGCUCUCUGGUAACUCAAAAUCAGUACUGAGUGUACACUGCUCAAGAAAAAUAAUAAUUACCAUAGCAACAAUAUGUGCUACCUCCUAAAACAUGGUUCAUCCUCUUAGAGGCACAGAAACACAACAUGCAAACUCUUUACACAGAUUUGGGGAGGAAAUAAUCUCUCCGUUUUUCUUUCAAAUAAUUGUUAGAGGCAGGCUGGAGAUGUAAAGUAAAUAUCAAUCAAUGCUUGUUCCUACAUACUGUAUUUCCUCUCUAGCUAUUAUAGUCUUUUUUCCUUCUUACAGGUGGAAAUCAUCCUGAGGAAUGUUAUUUUGAUAGGAAAAACAGUACUCCACUGGUUCUGAUGAAAUUUACAGCCUUUCAGCUGCUUUUUAUUAAAGAAAAGAACUCAGUGUUACAAACCGUUAGAAGACUGUUGCGUAUAUCUGCCAUGUAGUGUGUGUUUGUCACUUCCUUAGUGCAAUAGUUGACCUCUUGCUUUAAUGUGAAGGGUAACAUUCAUAUCCAGAUGUGCAUAAUCACUACAGGUGUGUGUAUAUUUGUGUGCUGAAAAAUCUCAGGUUAGGGAAGGGGAUUAUAUCUGCAAACUAUCAAGUAAUUAUAGUGAUUAUUAAUUAUAAUCCACUAUAAUUACAAAUACUACUUCAGACACCAGUCCUGAAAUGCUAGAGAGAAGUUAAAGAAAACUGUACAAAAGAAUCCUUUUCUACUUCCAACUGUGCUUCAAACUACUGUCUUUAUUUCUGUAAUCCUCUCAGUAUUUGGAUCAAUUGCAAAAGGUUCUGACAAUGAGGAGAAUAGGAAAUUGUCAUAUUCAAGGUCAGACUCCUUGUCCAUUUAGUCCAGUUUUCCCCUAGAGUCUCAGGUAGAGGUAUUUCCCAUCGCCUACUACCUGGUCCCUCUUUAAUUGGAGGUGCUGGUAUUACACCCCACUUUAUGAUGAAAGAACUGUUUUUCUCAAUUUCUAUCCUGCCCAUCAUUGACGCAAUUCAGGCUAUAUGUAUGAAAGCAUGGGCAGGUUAAUUUAGGGAGAGGGGCUCUUUCAGGUAAUUGGAUCCCAAGUUGUUCAGAGCUUAGUAAUUAAGCCUUAAAACCUUGAAUAGGACUUAGCAGUAUACAAACAACCAGUGUAUGCUUUUCAGAACGAGCAUUUUAUUAGCUUAACUAGAUAGAUGGGACGUGGGUUGUGCUGUGGUCUAGGGCUUGCUGAUCGGAAAGUCAGCGGUUUAAAUCCCCGCGAUGGGGUGAGCUCCUGUUGCUCGGUCCCAGCACUUGCCAACCUAGCAGUUUGAAAGCACAUCAAAGUGCAAGUAGAUAAAUAGGUACCUCUCUGGCGGGAAGGUAAACAGCGUUUUCGUGCACUGCUCUAGUUUCGCCAGAAGUGGCCACAUGACCUGGAAAAACUGUCUGUGAACAAACGUCAGCCACGUCAGUAAAGCGAAAUGAGCGCUGCAACCCCAGAGUUGUUUGCGACUGGACUUAACUGUCAGGGGUCCUUUACUUUACCUUUUUAGAUAGACCAAUCAAUACUCUUGCACCAGCUACAGCAUCUGAAUAGUUUCCAAGAGCAGCAACUGCAGAGGGCAUUACAGUAAUCUAAUCUGGAAGUUAGCUGAGCAUGGAACACUGCCCAGGCUACCUCUGUCCAGGAAUGGUCAUACCUGAUAGUAGGCUCACUAACCUGCAGGGCUGAUCUAGAAGGAUACCAUGGUCAAUGGUGUGCAAAUGACUGAGAGAACCAGGUGGAUUCACAGAGUUGCAUUUCCCAUGUCUCUUCCCAAUACAGUGGUACCUCGGGUUACAGACGCUUCAGGUUACAGACUCCACUAACCCAGAAAUAGUACCUUGGGUUAAGAACUUUGCUUGAGGAUGAGAGCAGAAAUUACACGGCAGCAGGAGGCCCCAUUGUGGUACCUCAAUGGGUGGUACCUCAGGUUAAGAACAGUUUCAGGUUAAGAAUGGACCUCCAGGAUGAAUUAGGUUCUUAACCCGAGGUAUCACUGUACAGAUCAUCAGCUGGGGCAACCAACUGAAAUUUAAUACAUGAUAUAGAAAUAAUAUAGAAAUUUAAUUAACAACAGCAACAUAUGUUUCAGCCUCAAACUAGGCCUGAAGCCAGAUUUGAACAGGUCUGGAUAAUUUUGUGAUUUUUAAAAUUGUUUUCUUCCCUUUACCUAGACAUAACAAAUUAUUUUGACACAGUAAAUUUAUUUCACAAGUUUAAAAGCUAUUUUUGAAUGUUUGGGGCUUUUCCUUCUUCCAGUAUAAACUAUUUAACAAUACUUUAAACUGUGGUUAAAGUAUUAUUGCAAUAAACACUACAGUCUGUUGCAACAACAUCUUUUUUGUACAUUAAUAGAAAGAUACUGGGAUCUGAAGGAUUUUUUUCACAUUAGAUACUUUUCAGUUUGGUGUAGUAUUUCAUUUUACAUGAACAUUCAUGCAUACACAAUCUGAAAAAAUACCCUAGGUGACUUCUCAAAAUAUUUGCAGCUUGCAUUUUUGCUCCUAUUUAACUCCAGCAUUUCUGUAGGUGGAAGUUGCUUAUUUUCAACUAUUGGGUUGAGUAACUGCAAUUAAAACAUUUCAAAGGGAGGUAUGGUGUUCUUUUCUGAAGCACACACAUUAGUAUUGGUAGAGGCAAAAGCAUCCUUUCACUCGCUCUUUCAACUGCUUCUUUGUUCAUUUUUUUUCUUUUUUGCUGCUUUUGCUGUCUCCAUAACAACCAGAAAUAACACUGUAAACCCUCCUUUAGUAAAUUUCCCCCUUGUGAAGUAGGUUCAUUGGACUUGCUUGUCUUUCCUCUUUGUUUUAAUAUUGAAAAGAUUUCAAACUGGAGCAGUUAAUGUGAAGCCAAAUGCCCUUCCUGCUGCCUAUCAAAUGGGUUAGUGUAUUUGGCUGGGCUGCAGUACUGAGCAAGGCCUGGAGGGGACCAACUUCAAAUGAUAGUCAUCCUGCAGGCCCAGGUUCCAAGGGGCAAGGUCUGCAGAACCUGGGAAAACUCCCAGAGGAGAACCGUGUUAAUUCAGCAGUGUCGAGAGCCUUAACUUAAUGGCUGGGAUGAAGCAGGUGGAUUGGCAAAAUAUGUAGGCAAAAAAUCCAGUGUUAUCUGCCUCUGCUAAGAUUAGGAAUACAGUAUGUUUAAAUACUUCAUAGGUGGUACUUGACCUCACAAAGAUGUAAUAGAAUAAACGAGCAGGUCUCAUUUCAGUGUUGGAGACAUUUUGGCUUCAUUGGGACCAUGCUUCACAUGAGGUAGAUAUAUGACUUAAACCUUUCUGGAAGAGCAUUUUUUAUCAAAUCAGAUCAGUAGUUCAAGAAACACAGUAUCCCACGGCUUGCUUUAUUAGCUUAUCUUGCACUGAGAACAGAAGGAUCUCAAACACAAGGAAUUGAUUACUUUUGUUUUUUGAGUUGCAGCAAGACGACUCAUAUCUCACAAAUGGAAAAAUCUAUGCCACUUACAAAUUUAUAACUGGAGACAAAAAUACAUUAUUAGGUUGUUUUUGUUAUAUUGAUUAUGUAUUUUGUGGUUUUAUAUUCUGAUUAGCCAUGUUCAAAUAUAUAAAAGGAUGUCACAUAGAGGAGGGAGAAAGGUUGUUUUCUGCUGCUCCAGAGAAGCGGACACGGAGCAAUGGAUCCAAACUACAAGAAAGAAGAUUCCACCUAAACAUUAGGAAGAACUUCCUGACAGUAAGAGCUGUUUGACAUUGGAAUUUGCUGCCAAGGAGUGUGGUGGAGUCUCCUUCUUUGGAGGUCUUUAAGCAGAGGCUUGACAACCAUAUGUCAGGAGUGCUCUGAUGGUGUUUCCUGCUUGGCAGGGGGUUGGACUCGAUGGCCCUUGUGGUCUCUUCCAAUUCUAUGAUUCUAUGAUUUUUUCUGUGAACCGCCCUGAGACCUGCGGGUAUAGGGUGGUAAAUAAAUUCAUAUACUACUACAGUCAUACCUCGAGUUGAAUGUGCUUCGGGUUGAGCAUUUUCGAGUUGUGCUCCGCAGCAACCUGGAAGUAACGGAGCGCGUUAUUUCCAGGUUUCGCCGCAGACGCUCAAAAUGACGUCACACGCAUGCACGGAAGCGUCAAAACGCGGCAUGCGCAGACACACCGUCACUUGUUAUGUUUGUUUCAGGAUGCGAACGGGGCUCCGGAACGGAUCCUGUUCGCAUCCCAAGGUACCAUUGUACUACUACUACUACUACUACUACUACUACAGACAGUUGAAUCAAUGGAGAAACUUUUUUAAAAAAUAGCUAUGUGACAGUUGGAAUAACUUGUAGUUUUGUAGAGUACAUUUUUUAAAAAAUCAAACAGCCAAUAAAUACUUUUUGAAAUAAGAAUUAAUUUUAGAACCAAAAUCAGAGGUUGGGGGAACCACUAGUAAAUAUUAAUGAAUAGCAUGAACUCUGCUUCUGUGCAACAUGCAGCACUUACUCCUUACAUCAAUAAAUCAAGGAGUUUCAGCAGCCUGCCCCCCCCAAAAAGUAGUCUUUAAUAGGCAUUUUUUUUAGUGAAUAUUAUUACAGUUCAAAGCAUUGUGCAAUCAAUGAGAAAGAAACUAUUACAAGUCAAAAUAUAAUUGAGAGUCUUCUCUCUUCUCCCUCCUUUUGUGUUCCUCAGACUGAAGUGUCUUGUGCUAAAGCCAUGGCAAUUUACCUGCCUCUGUGUCACAUAAGUAAUUAUUGAUCAGCAGACAUAAAGUAAGCCAUUCUUGUUCUGUUUUUAAAAGUAGUGUGGGUGGAAGAUGCAUUUAUUGUAAUUAUGUGUAUUUACAGCCAGUGUCAGUACCUGGGAAAAAAGAAGUAGAAACUUGCUUGCAAAAUGUAUCCUCCCCCACAAUUCUUGUACAUAAAUUAAAAAGGAGCAUUAUUUCAGACUGUCCUAGCAAUCAUACCACUAUUGUUUCUUUGUCCCGGGAGCCCCUCAGUGCAGCCUGAAUGUGUUUUGUACCGAACCAACACUAAUAUAAUUAAGUCUGCCUAACAUCUCCUGCAUUCAUUCUUAAAAAUGUUUCAAACCACAGACUUUCAGCUUUGACAAAGUGCCCAACUUCUCUCUCUCCCCUACAUUUGCUUAUCAUCCAGUCUGAAGAACCUGAAACUUGUUCAUUAUCCUGUGACUUGUUGGUCCUAAUAUAUUCUGGCUUUUGGACCAACAUAGCUACCUUUCCUCUUGCCCAACACCCCCUUGUGAAUAAUUUGUGCUGUGUUGAUGAAUCCUGUAGGAUCGUCUUAUUCCAUGUUCGAUUGAGUUCUAAUUAAUCCACAUUUACCUUUUGCCAGAGCUUUUUUUCUAGAAAAAGAGGUGCCAGAACUUGUUGAGCUUUUUUUUAGAGGAGCUCACCCCUCUGCCACAUCAAUAUCCAUGUCACACACAGCCUCUGUCGCUCAACACAGCACAGAACACUGUGCCGCGACACUACAGAGGUGCCGGAAUGCACCAAAGAGGUGCCGGAACUCAGUUCCAGUGAGUUCUGGCUGGAGAAAAAACGCUGCCUUUUGCCCCAUUCUUUCCAGGCAUGGCUCACGUAUUAAGGCUCAGUUUUUUAGUUCCCUCCACUUUUGCUCUGCAGCUUUCCCCACAACAACCUGCUCUUUAAAGCUCAUUUGGAGCAAAUGUCAAUCUGCUCUUCAGAUCUGAAUUAAUCCAAAGUAUAUACACAUUAGUAAUAAUCAGGAAUUAUGUUAGUUGCAUUCUAACAAUAUGUGGAGGACAGAAGGUUGGCUAUUACACACACACACACACACACACACACACACACACACGGGUGGGGGACCUUUUUCUGUUGAGGACUACAUCCCUUCAAGGGUAAUCUAUUGGGGACAAGGUACCAACAGUGGGCAGGGCACUGCUUUCUGUUUCUUCUGGUUCCUUACCUUUCUUUCUCACCUUCCCCCUGUCCUUGCCACCUGCAUAAAAUUAGACUUAACUCCAAGGUGCUCCCUUUUCUCCCUCCUGUGUCAUCUCUGAACUGCAAUUGUUUUCAUUCUAUUUACAAAAUCACCCAAUGUACAACACUUGCUGGCAAAAUCUCCAGAAGGGCCUCCUCUGCAGAUCUUGUGGCUCUGGGAAUUUGAUAAAGUAUUUGGAUCCCAAGUUGUUCAGAGCUUCAUAUGUCAACAGCAACACCUUGAAUUGAACUUGGUAGCAUAACGAUCAGUGCAACUGUUGUAAAACCAGUGUUCCAUGAUUAUGCUAAGCUGCACUGCUUGGCACUUUCAACCUUGCCUAAAAGAGAUUAUCUGUUUUACUAAAAUUGUCUUACCAAAAUUAUCUCAGUUUAUUGGCCUUCAUCUAGCCCAUUACACCCUUGAGGCACAAACUUCUUUAGCACCUGUAUAGCCUCACCUAAUUCUGAUGACAAGAAGAAACAGAGCUGGCUGUCAUCCACAUAUUGAUGAUACCAUUAUCCACAUCCCCAACCAUAUACCGGUUGAUAUUACUUAGCGAAGGGGACAAUAUUGAAUCUUGUGGUUCAGUAUUGAACCUCUCUGACACAUGUGCUGGAAGUCAUGCAGAAGCCCCUCCGUUGGUUAGAGCAUGGUGCUGAUAAUGCCAAGGUUGCAUGUUUGGUCGCCAUAUGGGGCAGUGCGUAUUCCUGCAUUUCAGGGGUUGGACUAGAUGAUCCUUAGGGUCCCUUACAUCUCUACAAUUCUAUGAUUUUAUUCAUAGAAACAACCCUGCAGGUAGGAGAAGAACCACUGUGAUGCUUUGUGUCCAUUUUCCAACCUACCAAACUGAUCCUGGAGGGUACUGUGGCCAAUGGUAUUAAAAGCUGCUGAGAGGCCCAAGAAUAUGCAACAGUAUUGCCUUCUCUGUCCCUCUCCUGAUAUAUGCCAUCUAUCAGGUAAAGGUAAAGGUACCCCUGACCUUUGGGUCCAGUCGCAGACGACUCUGGGGUUGUGUGCUCAUCUCGCUCUAUAGGCUGAGGGAGCCAGCGUUUGUCCGCAGACAGCUUCCAGGUCAUGUGGCCAGCAUGGCUAAGCUGCUUCUUGCAAACCAGAGCAGCGCACAGAAACACCGUUUACCUUUCCACCAGAGGGGUACCUAUUUAUCUACUUGCACUUGACAUGCUUUUGAACUGCUAGGUUGGCAGGAGCUGGGACCGAGCAACGGGAGCUCACCCCAUCGCGGGGAUUCGAAUCGCCAACCUUCCAAUCGGCAAGCCCUAGGCUCUGUGGUUUAGAACACAGUGCCACCCACAUCCCAUCAGGGUGACCUACUUCAGUGUUAAAACCAGACUGAAAUGGGUCUAAUCACAAUUCUCCAAGCAUGUUACAAGUUGAACUACCACCACCCCCUCCAAUAUCCUGCACAAGAGGGGGGAAAUUCAUAAUUGGAUGGUAGUUGCCACAAACCUGUGGGUCCAGGGAGGGUCUGUUGAGCAGAGUCUGCCCCAUCAUUUUCUUUAAGGACGCUACAACUACCCCCUUCCAUAUAGAGUCAUUAGCCAAUCACUGGACCCACCCAGUCAAUCCCAUCUGCCUAGCUUUUAUAAGCCCUGAUGGUAAAGGACAAAGAGCACACAUAGUUGGGCAAAUCUGUUCAAGUGUCUUGUUUGAACCCCCAGGCCACAAAAAUCUGAAAGUGAUCCCAAACAACAUUACUAGCUAAUGCUCUGGAAACCUCUAGAGUUGUAUUAACAGUGGCAUCCAGUUCAGUAUGAAUGCAAGCAAUUUUACCCUCAAAGUGCCUUGCUAAUUUGUCACAGCAGGUCUCUAAGAGUUUGAUAUUUCCACCUUCAGACCAGAAUUCAGCAGCCCACCCAUCAUUUGGAAAAGCUACUGAACAAAUACCUGAAGAUGCAAUGGUAGCAAAGUACACUAUGCUGACAUCACCACCACAUAGUUGCCAUGAUUUUGAGCUCAAGUCCUGCUUGUCUAGUCAUCUGGAGCUCUAGUAAACCAGGAUGUCACUUGGACUUCACACUUAGGAGUGAUUGUGCUUUUGCAGUGAGACCAUUUUGCAGUGAGACCAGAACAUUAAUAGGAAAUGUUUUAAAUAUAAACCAAGUUGCUAAGAGAUAUGAAGUUAGCUCUACCUGUGAAGCUUAUUUAUAUUAUGGUCACCAACUUAACUUUGUGUAUUGAAUUGAAACAGAAGUUUACAUUUUAAAAUCUAGGUGACCUUUUGUAUUAUUAAAUCUUCCUGGUUUACAACCUGGUACCUUGGUUUACAACCAUAAUCCGUUCCGGAGAUCCAUUUGUAAACCAAAACAGGUUGUAACUCAAGGCGCACUUUUGCCAAUGGGGCCUCCAAAAUAUAUAUAUAUAUAUUGUUUGUAAUUUUUAAAAAAAGGGUUGUAAUCCAAAAAAAGGUUGCAAACCGGGACAUGGACUUCUGGGUUUGACGUGUUUGUAAUCCAAAAUGUAUGCAAACCAAGGUACCACUGUACCUAGCUGCCUUCAUCAGUUACCUGAUUCCACUGUAAAGAACUAGGAGCUACAGGGUUUCCAACUACUAGGACGAGUAAAAGCCCUGCCCUGUACUGUCACUGCUUACCUGGUCCUAGAGGCUAAAUAGCACACUUCUUGGUUAGGCUGCUGUUCUCUUCAUGACUUUUGCAGAACCUUUACAUAGCAGCAAUAUUUUUUAAGGAUGAUGUGGAGGGUUUACAAAAAGACUCUUAGGGAACAAUAAUUGGUCACCACUGCUUUAAUUUGUAUUUAAAUCUUAUUCUUUUUGUCUUGAUUUUAUCCUCUUGUCAAUCACUUUAGAGAUCUGUGGCCAGGAAGAAAUGUGGUAUAUAAAUAUUUUAAACAAAAUUUUGGUGCUCUAGAUAUAUAAAGCAAGGGUGCAAGAUACUCAUCUUGCAGGUUGCAGUCCUACAUUUUGGUACAGGACAUAGAUGUGAUUUAUCUUACUCCAGCAUAAGCCACUGACAUUUCUGUUGUAAUACUGAGAGAAGAAAAAUAAACCACAUUUUGUUGUCUUAAGAGUGAAAUUCAGGCACAUAAAUCCAGCUGUUGCAUUUAAAAAUAGCUGGAGCUGUCCUUGGCAAUAAAAGGCUUUUUGCAUGUUGUUAUAGCAACUGAAAAAACCCAGAACUUAAAGAUAAGGAGUAUUGUGUGCCUUUCAUUUAAAGGGGCACAAGCUCUUUACAUAGCUAGGUCUGGGUGUUGAUUAUUGUGAUCAUGGGGAAAAUCUGUAUCAGAUUUCUAUCUUGUUUUGGUUUAUUUCAUUGAUCACUUUUCUGCAGAGUAUUGGGUUUGUAAGUUUGCAGCUCUUAAAGCUACUACAGUUUGCUAAACAGAGUGGUUUUAUAGAGCUAGCCUAUGGGUUCAUUUCCACAGUUCACCUACUGUCUGCCUGUGAUGCACUGUGUUUUUGACUAAAGUUGACCAAUUGGCAGGCUGGUAGAUGGAUGGCCUUGCCUUACGGAAGUUGGAAUGGAAACCAUCUCUUGACCCAUCCAGCUGUGUGAUUCUAGGCUGAUUCACACAUGUAAAAAUAGCAAGGGAGUCAUUACCAUCUACUGGCUGGUCCAUGAUGGGAUUUGUAGUCUAAAAACAACUAGAGACCCAAGUUUGGGAAACCCUGAUCUAGAAGAAAGUAGUUCACACCCCCAGUAGCAAUGCUACAUGAGAACAGCUGUCCCUUCUUUCACUAGAUUGAUUUCUUAUCAUCAAUGAAUAAUAUGAGGAAAAUAAAUAAAUUCUAAAAAUAGCACUACAAUUUAAGUAGUCUAAAAUGCCAUCCUGGUCCCUGCUUUCGGGUAAUUAUCCUUGUGUUGCCCAAUGUGGAAGUGCAUGCAUUUAAAAGUAGGAAAGAUUCAUUUAAAACUACUGUUUUAAUCAGACAAGUUAGCAAGAAAAACUUGUUUUAUAAAAGGUAACUCAAAACAUUUAUAAAUAGAACAUAUAUUUUCUGUGUCUCAGAAUAUGAUGUUAGAACAUUUAUAUAGGGUGAGUCUUUUAAAAGAGGCCCCGUGGAACAUGUGUACUCUGUAUCCACGUGGCCUCUUUUAAAGGACUCACCCUGUAGAUGGGGUGCAGACCUUCUGAUAAUUUCCCAUUUUGCAAUACAGUGGUACCUCGGGUUAAGAACUUAAUGCGUUCUGGAAGUCUGUUCUUAACCUGAAACUGUUCUUAACCUGAAGCACCACUUUAGCUAAUGGGGCCUCCUGCUGCUGCUGCGCCGCUGGAGCACAAUUUCUGUUCUCUUCCUGAAGCAAAGUUCUUAACCCGAGGUACUAUUUCUGGGUUAGUGGAGUCUGUAACCUGAAGCGUCUGUAACCUGAAGCGUAUGUAACCUGAGGUACCACUGUAGUGUGGCUGCUAGCAAUUCCACUAUUGUCAAGUAGGAGCCUUGCUACUGAAUUGAGUAGGUGAGGUACAGACUGCCCAUAGUUAGUAUAGAAUGUUGUUGUUUAGUCGUUUAGUCGUGUCCGACUCUUCGUGACCCCAUGGACCAGAGCACGCCAGGCACUCCUGUCUUCCACUGCCUCCCGCAGUUUGGUCAAACUCAAGCUGGUAGCUUCGAGAACACUAUCCAACCAUCUCGUCCUCUGUCGUCCCCUUCUCCUUGUGCCCUCAAUCUUUUCCGACAUCAGGGUCUUUUCCAGGGAGUCUUCUCUUCUCAUGAGGUGGCCAAAGUAUUAGAAUAGUUGUCUUCAACUUUUUCAGACCUGGAGUACACCUGCAUCCUGGGACCUACUUCUUAAUUUUUUACUGUAGUUUUUAACAGUGAUAUUGCUACUGGAGCAAAGCACCUUAUGUCAGGCUGCAACUUGGUAAGAGUCCUGACCAACUAGUUGAAGGCCAGUGGCACAGGGCGCCUGUGACCCUCUUGAUGUGGCUCCAGCCACAGUGGUCCAUGAUCAAGGACUAUGGGAUUUGUAGGCAGGGCCACAGGUUCCUCAUCCCUCAUAUAGAAUAUAUCUACAGAAAUUAGGAUCUGAAAAAUAACACAAUUGCUUGCCAUGUGCUCUUCUGCCAUCUUGUUGUCACACAGUGCCUGCUGUUCAAACAUUUCUACUUGGUAUGCAUUGGCAGUAGAAACCUGAAAUGACGAGAUGUCUGGCCUCUAAAGUACCGUGCAAUUCUACUUGCAUUGUGAUUCGUACACUUUCACCAGGCUAAACAUCUAGCACAGAUGGAGUCGUUGCAGACAUGUACAGCUCAAUAACCAAAUAAGAAAAUGAGGGAGCUCAGAACAUUGGGAGCAGAAGCAGGGGGAGAAAUACAAAUGGAGGAUGGUUUUUGUGCAACACAUUUUGCAAGUGUUCUACACAUUUCCUGUUGCAUAAAAUUACAAUAGGGAGGUGAAUCAUUUUGUAUGAAGGAGGUAUAUUACAAAUGAGUGAGUGAAUGUUUGGUGAAAAGUCUGAGUGAAUAUGUAUAUUGAAGGUGCCAGGCACCAAAAUAUCUGUGGUGAGCUCUGCCCGUGGGAAGAGUAAAAGCCUGUAGGUAGCAAAUUGCAGAGGAUUUUUUGAAGGAAGUUUGAAUUGCUUGAAAGCAAUUUCACUAGAGAGCAUAGUGAGAAAUAAUAUAUUUUCAGAGCCAUUUAGGGCUUGAAUUAGAACACAAAUGGAUGAGGAUAGCUAUAGAUUUAUGCCACUUUUCUACAGUAUUGCACUGGUGUACAGAAUUUGCUCCUGAAACCUUUAGCUCUCAAUUGAUUUCUUGAGAAAUAGUGGUAGAGAAUCAUCUGUAAAAAGCAUUGAAAUAAUUGUCUUCUUUUUGAGAAAAGCCUUGAGCCACAAACUAGAAAAUGCCCUCAUUUUUUCAUGAUAGACUUUUGGGACCAAUUUCCCUGAUGUAGGCAGACCUUUAAAGGAUCUUAUGCAGGUGGUCUUUGAAUUGAAUAAAAAGCUUGCCUUCUCUGUGGUCUCUUCACUGCUAGUAGUAAUUAGAAAUGAAAAGGAAAGUUAAUUAUUAUGCCUUUCAACCAAAGCUUUUGUUUUAUUUUCUCUUUACAGCAAAUGUGGUGAAUUGCAAAGUCUCUCUGCAUAGAAUCUAUUUUAAUUAUACUAAAGGUUCAUAGUUUUUAUUAUACAGGCAUCUAAACCAUAAAGUAGAGCAGUCAAGUUAUUUAAAAAUAUUUGUUUGAUUAUAUGCACAGGAUAUCUGGCACUCUGAUUUAAGACUAUUGGAAGCAAUAUUGCUCUGGAUGCUGCCAUUGCCUGAAAUGAGGUGGGGGUUUUUUGUCGUGAAAUAAGUCGUCUCUUCUUUUUGGUAAGGGUGCCUGAUCUUAGGGAACUGUCUCUCUUUCAUGAGGUCAGAAUAGGGGUAUAAGAAGGGCAUUACUUAGGCAGACCCAGCAGAAUGAUAUGCUGAGGUAAAUUUUGGGUGCAUUAGACAAAGUUUGAGUAUGAUCAGACCAGGAAAAGUAGGAACGAUGCCCAGUAUUAUCAGCCCUAUUUGCAUUUUAAAAAACUUAUCGUUUGACUAUCUUUGUGAUCAUACAUAGAAAGCUACCUUAUACAGAGUCAGACCAUUGGUCUAUCUAGCCCAGUAUUCUUGACAUUGACCAGCAAUGGCUCUCUUGGGCUUCAGUGGCAGGUGGUGGUGGUGGGAACCUGGGACUGUUUUGUUUGCAAAGCAUGUAUUCCACCACUGAGCUCUGGCUCUUUUUCCUGGGGCCCAUGAGGAAGGCCAGGCUUGAUGGCGAGAUAAGAGCCUAGAAUCAUAUGCAGGGAAGGGGUGGAAUUGUCUCCCUGCUUAUUUAACUUAUAUGCAGAAUUCAUCAUGCGAAAGGCUGGGCUGGAUGAAUCCCAAGCUGGAAUUAAGAUCGCCGGAAGAAAUAUCAACAACCUCAGAUAUGCAAAUGACACAACCUUGAUGGCAGAAAGUGAGGAGGAAUUAAAGAACCUUUUAAUGAGGGUGAAAGAGGAGAGCGCAAAAUAUGGUCUGAAGCUCAACAUCAAAAAAACGAAGCUCAUGGCCACUGGUCCCAUCACCUCCUGGCAAAUAGAAGGGGAAGAAAUGGAGGUAGUGAGAGAUUUUACUUUCUUGGGCUCCAUGAUUACUGCAGAUGGUGACAGCAGUCAUGAAAUUAAAAGACGCCUGCUCCUUGGGAGAAAGGCGAUGGCAAACUUAGACAGUAUCUUAAAAAGCAGAGACAUCACCUUGCCAACAAAGGUCCGUAUAGUUAAAGCCAUGGUUUUCCCAGUAGUGAUGUAUGGAAGUGAGAGCUGGACCAUAAAGAAGGCUGAUCGCCGAAGAAUUGAUGCUUUUGAAUUAUGGUGCUGGAGGAGACUCUUGAGAGUCCCAUGGACUGCAAGAAGAUCAAACGUAUCCAUUCUUCAGGAAAUCAGCCCUGAGUGCUCACUGGAAGGACAGAUCCUGAAGCUGAGGCUCCAAUACUUUGGCCACCUCAUGAGAAGAGAAGACUCCCUGGAAAGAUUGAGGGCACAAGGAGAAGGGGCACAAGGAGAAGGGGACGACAGAGGACGAGAUGGUUGGACGGUGUUCUUGAAGCUACAAACAUGAGUCUGACCAAACUGCGGGAGGCAGUGGAAGACAGGAGUGCCUGGCGUGCUCUGGUCCAUGGGGUCACAAAGAGUCGGACACAACUAAACGACUAAACAACAACAGCAGAGGUCUUUGGAAAAACACCACCACCCUUUGAAUUAGAUCUGGGAGAUCAGAUGAUAAUGUCCAAGCCAGGAGGAUGUUAAGAACGGAACACAAAUUUAACGUAACCCACUUGCAAGGAGUUGCACUGGCAAUUCCUUUCUUGGUAGUGUCACAUUGUGAUCUAGUGGUGUGGCAAGUAUUGUGAUUCAUGUUUGAUUAUGUUUUUGCUAAUCUUUGAAGAUUAGUAGAUUAGAUCGUGAAAUAAGUAAAGUUCUUUGGAAUCUCUUCAGUAGGUUUACUCAUUAUUUAUUUUAUUCAUUGUAUAUUCUGCCUUCGACCAACUAGCAGAAUAUAAAUGUAGCUAUUAACUACAUUCAACUUUAUCUGAGAAGAAGCACUGCUGUACAUAGUUUACGUCUGAGUAAACAUGGGUAAGAUUGCACUGAACUAUAUGGUGUUGCCACUACUUCUCAUUUUUAUGACUCGUAUAAGUCUUCCAGCGAAAAGUUAAUGUUCUGCUGUAGCAAUUGAAGUCUUCUAGAUGAAAAUUAAUUAUGGAAGCACAUCACCACAUAAUCAGAAAUCAUUAAAUACUCAUUGUUAGCUGGGCAUUGCCAUGAUGCAGUAUAUCAAGAAAGAUUUAGCAGAGCAUUUAAAUAAAUUGCUAUUAUAAAUUGCUUUCAUUUCAUGCAGAUUUAUGAAAUAGAUUGGUGUUGGAUGUCCCUAUGACUUAUACUGAGUUGACUUUCCUCAGUUGAUCAGAAGAAAAAUAUACUUGGUCAUCGAUUUGAAGGGAAUUUUUAAAGAAAGUUGUUGUUGGGAACCGUCUAUUUCAGGAGACAGUGGAGUACAUCUCCAGGGGUGAAAUCAAACCACUGGAGAAUCACAGCACCUGCUGUGGCUGCAGAAACCGGUAACUCUUAACUGCUGCCUCCUUCAUGUUUUUGCUGCAUUAGCAGCACUGAAUUGACCUUUAUGGGACACAAGCCUUGGCAGUGUGCAUGGAGGUCCUGGAUGACAAACCCUCCUCAAGGCCUCACUGAUGUGAUCCAAAGGAAAGGAAAGCAAUACAUUUGGCACCAGCUUGACUGCAGGAGUUGCCGGAAGGAGACAUACAAGAUCCUAUCCAACUAUCUUAGGGACUCCUCUCUGGAUUUGUGUAGGAUUUACUACUUAGUCUUUUCUAAGGCAAUGGGUUCAGAUUUUUCCUUGGAGUUUACUCCCGAAGUCUUUCUCACAAAUGAGUAUAGCUGCAAGGCAACAGAGGCUUAGGAUCAGAGUUUUCCUUCUCCUAGACUCCUUCUUCCCAGAUUAACCCAUCCACUCCUCAUUUCCCUCUACAGCACAUGCUGCAACCUCCUUCUUGAUUGUUAGGCCCACUUGUCUGCUCAGUGUUCUGAAACCUGUCUUUGCAUGCAGGGGAAAUCCUUAACUCACUGAGGGUUUGAGACCCAACUGCUACUCUCACCUGGUUUAGCCAGGCAGUUGAAGCCAUUUCCUGGGGCGUGGCUGCUGUUUCAUGCUGAUAGCCUCUAGGAGCCACAGUUGAGAGCUGAGUGCAGGGUAGGGUCCAAUGGUGGACAUACUGCUCCUCCCCUAACAUCCCAUAUACAGUGGUGCCUCGCAAGACGAAAUUAAUUCGUUCCAUGAGUUUUGUCGUCUUGCGAUUUUUUUCGUCUUGCGAAGCACGGUGUCGGGAAAGUUUUGGAAAAGCUUCAAAAAUCACCAAAGUCUUUAAAAACCUCAAAAAAGGCUACCACACCGUGUUCUAUGAGUUGCUCCUCGAAGUCAAGUCGCAACUGUAUUAACGGUGUUAAGAAAAAGGAAACAAACUUGCAAGACGUUUCCGUCUUGCGAAGCAAGCCCAUAGGGAAAAUCGUCUUGCGAAGCAGCUCAAAAAACAAAAAACCCUUUCAUCUAGCGAGUUUUUUGUCUUGCGAGGCAUUCAUCUUGCGAGGUACCACUGUAUACAUACAAAAGUAAACCUUGAGAAAUGCCUUAAAUUAGCCAGCAAAAAUGACUUGUCUUGAAGAAAACACUGUUUGCAACAUAAAGAUUCUUUUAUGUUGGAAAUUUUAUGAUUUCAGCUAAAAGCAUGGGGUGCCUAUAUUGAUGGAGUAUAUGCUAAUGGGAAGGACUAUAAUAGAUUUUCCUAAUCUCUGUAGGAUUCUAAUUGCUUGUGCCUCAGUGAGUCUUUUUUUUCACAAGAGGAUUAUAAUAACAAGAAAUAUGUUUAUUCCUUUAUUGCCAUAAAAGCAGGAAGUUUCUUUUCUUAAUAAAAAGAAACUCCAUUUAUUUUACUAUAGCAAAUAAAAUGCCUGUUAAACUAUGCAGAACUAAUAAAGUUGAGCUAAUGAAGUAUUGCCAGUAUUUAAUGAUCUUAUUUUCCCUUAGUUCAUUUCCAUUCUUAUUCUCUGUCACCACCAUCCCAAUUUUGUGUUCAGUUCCCUGAUCCUUAACCUGCAUUAAACUGUCCCACAAAUAGACAUAGAAUCAUAGAAUCAUAGAGUUGGAAGAGACCACAAGGGCCAUCGAGUCCAACCCCCUGCCAAGCAGGAAACACCAUCAGAGCACUCCUGACAUAUGGUUGUCAAGCCUCUGCUUAAAGACCUCCAAAGAAGGAGACUCCACCACACUCCUUGGCAGCAAAUUCCAAUGUCAAACAGCUCUUACUGUCAGGAAGUUCUUCCUAAUGUUUAGGUGGAAUCUUCUUUCUUGUAGUUUGGAUCCAUUGCUCCGUGUCCGCUUCUCUGGAGCAGCAGAAAACAACCUUUCUCCCUCCUCUAUGUGACAUCCUUUUAUAUAUUUGAACAUGGCUAUCAUAUCACCCCUUAACCUCCUCUUCUCCAGGCUAAACAUGCCCAGCUCUCUUAGCCGUUCCUCAUAAGACAUAUACUGUACAUAAAUCUAUUAUGGUUGGGUGGGUAUUUCCCAUAUGUACCUCUUUCUCUUAAUAAACUUGUAGCCUGGGGAGCGUCUCUGGGGCUUAUUGGGCCUGCCAGACAUUGCUAAUUCUCAUCUUUGUAAGACAGCUCUUUUGUGCUUGUUGGUAAAACUCCUACUGCAAAAAGUAAUCUCUCCAACUGGGUUCCCAAGAAAGCAUCUUGCAACAUCACCAACACCACAGUCUGUGGGUAAUAAUGACUUUAGCAGCCCCACAGAAUAAACACAAUAUAUAUAUGCACAAUAGGGUGGAGGAUAGGGCUGGGCGAUAUCUGGUUUUCAAUAUCACAAUAUAUCGCCAGCUAAACAUUGCAAUGCCUCAAUAUAUCACAAAGAAGGCUGGAGUUUAUAAUAAUCUAGGGAAGUACUGGGGGGGAUCUAAAUUUGAUGCGUAUAUUUAAAUGAAAAUUUACUCAGUGAUAGCAUGCUUAACUAAACCAUUAAAGAUUUCUGGAGAAUAUAUAACUAUUCUGUUAAGGGCUUUAUAUACCCAUAGUAACACAUUGAACUUGGCCCUGUAGCAAAUUGGGAACUGGUGUAGAUCAGUGUUAGAAAGUCAGGUAAGCAAUCUAGGUGCCAUAUGGUGCCUGAAAAUUAGGUUACAGAUGGCCAUCCAACCUCUGCUUAAAAACCUCCAAAGAAGGAGAGUGUACCACCUACCAAGGGAGUCUUUUUCACUGUCAAACAGCUCUUACUGUCAGAAAUUUCUUCCUGUUGUUUAGUCAGAAUCUCCUUUCUUGUCACUUGAAGCCAUUCAUUCUGGUUCUGCCCCCUCCAGAGCAGGAGAAAACAUGCUGCCUCCAUCUUCCACGUGACACCCCUUCAGAUAUUUGAAGGUAGCUACCCUAUCUCCUCUCAGUCUUCUGUUUUCCAGGCUAAACAUACCCAGCUCCCUCAACUAUUCCUCAUAAGGCUGGGUUUCCAGACCCUUGAUCAUCUUGGUUGCCCUCCUCUGCGCAUGUUCCAGCUUGUUAAUAUCCUUCUUAAAUUGUGGUGCCUAGAUUUGGAUACAGGACUCCAGGUGUUGUCUGACCAAGGCAGAAUAGAGUGGGACUAUGACUGCCCUUGAGCUGGACACUAUACUUCAGUUGAUUCAGCCUAGAAUAGUAUUCGCUUUUUUUGCUGCUGCAUCACACUGUUGACUCAUCUUAAGACUCUGCAUGUAUGUAGCUCUGCUUACUACUACUCUAUAGUUUAGCGUAGGUAUGUUUCUUAUAUAUUUUGUGCUUUAAAAAGAACACAUUUAAAAAUAUGUGUUCUUAAUAUUGAGCCACACCAAUAAGAGAUGUCAAAUUAUGUGUUACUUACUAAAUCCUUACAGUGUUUAUCCUCCAACAAACUCAAAAUAAUGUACACGGACUCCACCCCACUGCCUCUCAUAUUAUUUUAUUUAUUUAUUAUGUAAUAUAUUUAUAUCCUGCCAAGUCGGGAUUCAAAGUGGCUUACAACAUUUAAAAACAUGUCAUAGAAUAAAAAAUAAUAAAAACAAACGUUAAAAACAAUACUUAAAAUACAUCAAAUAUAUCUCAAACUAGAAAUUAAAAUUUGAACUGACAGCAGCCCAGUCAUCAGCAUCGUCUGCAGUUAGUUUCCAAACGCAUAAAGCCUUUACUGCAAAAGUAAAUUGUUGCUUCCUUGCCUGAACAGAUGCAGGAGCCAAGCCACAAUGAUCUUAUCACAAAGAAACUUUGUUUACUGAUCAGAAUCUCUAUCCCAUAGUGCUGCUGAGGAACAAAGAUUCCAACAAGCAAACAAAGUUUCUUUUUCUGCCGAUAAGAUCCACAGGGCUUUAAGGCAGACACCAUGUCUCUUGCUAGUAGAGACCCUGAUAUCAUGCUUAGCCUGAUAUCGUGCUGGGUCUCUAUCCUGCCUAGCAAGAGGCACAUGCCUUUAAGCCAUGUGGAUCUUAUGGGGGGUGGGACUGUUUGCUCAUCGGAAUCUCCUUCCCUCAGCAGGGAAGCUGGGACUCUAGUUAAACCUCCAUAAAAAAGCAAGAGCAAAGCCAAGUAGAUCUUAUUGUUUGCUGAUCGGAAUAAGGGAAGCUUAUUGUUAUGCUGGGUCUGUCUCUAGCCAGAGGCACGGGGCUUGCGCCUUGCACAUUGUGCAAGCAGAAAGCAUCUUUUACUGCAAAGUAAAGCCCUUUACUCUGCAACACCUGCUGAGAGGGACCAGGACCUUAUGCCCUGGCAAGAUCAGCAGGCAAGAAACAGCCAUUUACUUUGCAGUAAAGUGCUGCUUCCUGCCUGCUGGGUCUGCAAGGCCAGCUUGGCAGUGCAUUCUUGAUAGGUUAAAGGGUGAAAAAAAAUUGAAACUUUUAUCAAGGUCUAGAGUUCAUACUAUAGUAGGAGACAAAAUAUCAAUAUAUCACCCACCCCUAGUGGAGGAUAGCUGAUUUCUAAGGAGGAUAGCAUAGUAUGUAUCCUUUUUGUCUGUGAACUGCCCCUCCCUCACAAGAUGAAUUCUCAACACUGAUACUUUUUCAUAUAGGACCUAUAUAUGUACUGCAGACAUGUGUCUUUUCUGGCAGGUGUAUGAGUAACAGAGUGCCUUUAUCACUACCUGUAUCCUGCCUUUCUGGCUGUCAAGCAUCCUGAAAACUGCUAGCAACUGUACAGGCAAAGCUUGUGUGGUCUGCAGUAUUUUCUGAUGUUUGGGGUCAUGGGAGAUGCCUUGUUUAAAACUUACGUGGGCAAGAAGGCAAACGUGGAUGGUUGUUCAUUGUCUCAAGGAGGGACCAUAACAGAAGCCCACUAAACAAAAUGACAGCAACAAACAUAAGGCAGAAAAUAAUAUAACAAAAGAUUCUAUUCUUUUAUCUCAUCCCAUUUCUGAGUUAUGGAGGUUUGAAAUUUCAAAAAAAAAUUACAAUUUUGGCCUAGCCAGACUCCGUAGAAAACUUAAAAGCAUAAACUUAGAAUUUUAGAUUAAAACUUAGUUUUGAUCAUUCAACAAGUGUACAAAAUAUUAAGAAAUUUGGAUGACAUGAGGUAAAAAAAAAUUGGAUCGCUUGAUAUGGAAUGACUCAUGUACUUAAAUUUUUUUGGAUAUUUCCCCAUGCUGUAAUAUUUUUCCUCCUUAAUGUAGUAUAUUAUUGAUAGUUUACAAUUUCUCAGAAAAGUGAGGAAUGCUUAUUCUUUAUCAGAGCAUGCUAUGGAUUUCUCCCCUUUCCUUUUCUAUUAACUCUGUAAACUGCAUCAAACCUAAUGUUAUUUCUCGCACUUCCUUUUGCUAGAUGAAAAUCUAAGGCUAUUGAUUCUCCCACCUUCCUGAUGUAUACUGCUGUUCAGGUUGUAGAUCUUAAUUUCUGGCAUGGCUCCUACAAGCCAUUUUGUAACCAACCACCGAGUCCCUGCAUUGCUCAUUCUGUGAACAACCCUGAGUUUGAGUCAAUGGCUGUCUGUUAAAACUCAGCCACUUUAAGAUUUAUGACAUUUCAGCAGUUUCAUCCUUUUAAAAAAGCAUGAAAAAAUGAGUAACAAAUGAUGCAGUUUUUGAAAACAUUUAGAGGAUCCACCUUGCUGGAAUAGAAGUCUGAAAGAACCAUGUAAUGUGCUUGUUGGAGUCUGCUAAAUUAAGCUUACGUAUUUUCAUGAUACAAUGAGUUGCCAGUGACUCAUUACUACUUGGCUGCAAGAUGCUGAUGAAGAAUAGGAAAGUUCUGAUCUCCUCCUUGAUAAAGCAGUGCUUAAUAGAAUAAAAUUAAUAUCUAGACUUCCCUGUCAUCACUGCCUUUUGGACAAGAGAAUAAUCAGCAUGGCACAAAUUUUAGCAGGGGAGUAAGAUGGCAGUGGAAGCUGAGCUGCCAUUAAUCAAGCAGGCAUAAUAGCCACCAUCCUUUCUAAAGCUUCCAAGAUACUGUCACUGUCACUGUCACUGUCACCUGUUCUUUCAACUGACCCCCUCCCCCAGCAUAAUAAAACAUUGGCAUACUCUGAAAUGUUUUGCCUUACACACAUAAAUAUGUGUGUGUAUAUAUAUAUAUAUAUAUAGGCAGGGAUGAGCGGGUUAUGAUUAAAGAGAAGCAAGUUUUAUAAUUCUCUUUGGCACUAAUAAAAUAUAACACUGAAAUGAGUCAUUUUUAGAGAAAUCUGGCAUGGCCUGAUUAUGUAACUCAAAACCUGAUAAGAAAGAACAGACUGAGCAUCAGAAAACACAAAAACAGCUUUGCUUAAAAGGAUGACAUCUUGUUGUCCUAUUACUUGUUUUAUCGCAGAACCCUUCUGAUGUUAGCAACUUGUUUUAAUUUCCCCCAACCUCCAAGGAAUUUGCUGCUGCCGCCUCUGCAUUUCCUCUUGUUUGACCUUGCUGCAGUUUAUUAAUUUAACUUGGAUUGCUUAUUCUGAAAGCUUGUGUUCAAAUAACUACUGAAUCUGCGUACUAUCAUUAUAGAUGAUGCAGUGGUCCCAGUUAUGCCAUUCAGAAAUAACUCCAUUUGACAUCAGCAGGGUUACUUGAUUGGGAGGUGGGGGAGAACUCUAGCGUAAAUGAGGACAGGAGUGGAAAUUAUGCAAGAUGUUUAAUUCUAAACACUUUCUGCUCCUCCGAGUGUCUCAAGUCAUCAUCAGCAUUUCUGUUUCCGAUUUUAGAUAGUCUUUUGUGCUUUCUGAGUUCUACCUUUCUGGGUUUCCCAUCAGUUCUGCUUUCCACUCUCUACUACAGUCUGUUUCUUAGUCUAGCUGGCUUUCAAUAUACUUGGCCCAAUGCCCAUAUGAUUGGAACAACUGCUUUUCUAUCCCACCUGGGGCUCUAAACUACAGUGGUGCCCCACAAGACGAAUGCCUCGCAAGACGAAAAACUCGCUAGAAGAAAGGGUUUUGCAGUUUUUGAGCUGCUUCGCAAGACGAAUUUCCCUAUGGGCUUGCUUUGCAAGACGAAAACGUCUUGCAAGUUUGUUUCCUUUUUCUUAACACCGUUAAUACAGUUGCGACUUGACUUCGAGGAGCAACUCAUAGAACGCGGUGUGGUAGCCUUUUUUGAGGUUUUUGGUGAUUUUUGAAGCUUUUCCAAAACUUUUCCGACACCGUGCUUCGCAAGAUGAAAAAUUCGCUAGACAAAAAAACUCGCGGAACGAAUUAAUUUCGUCUUGCGAGGCACCACUGUAUUCUUAGUUUAUAACAGCACCUGACAUUUACUGAUGGUGUCAGACAGAGGGAAAAUGUAGAAUCCUGAGUUAACAGUGCUAUAUGAAUACUAGAGAUUAGUGGAGAAGAUGGGAAGAGUACAAUGAAAAAAAAUUAAAUCUAAAUCUCACAGCCUAACCAAUCUUCACAUUGUGGUAUGAUAAGGAGGGAAAACAUGGAGGAGGAGCAUAUAUAUAGGUAAACUAUGAGAUCAGACUUGCAGCAGUGCAGUCUUACUGAAAUACUAUUUUUCUGUGACAGCAAGAUCCCGAAUCUUCCUGUUCCAACAGGCUUUUGGGAAUUGACUGCUUUUAAUGAAAGGGCUGGUGCCAUGCUGUUUUUAUUGUAAUUAUGUAUAUGUAAUUUAAACAGAUUUUAUAUGUGUAUAUAGUUUUAAUUCUAUUAAUGUCAGUUUGUUUUUUAAUUAUUGCUUUUUCUACAUUUAUCUACAAACCCUUGAGUCCCAUCAAGGAAAAAGGCGGGAUAUCAAUAUCAAUCACAAAAAAGCUACUGCUGCUACUGUUGACAAUAGAAAGCUUUUAAUAGCAGGUUUUUCCCUCUUUGCCAUAGACAGAUCUGCAAAAUCCAAUGGCUGCUAGGAUUCCCUCCCAAUAUUCAGUUGCCACAGUGUUACAGUAUUUUGGAUCUUGAUUGACUGAAAUGGAAAUAACUUUUAAUCAAAAGUGGAAAAUAUUAGACAUACUUACCUAUGUUAAUAUGUAAUACGAAGCAAUGGUUUGCUUUAACUGUGGUUUGCUCAACAAAUGAGUCACCUCACAGAUGAACAAACAAGUCAUGGUUUGUUUUCAGCUACUGAUGGAAUAUAUUCAGAAAUUGAUGGAAUAUAUUUGCCUGAGAGAUGACAGUCAGCACAUAAUCAUCUGGUAGUACUUUGUUCCUUUUGUGAAAUUAAGAUAUAUAAUCUGGAUAUUAAAAUGCAUAAACAUUUAUCAGUUGAUUGUAUCCAAAUAUUUACUUAGAGUAGGCCCACUGCAAUUAAUGAAUCCAAGUUAGUUAUAUCCAUUAUUAUCUACUUUGAGGGGGACUAAGUAUUGGAUACAACCCAAUGAUUAAAAAAAAAAAUAGCGUACACUUUAUUUUGGCUAUGUGAACAUAAGUAUGAGUUUUGCCCAGAAAACCAUUUUGAUAUAUGUUCUUGUGGUUGGUUGAUUCAACAUCAGUUUCUUUCAUGAAUUUAUUGUCUGAAGGAAUGACAGUUAAGUUCUGAAAAUAUAUCAUUUUGUGCAUGAGAGCUAUGAAAGUCCCAUAUCACUGUGCUUGGAGGAUCUUCUUCAACUGGAGGAUGUACAUAUCAUAGCUCUAUUGGAUGGCAAAUGUCACAUCUUACUGCAUCAAUGAUAUCCAAUUUUGGAAAAGUAGUAAAAUGUAUGCAUAAUGUUUAUCUAUUCUGAGUCAAAGUGAAGUGCUUGCAUACCACCACACUGAAAUAGUGACUGAAGUCUCCUGUUUUACAAAUUCUGACGAGGCAUUUUAUAAACCCAUUGCACCUCAUCCAGUCCUUGUAUGAUGAAUUCUUACUUCUCAUUUUUUCCAUCUCUAAUAGUACUAAUUCUAAUACAAUGAGUCUUUCUCAGGAUUGUGCCAUCAAAAGAGAUUGUUUUGAAAUAAUUUCAUUUUUAUUGAGGUAAUGGAUAUUUUAAAGAGUAACCUUCUAUUUGUUCCUCAAAUUAAAUGAGAUAUCUUUUUUAUGUGCCUUGUUUCUAAGCGUGCCUCAUAUGAAGCUAGAAAAUGUUGUUUCCAUUGCCAAUUAAUUUUGCUAUUUCACUUUUUACCAUUAACAAAGCCUGAAGUUAAUAUGAUGCCUUGAAUUUCGUCUCUUCCCUACUUGCUUUCAUUAACAUUUGAUUGCUGAAAUGAACAGCAAAUAAGAACAACAUUUUGUUUGAUUGACAUGAGUGUGAACUCGUCUAAAACAGGACACACAUAGGUUCCUGAAGACAAUUGAAGGUGUUAAGAUAUCUACAAAAGAGAUACCUUGUAACUUUUGAGUUAUCCAUGGCAAGCUGAUGGUCAUGGCUGAUUUGCACAUUCUAGUUUCGUGUGGUUGAUGUGAUUUGCAUAUCAUAUCCAUUAACAUGGCAGAUGCCAAAAUACAAUUUGUUGGCACUUCCGGGUUAGCGCCAUCGCCGAAUGGCGGACUCCCUCCGAGCUCCGGAGGGAGUCUGCUCGGCAGGGGCUGGGUCCUACCGCGCCGGCGACGCGGGGACCCUUAAAAACCACGGGCACGGAGUCCGUGGACAUGGGUGACUCGGCUUGCACCAUUAGCGCCCUCCCGACUCGUGAAGGAGCCUUUUUAAAGGCUUCGGAUCGGAGUGCCGGGGAGUGGCGUGGUGCUUGAGUCCACUGCUUUCCCUGCCGAGCGCAGCCGCAUGCCAUUCGACGGAGAGCGCUGACUUCUUCUAUUGAAAAUUUGGACUAUUAACAACAACCCGUGAGUAAAUUGGGAAACCGGGUUCAAAAUUUUGGAUUUGGCACGAGCGGGGGCGAUUUCAAAGGAAGUCAAUCCCCCUAUUGUAAGCAUUCCAAAACAAGGACUGGGUAACCAAGGUCCAAAGGGAAGUAUGUUUCUGAUAAAAAUCAUUAAUUUCACGAUGGGAAAUUAUAAGAAAUGUGCUGGAGGAGAAGAGUGGAGGGUGAGAAGAAAAAUGCAACCCCCUGGGAACCGGGCGAUUCGUGGAGCCUGGUGAAGAGAGACGGAGACUUUGACAGCUGUCAAAGUGGCUGUCAAAGCUGGAGAAUAUAAAGAGGACUUUGUUAUGAGGACCUUGCUGGUUAAUUUUGUUACAAUUUGCUAUAAUAUGGAUACAAACUGUUGGAAAAUAAGCAACAAUUUGACUUUUGGAUUAGAGGAUACAAAGUUAUUACAAUCCCCCUAGAGGGGUUUCGGGAUACUACAAGAACGGUCGUAAGUGGAAAAAUACCCUGGGAUUCGCACAGGAUUUGUUAUCUUCUGGGAAAGCUGCAAAACUGAAAGAGUAUUUUGUCUACAGAGGAAGACAAUGGAAUUUUUAUUGAAGAAAGAAAGGGACUGGACGUAAGUUUUUGUUCCUGAAUAACAAACCUCUGCAGAGACACUAGAUUUCUGAAUUAGAAAGUUUUAGCAGCUGAACAGGACAAGAAACCUGAGAAAGUGAGGAAUAAGAAGAAUAAAGGACUGAUUACGACACGGAAAGAACAACGGGAGGAGUGGUAAAGAUCAAGGAAAUUAAAGGCCUUUGUUAGAUUGGACAUUUGAAGUCAAAUAUUAUUUAAAUUAAUAAACUAAAAGAAACCGGCAAGAUGGAACUGGGGAGAAAUCUGGUCAUGAAAUGAGACUUCCAAGCUGAUAAUGUAUAGACUGAUGGACAUGGGGAAUUCAAACCGGGGAAGGGGGAGAUUUGAAAUCCAAAGGCUGUGUAACCAUUUUUGAAUUUUUCUAUAUCUCUUAUUUUCUAUUUCUUGACAUAACUUACGCAUGUUAUUUUACUUUGAUCGGACGUGUUUAAAAAAAAGGGAAUUUGUGGAAGGAACUGGGGUGGAUCUUGGGGAAAAUCUUUUUCUUUUUCUGUUAAUGAUGUGGGACGGUGGUAAGAUUUGUACAAUUCAAUCUGGAUAGUGGGUUAAACAAAUUAAGCUUUAAAUUGGGAGUGAGAGCUUGUAGAACCAAAUUAAGGAAAGGGGAAUACAAUUGGGGGAGGGGGAGUCCCAGAAAGUAGGGAAUGAAAGUAAGAUUUUUAAAUAUUUUCUUUCUUUUGUCUUUUUCUUUGUAUUUUUAUAUUUCUGGAAACUUUAAUAAAUAUGAUUUAAAAAAAAAAAAAACAAAAUACAAUUUGUUGGCAUGUCACACAUAUUUUACGUCAUUUCUGUUAUUUCUGUUGUAAUCCACUUACUGGGUUUUACAGAGGUCAAAGUAAUUACUGGUACUGCAUUUUGCAUCUAAAGCAUUCUUGGUUAUAGCAUGUUAGGAGUUCUAGAUAGUAUAAUUAUUGUUUUCCUUUUUUAUAAUUACUAUUUUCAUAUUAUAUUCCUUCUGCUUAUACAUGUUACUUGUUUUAAGUUCGAGAAGAAUGAUUUUGGGAUCCAUUCUGACAGUUGAAUAUAAUUAUGACAUCACUGUAUUUGAAAUAGCCUUGAGUGUAAUCAUCAAUAGGGAUGACUCAGCUUUUGUUAUAGUCUCAACUCACAGAGCUUUAGACAGAUUCUGGUGAUCUGACGUUUGCCAUAUGCUUUGAAUAUGUUUACUGCUUGAUCCAACCUUAACUACCAGAUAUUACUAGGUUUUGCUUACCAUUCAUUAAAAUAAAGCUAGAAAAAUACAUACAUUACAGCAAAAUUCUGCAAGCUGGAUAAUUUGCCAUACUUUUGCUUGCAAACAGAGAUUUGUGGUACAGCUUUGUGGGGGACUUGAAGAGGUGUAGAGGACACUGUAGGCUAGAAGAGAGACUGGCAUGCUGUGGGCUUAGUUAGGGAAUGUCCAAUUAGCUGCUGAAGCCACAUCUUAAUAUGAGCCAAUAGUUGAUCAUCUGUGAAAUUCGCAAAAAUAGGAUACUAUAUCUGAAAAUGCAAGCCAUAAUUUUAACUUUAGCACUUGCUGACUUCAUUCAGAAGUCUACCAUGAGCCCUAACUAUUUGCAUAAAGUUUCACCAACUUAGUCCAAUUAAUGUAACUGAUGAGAUAAAGUUUGCCUGCCAAAACUCGUGUCCAGAUAAACAGUUUCAAUUCAAGUAUCACAAAGCCAAUAUCCAAACCUUGUUUUGGUGCUUUGGAGUAUCACAAUAGACUCCUUGCCCGCCCUUCCUUGGCUUGAGAGAUACUUAGUUUGUUAAGACAUUCAAGUUGAAUAUAACAUUAACCAUAGUUUGCUUCCAAACCAGAAAAUAAAACUAUGGUAACCAUGGUUUGCCCAGUUCAUUUGGGCAAAGUCUGGGUAUCUUGAACCACAGAAUGAAGCAGCCCACAGGGGCCCUCAAAACUGCCAAACUAUGCUGUCUGAAUUGUGCUUUUACUUUAAGAUAUCACAAUGCUUUUUUGCCAUUUCAGCUCUCCUUGCAAGCCGCUCACAAGUACUAAGUAGCAUUAAGAUCCAGAGUAGCCCCACUAUUAGUUGCAUAACUUGGGUGCCACUAAGGGCAGUAGAGUAAAAGCCAAAUUAAACAAAGAAUCCUAGAACUUUUAAGAGCUGGGAUCGACCUUGGAGGUCAUUUGACCCAAGUCUUCCCCACCUGGUUCCCUUCAGAUUAUUUGGGCUUUAACUUUAAUUGGCCUCAGACAACACAGCCAACGUUCAGGGAUGAUGGGAGUGAGCUGAAGGGCACCAGGCUGAGCAAGGGUGAUCUCAUCCAACCACUGCUCAGUGUGCAAGAUGCAGCUACAGCAUCCCUGGCUGGUGACGGUGGCCUCCCAUGAAGGGGAGCCCAACAGCUGUCAUAGCAGGCUAUCCCAUUGAUGAACAUGCCUUGCCUUCAGGAUGUGGGAGAUCCAUACUUUGGUCACCUAUGUGUUGUUUUACUUUCUUUUUAACAUUUUAUUAAUGAUUUUCAGGUUUAUACAUUUCAAUGAUUUUACAGUCAUUUUAUUUUUAUUUUUUAAAUCAUAUUUAUUAAAGUUUCCAAAAAUAUAAAAGUACAAAGAAAAAAGACAAAAGAAAGAAGAUAUUUAAAAACCUUACUUUCAUUCCCUACUUUCUGGAACUCCCCCUCCCCCAAUUGUAUUCCCUUUCCUUAAUUUGGUUCUACAAGCUCUCACUCCCAAAUUUAAAGCUUAAUUUGUUUAACCCACUAUCCAAAUUGAAUUGUACAAAUCUUACCACCGUCCCACAUCAUUAACAGAAAAAGAAAAAGAUUUUCCCCAAGAUCCACCCCAGUUCCUUCCACAAAUUCCCUUUUUUUAAACACGUCCGAUCAAAGUAAAAUAACAUGCGUAAGUUAUGUAAAGAAAUAGAAAAUAAGAGAUAUAGAAAAGUUCAAAAAUGGUUACACAGCCUUUGGAUUUCAAAUCUCCCCCCCCCCCUUCCCCGGUUUGAAUUCCCCAUGUCCAUCAGUCUAUACAUUAUCAGCUUGGAAGUCUCAUUUCAUGACCAGAUUUCUCCCGAUUCCAUCUUGCCGGUUUUCUUUUAGUUUAUUAAUUUAAAUAAUAUUUGACUUCAAAUGUCCAAUCUAACAAAGGCCUUUAAUUUCCUUGAUCUUUACCACUCCUCCCGUUGUUCUUUCCGUGUCGUAAUCAGUCCUUUAUUCUUCUUAUUCCUCACUUUCUCAGGUUUCUUGUCCUGUUCAGCUGCUAAAACUUUCUAAUUCAGAAAUCUAGUGUCUCUGCAGAGGUUUGUUAUUCAGGAACAAAAACUUACGUCCAGUCCCUUUCUUUCUUCAAUAAAAAUUCCAUUGUCUUCCUCUGUAGACAAAAUACUCUUUCAGUUUUGCAGCUUUCCCAGAAGAUAACAAAUCCUGUGCGAAUCCCAGGGUAUUUUUCCACUUACGACCGUUCUUGUAGUAUCCUGAAACCCCUCUAGGGGGAUUGUAAUAACUUUGUAUCCUCUAAUCCAAAAGUCAAAUUGUUGCUUAUUUUCCAACAGUUUAUAUCCAUAUUAUAGCAAAUUGUAGCAAAAUUUACCAGCAAGGUCCUCAUAAAGUCCUCUUUAUAUUCUCCAGCUUUGACAGCCACUUUGACAGCUGUCAAAGUCUCCGUCUCUCUUCACCAGGCUCCACGAAUCGCCCCGGUUCCCAGGGGGGGGGUUGCAUUUUUCUUCUCACCCUCCACUCUUCUCCUCCAGCACAUUUCUUAUAAUUUCCCAUCGUGAAAUUAAUGAUUUUUAUCAGAGACAUACUUCCCUUUGGACCUUGGUUGCCCAGUCCUUGUUUUGGAAUGCUUACAAUAGGGGGGGGGGAUUGACUUCCUUUUUAAAUCGCCCCCGCUCGUGCCAAAUCCAAAAUUUUGAACCCGGUUUCCCAAUUACUCACGGGUUGUUGUUAAUAGUCCAAAUUUUCAAUAGAAGAAGUCAGCGCUGUCCGUCGUAUGGCUUGCGGCUGCCCUUGGCAUGGACAGCAGUGGACUCAAAGCAACAGGCCACUGACCGGCUCCGGAUCCUACGACUUUAAAAAGGCUCCUUCACGAGUCGGGAGGGCGCUAAUGGUGCAAGCCGAGUCACCCAUGUCCACGGACUCCGUGCCCGUGGUUUUUAAGGGUCCCCGCGUCGCCGGCGCGGUAGGACCCAGCCCCUGCCGAGCAGACUCCCUCCGGAGCUCGGAGGGAGUCCGCCAUUCGGCGAUGGCGCUAACCCGGAAGUCCGAUUUUACAGUCAUUUUAACAUGACUUCCUUUCGCCUCUUUCUGCGGUUCCUUGAAUUUAUUUUUAUUAUCUUCUGCAUAUCCAAAUUAACUAAAUUUGUUCUUUUAUUCAUCUAUUUUAAAUAUAUACCCUUAUGAAACUGCAGGUUAUUAAAAUCACGCCAAUGUUCUUACCUGUUUACAAUUUGUCUGGAAAUAUUCAAUAAACCAUUUCUGUUCUUUUAUAAAAAGUUUGUUAUCUUGAUUUCUUAUUUUUCUGGUAAGUUUCGCCAUUUCUGCAUAUUUCAUAAGUUUUUGAAUCCAUUCUUCCUUUGCUGGGAUUUCUACUUCUUUCCAUUUUGGGGCAGUUUUACUUUAAGCAGUCCCUAUGCAACAGCUUUGAAAAUCUUGUUCUGGUGGAGGGUGUUUAACACUUUCUUUUUUUUCUUUGUCUUUUCUAAAUUGCCCCCGCAUCUGUACCUUUCUUCUUUUCCCUACAUAUAGACCCAAGAGCAGCUUUGUGGGAGAUGUUUAGAUCUAGGAAAGGGUUAAAUACCCUCUUUUAGUGUGCCACUUACCUGAUAAUCAAAACAGCUGCAUGCGAUUGCUAAUAGGUAAAAAAAAAACACCUCUAAAAGAUGUUAAUCAUCAUGAGAUAACUGUUACGUGGUUUUGUAGUUGGUUGACUGACAGAACCCAAAGAGUGCUCACUAAUGGUUCCUCAUCAUCCUGGGAAAAAAGUCACAAGUAGGGUUCUGCAGAGUUCUGUCCUGGGCCCGUUUUUGUUCAAUGUCUUUAUAAACAACUUGGAUGAAUGAUUUGAGGGGAUGUUCCUCAAAUUUGCAGAUGACACCAAAACAGCAAGGGUAGCUAAUGCUGCAGAAGACAGAAUCGGGGUUCAAGAUGACCUUAACAGAUUGGAAAACUGAGCUCAAACUAACAAAAUGAAUUUCAGUAGGGACAGAUGUAAGGUUCUACACUUAGGCAGGAAGAACCAGCUGCACAAAUAUAAACUGGAGGACAUCUGGCUUGCCAGAAGUAAAUGUGAAAGAAUCUAGGGGUCUUAACAGAUCACAAGCUUAACACUGUGUGAUGCAGCAACAACAAAAAAGUCAUGCUAUUCUAGACUACAUCAACAGAAGUAUAGUGUCCUGAUCAGCGGAAGCAAUAAUACCGCUCUAUUCUGUCUUGGUCAGAGCAUAUCUGGAGUACUGUCUCCAGUUCUGGGCAUCGCAAUUUAAGAAGGAUAUUGACAAACUGGAAUGUGUGCAGAGGAGGGCAAGCAAGAUGAUCAAGGGUCUGGAAACCAAGCCUUGUGAGGAAUGGUUGAGGGAGCUGGAUAUUUUUAACCUGGAAAAGAGGAGGCUGAGAGGAGGUAUGAUAGGCAUCUUCAAAUAUCUGAAGGACUGUCACAUGGAAGAUAGAGCAAGCUUGUUUCCUCCUGCUGCAGAAGGUAGGACCCUAACCAAUGGAUUCACCUUUUCAAGAAAGGAGACUCUGACUAAACAUCAAGAAGAACUUUCUGGCAGUAAGAGCUGUUCAACAAUGGAAUGGACUCCCUUUGAAGGUGGUGGGCUCUCCUUCCUUGGAGGUUUUUAAGCAGAGGUUGGACAGCCAUCUGUCAUGGAUGCUUGAGUUGAGACUCCUGCAUUUCAAGGGGUUGGACUAGAUGACCUUCAGGAUCGUUUCCAACUGUGAUUCUGUGAGCUCCCAUGUAAUGUCAACUUUGGCCCCUUUGAAACCAAUAUCUGAUCCACCAGGCAGAACCAGGAAGGACUCCUCAUUCAAAUUAGCAAAUGCUGUGCAGGAGAACUUCCUGGUGGUCUGUGCCCCAUGUUACUUAACGGGAAGAGGUAAUUUUCCAUCUUAUGUAACAAGGGCCAGGCCUGUGUGUGCAGGCUGCCCUAUUAGGAAGCAUUGCAGUGGUUUUAUAACAUAUUUCCAAGCUACUAGUUGAUAUUUCUGCAGCUUUAAGUGCAAAAGAAAUCCACAUUGUGUAACACUCCUCUGCCAGACUUGUUUGAAAUCCUCUGCUCAUUGAGAAUCAAUUCGUAUAACCUCUGUGCGCAAAAUAUCUAUAUAUAGAGGCAGUGCUGCAGGCAAGCUAAAUGGUUCUGUAGGUCUGGAAGGCAGAGGCGGUGCACUCAGAAACAAAGCCUCAUAUUUCAUCUUUGUUUUGUGCUUUGUCAUUCGGUGGCUGACGUCUUCUUUAAUAGCUGAGCCUGCUGUCUGGAUACCAUCGGAAUGCAGAUUGUGACUAACUCAAAUGACAGCAAGGGGUGCUGUGCAUAUAAUUGCAGAGGCAAUGUUUUUAUUUGUGUAGCAGCUAGCCAGGACAUUGUUGCUUAGCAUUUCAUUAACACUUUUGCAUAGGAAUCCCAGGCACCCCCAAACCCUAAAACCUUUCCAUGAAAUAUUCUGGACUUUAAAAAACUGUUAUUUGCAUACAUGGAUAGCAGACUAAUGCAGUGAAAAUGGAUGCCAGUGAAAAUGCACUGCCUGGUUUGGCAUGGGAAAUCUGUUAACUUAUCCUAUCUACUGUCAUCUUAAUUAUCCAGAAAUCUUGAACUUAAAACAUUUGCAUUGGCAUAAAGUGAUCGUAAUAUCAGAUAAGCUUCCCUACAACACUAAAUGUUGAUGUUCCCUUUUAUUUGUUAGCGCGUCAAGCCUGAUGUGCUUCAUGCACAGUGACUUUUCUGUGUAGAGUUCAUCUUCAUGUGUGUAAUCUCCAGUCUCUUCUCUGUGUGUCACACACACACACACACACAUCCACUUCGUUGUUGUCCUGCUCUGCAAACAACAGUUUCCAGAUGAGAAGCAGGAAGUUAGGGUAGCAGGUCAGUGUAGUCUUUGCUAUCUUGAUGAAUCAGAGAGCAAGUCUGACCCAGAAGUUUUUACUUGGUGAUCAGGCCGCUUCCUCUGCCAGUUUGUUUACCCUGCACUUUCCUUCUCUUUGCCAGAUUUUGAUGAUGCCACAUUUUAUAAGCUUGUAAUCCUAGACAAGUCCUCACUACUCAGCCAUCUAUGCAAUCAUGUAUGAAAACCAAAUGAACAUAUUUUCCCACAACUACACAACUGGAACUAGCAUCUUGGUUGUACUUGUUCACAUGCAAAUACUACAGAGAAAUGUGCAACUUUUAUACAUGAUGUUGUGUGGUACUUCCCAUAUGGAGAUCAUUCAGUUGGGGGGGGCGUUGUAAGACAUGUCAUGACCCUUAAGAUCUACCCACUGAUUAAUUUAAGACCCACCCCUUUCAAGGUGCUCAAGGGAGGCUUAUGUGAGGUUUCUGGAUCUUUGUCCAAAUACUAGCCAAGCACAAACCUGCUUAGUUUCACAGAUGGAAGUUGGUAAAGUACCUUGAGACCACUGUUCUGUACCAUUUAGCUGCUUAUAGCAAUUUUCUCCUGGAAGUUAUUUGAGGCUGUAUCAACAGAAGUAUAGUGUUCAGAUCAAGGCAAAUAAUAGCACAGUGGUACCUCUGGUUAUGGACGGGAUCCGUUCCAGAGGUCUGACUGGAUCUCAAGGUUUUCGCAACCGGAGAGACCGCUUCUGCGCAUGUACAAGCAGCAGAAGAGCGCUUCUGCUCAUGGGCAAAACCCCAGAAAUAUACUUCCAGGUUUGCUGCUUACGUAUCCCAAAGUUUACGUAACCAGAGAGAUACAUAAGUGGAGGUACAACUGUACUGCUCUAUUCUGCCUUGGUCAGACCACCCCUGGAAUACUGUGUCCAGUCGUGGGUGCAACAGUUUAAAAGGAUAUUGACAAACUGGUACUUGUGCAGAGGUGGGCGACCAAGAUAACCAAGAAGCCAUAUGAGGAAUGAUUGACGGGGGUUGGGUAUGUUUAACCUGGAUAAGAAGAGACGGAGAGGAAGAUGUCACAUGGAAGAUGGAGCAAGCUUGUUUUCUUCUGCUCUGGAGGGUAGGACACAAACCAAUGGAUUCAUGUUAAAAGAAAGGGGAUUCUGACUAAGCAUCAGUAAUAACUUUCUGACAGCAAGAGGUGUUUGACAGUAGAACAAACUCCCUUGGGAGGUUGUGGACUGUCCUUCCUGGGAGGCUUUUAAGCAGAGGUUGGAUGGCCAUCUCAUGGAUGCUUGAGUUGAAACUUCUGCAUUUCAGGGGAUUGGACUAGAUGACCCUCAGGAUCACUUCAACUCUACAAUUCUGUAAUUCUGAAUGGGGGCUUUGCCUUUAAUAAGGAUUUCCCUGAUACUUUUUCACUCUACAGUUUCACUCAUUUGAUGGUUGAUUGAAACAAAAGAGUGGGGAGGAGAUGAGGAACGUUGAAUUAUUAUGUUAGAAUACUGGGGAAACAGAACAUAUUUAAGGCAUUUGCUUAGGUUGUUUCUUUUAACAAAUUUUGCUUAUGAUUUUAACACACAAUUUUUUGUUAUCUUAUAAACUGUGUAUGAGAUUAACUCUGUGUCUUUUGGAGAAAUAUUUGAAGUUAGAUUUGGAACUGUGCUGCUUAUAUCACCAACCCUAUAAGAAACAAAUCUAAAGGGCGUCUGAAAUCCUCCCAAAGCCCUCUUCAUGUGUUCUUUCAAACACCCCCUUCUUCUGUGCUAUAAAUAAUUCAGAUUCUUUAGUUUAACUACAACUUGCAACCGUUAUUUAUUAAAAUUGAGUGGAAUAACUGUGUGGCUCAGUAGAACAGAAUAUAUUUGGGAUUCAGAUGUGAAAGUGAGCAUCUGAAACAUUUUGGUCAUACUUUAGAUGGUUUUUGAAAGUUUUCUGCCAAGCUUUAUGUCAAUUUGGCAGUGAUGGCAUGGCACUGGGAGACUAGCAUAUAGAUCAUCUGGAGUGAGUCCAAAUCCAGUCCCACUGUUUCUCUGAGGAGCAUUAAAAAAUGUAUUUGCUCACGUGCACACAUACUGGUGAAUUAUAAAUUAUUCCACAUACUGGUUUUGGCAUUGUAUUUGGAUAAUUAGAAUAAGAGGUUCUAUGCUGGUUGCUUUAUAGAUUAUGUAUAUAAUAGGUCUCCCUGAAACCUUGGGUGCUUUAAGAUAAAAGUUGCCCUGGCCUACUUAUGUCACAUGGUGGGUUUUUUGCCUAUGUUUGAUUCAGGUACAUUGCGGAUUGAAUUUGGCAAUGCACCCCCAAUCUCCACUGGGUACAUGGACAGUCCAAUGACCUGAAAAUGCACUAGAGGUAAUCUGGUGGAGCUCAAUGUUUGGGGAAAUUCUGGUUCAAGCUGCCAAAUUAGCAGAAAGCACGAUAUAUUGAUCAGGACCUUCUAAUCAAUAUAUGCUGCUGCUGCUCGCGUGAGUGUUGGGAGGACCGCUCCCUCUCCUGCCAACUCCAUCCGGCCUAGGGGGCGGGGCCUGCACCCACCGCCACAGCAUAAGAGGCCUGAGAGAGGCCUCCGGGACACGGCUGCUGCUGCUGCUGCUGCUCGCGUGAGUGUUGGGAGGACCGCUCCCUUUUCUGCCAACUCCAUCUGGCCUAGGGGGCGGGGCCUGCACUACCACUACAGUUUCGAGGCCUGAGCAGCUACCAGCAGCAAUGGACAAAAUGGUUUUAAAUGUUUUAAUUGCUUUUAAUUUGCAGCACCUUAAAUGGUGGUUGUUGUUUUUUAUAAUAUUAUAUUAUUUCAUUAUUUUAUUUUUGCUUGGGGUGGGAUAAGCAUUUAGUCAGCGCUAUUGUUUCUUGCUUUGUUUUGUUUUGUUCGGUUUUGUUUUAUUAUUAUUAUUAUUAUUCUGUUAAAUUAUUAUAUAGUUUGUAUUUUGCUUUUUAAGGGGAAGGGUCAUGGCUGCCUGGGAGUGGGCCUCAGCCAAUAGAUUGGGUGGGGCAGGUUCCACAGGGGGGGAUGUAUUGGGACACCCGAUCUCAGUGAUCACGGGCAGGAGGAGGAGUUAUGCUAAGACCAGACCAUGUCAUUACCGAGGAGGCAGGUUUAGUCGUUGUUUGAGGACUAUCCCUGCCUCCAGGUCUGGUCCUGACCGGAAGGAUACAGUAAUCAGCAAGGAAACCCACAUGACCUGAAAGUGUUGCUGUGCAAUGCCAGGUCAAUGAUGAAUAAAACCACUGCCAUCCACGACCUGAUUGUGGAUGGAGGAUUUGACCUGGCAUGUGUGACAGAGACCUGGUUGGAUGAAGCAGAUGGGCCUGUCCUUGCCGCUGCUUGCCCACCAGGUUUCUCUUACGCACAGCAACCCAGGUCAUGUGGGCGGGGAGGGGGGGUUGCAGUGAUUUUUAGGAAGUCAUUAGUCUGCACCAGGCGUCCUAUUGGGAAGACCCAGUUUUCUGAGUGCAUGUUCUGGAAGUUGGGCAAUAGGGGCAGUACAGGAUUCCUACUGGUGUACCGACCUCCCCGCUGCACCAAGGAUUCCCUGCCCGAGCUGCUUCAGGUCGUGGCGGAUAUGCUCCUGGAGACACCUAGCUUGGUUGUCCUGGGGGAUUUUAACAUCCAUGCCGACACGACCUUACAAGGGGCCGCUCGGGACUUCGUGGAAAGCAUGGCCUCCAUGGGGCUGUCCCUGAAUAAGUUUGGCCCAACUCAUAGCCGUGGACAUGCCUUAGACUUGGUGUUCACCUCUAUGGAUGUUGGUGAUCUGACACUAACUAAAAGCGAAACAAAAGAAGUGCCAUUGUCAGAUCACUUCCUGGUGCAACUGGACUUCUCCACAACCCUUCCCCUCUGCAGGGAGGUGGGACCGAUUCGGAUGGUCUGCCCCCGCCACUUAAUGGAUCCAAUUGGCUUCCAGAGAGUGGUAGGGGAUGCUUUAUCCCAAGUUGAUGGCCUUUCAGCUGAUUCCCUGGUGGCCCGCUGGAAUGCGGAGUUAACCAGGGCUAUUGACUGUCUGGCUCCGAAGCGCCCUCUACGAUUGCAUGGAGCCCGGACAGCCCCGUGGUUUCCCCCGGAGCUGAGGGUGAUGAAACAAUCGUUGAGACGGCUAGAGCGCCGGUGGCAGAAAACUCAUUCUGAAUCAGACCGGACACGGGUUAGAGCUCAACGUCGAGCCUACCAAGUGGCAAUGGCGACGGCGAAGAGGGCCUUCUUCGCCGCCUCCAUUGCAUCUGCAGAAAACAGCAGCAGGAGACUUUUUCAGGUGGUUCGCAAUCUAUCGGAACCACCUGUACCACCGGGGCCUGGUAGGGACCCCAAGAUCUCCUGCAAUGCUUUUGCAAAGUUUUUUGCAGAUAAAAUCGCUCAGAUUCAGAAGGAGGUAGACUCCACCGUGGGAGCAGGGCCAGGGCGUGAGAGUGCUAGAGUUCUGUCUGGUCCUGUUACAUGGGAUCAAUUCCAAUCUGUUACCUCCGAGGAUGUGGACAGGCUGCUUGGACAAGUGAAACCGACCACCUGUCUCCUUGAUCCUUGCCCAUCCUGGCUGAUAAAAGCGAGCCGGGAAGGGCUGGGCAAUGGGCUCUGCGGAGUGGUGAAUGCUUCCCUCUGUGAGGGAGCCUUCCCAGACCUGCUGAAAGAGGCGGUCAUUAAACCGCUUCUUAAAAAAACAUCUUUAGACCCGGCCAAUUUGGCCAACUAUCGCCCAGUCUCAAAUCUGCCAUUCUUGGGCAAGGUGAUUGAGCGGGUGGUUGCUGAACAACUCCAAGCACGCCUGGAGGAAACGGACCAUUUGGAUCCCUUCCAAUCGGGAUUCAGGCCUCACCAUGGGACUGAAACUGCCUUGGUCGCGCUGGUUGAUGAUCUCCGGCGGGCUAGGGACAAAGGUGAGAGCUGUUUCCUAGUUCUGCUGGAUCUCUCAGCGGCCUUUGACACCAUUGACCAUAACAUCCUUCUGGACCGUCUACAGGGGCUGGGAGCUGGGGGCACUGUCAUACAGUGGUUCCGCUCCUUCCUCCUCGGCCGUGUCCAGAAACUGGUGGUGGGGGAUGAGUGUUCAGACCCCUGGGCUCUCACUUGUGGGAUGCCUCAGGGUUCUGUCCUCUCCCCCAUGCUUUUUAAUAUCUAUAUGAAGCCGCUGGGAGGGAUCAUCAGGGGGUUUGGACUGGGUGUUCAUCAGUAUGCAGAUGACACCCAGCUCUACCUCUCCUUUAAAUCAGAACCAGUGAAGGCGGUGAAGGUCCUGUGUGAGUGCCUGGAGGCGGUUGGAGGAUGGAUGGCAGCUAACAGAUUGAGGUUGAAUCCUGACAAGACAGAAGUACUGUUUUUGGGGGACAGGGAGCGGGUUGGUGUGGGGGAUUCCCUGGUCUUGAAUGGGGUAACUGUGCCCCUGAAAGACCAGAUGCGCAGCCUGGGAGUCAUUUUGGACUCACAGCUGUCCAUGGAGGCGCAGGUUAACUCUGUGUCCAGGGCAGCUGUCUACCAGCUCCACCUGGUACGCAGGCUAAGACCCUACCUGCCCGCGAACUGUCUUGCCAGAGUGGUGCAUGCUCUAGUUAUCUCACGCUUGGACUACUGCAACGCGCUCUACGUGGGGCUACCUUUGAAGGUGACCCGGAAACUGCAAUUAAUCCAGAAUGUGGCAGCUAGACUGGUGACUGGGAGUGGCCGCCGGGACCACAUAACACCGGUUCUGAGAGAUCUGCAUUGGCUCCCAGUACGUUUCCAGCACAAUUCAAAGUGUUGGUGCUGACCUUUAAAACCCUAAACGGCCUCGGUCCUGUAUACCUGAAGGAGGGUCUCCACCCCCAUCGUUCAGCCCGGACACUGAGAUCCAUCGCCGAGGGCCUUCUGGCGGUUCUCUCAUUGUGAGAAGUGAGGCUACAGGGAACCAGACAGAGGGCCUUCUCGGUAGUGGCGCCCGCCCUGUGGAACGCCCUCCCAUCAGAUGUCAAAGAGAUAAAUAAUUACCUGACAUUCAGAAGACAUCUUAAGGCAGCCCUGUUCAGGGAAGUUUUUAAUAUGUAACGCUGUACUGUUUUUAACACUGAUUGGGAGCUGCCCAGAGUGGCUGGGGAAACUCAGCCAGAUGGGCGGGGUAUAAAUAAUAAAUUAUUAUUAUUAUUAUUAUUAUUAUUAUUAUUAUUGUCAUGGAAGGGAGCCUGCAGUAAUGCCUUAAUCCUGUCAGUUUAGGGUCAUGCUUCAGAAGUCUCUCAGGAUCUUGCAAAGACACAACCCUAUUCAGUAUAAUGGUCUGUAAGGGGAUAUAUCUUCCACAGGUUAAGCUCACUAUUUGUUGGCAGGAAACGCCACACAUUGUAUUCCUUGAUAAGCUAUAGGGUUGGCCAUAAAGUGCAGGGCCUUACCUGUCUGAGAAUGUUGUGGUUUGGGCCUUGCCUAGGCAGCUGCUUUGGAAAGAAUUGGAGCUGAUGGAGUAGAUUGUGUAGGUCCAGCAUCAAAAUUGAGGCACUUGAGCAACCAAGUGUCUGUGCUAAUCUCAAGUACUGGAUCAAACUCAAUAUUUAUUUUAUGUUUGUUUGAAGGAGAAAAGAUCUUGGUAAGAUGACAGUGUAGAUAUUCUUUAAAACAAUGCAUAAAACACCUUUAGGUCCCAUGUGUUGUUCAUCAUAACAUCUCAUACUUUCACAAAUCACAGGCACAUUUUUUCUGGAAAGUAUUAAUUGCACUAUUAAGCUAACACUCUCACCAUCUCCUCUACAAAAUUGGCCUUAUAAUUUGUACAAACACAAUAUAUGUAAGGGAGAGAGAAUUUAACACAUUAUCUUUAAGAGGAAUGUUUCCACUCAGUUACUUUGAUUAGUCUACUUUACAUAGUUAAAAAUAUCAAUAGCACAAGAGGGGGAGAAAUCAUUUCACCAGGUGAGUGGCCCCGCCAAAAUAAGUGAAAUUACCCGGGGGGGGGGGGGGCACGUAAAUGGUUUUCAGUGCUAGAACUACCUACCUUACCAUGAAUGAAAAUAGAAAACAAUGAUAGUAAAGAAGAGUGACAGCAUGGUUAUCCUAAUACAAAUAUCUAAAAACAGGUAAUCGAAGGGGUGAAGGACAGCACAAAAGUUCCAGAUCUCAUGAGAUGGCAGUGCAAGUUGUGUUUGUAGCGGGUGUUUGUUUGUAUACAAUAUAAAUUUCCAUCAGUGGUAGGAAAAGUAACAGAUAGAGAUGUGCCCCUCAGUAUUCAAAGAUGGGAUAUGUUUUUUCUCCAGAAUAGCUACAUUUCAAAUAUUCCUGUACCAAAGUGUAAGAUCCAAGACCUGUAAUGUUUUCCAUUUUUGUACAGUGGAAAAGUGGAGCUACUAGUGAGCAAUUCCCUUUCAUGUCCUUUGACACUUUGACUCAUGCAGUGUUGCAUUCCAUGGGACUGAAUUUGUACCUUGUAAAGAAGCCAUUCAUUUUAUUUAAUGAAUUCCUGGUGGGGAGAUGAUAAAAUUUGUCUUUGGGGCUAGAGCAGGUUAAAGUCCAAUGAAUAAACAUAGAAGCUACAGUUCUUCCUCAGAAAUCAUGGGUGCUCCUUAAUCUUUGAAUACAAUAAAUUGCACUCUUCUGCUUCAGCAUGUUUUAGAUUAUUUAUGUAAGUGUCACCAGCAGAUGCUCGAUUGAAUGAACUAGAUCUCUGCUGAAAAAUUGCCAUCUGAUAACCAGACAAAGGAGGAAGGGAAGGUAGCAAAGACAAUAAGACAAAUGAGAUUAUUAUCAACUACAGUAAUAUAUACAGUUUUUAAAGAUAAAUUCACAAGGCCUCCCAACUCUCUUAGUCAAAAAGAGAAUAUUUUCUCCACAAUGGGAACAAUACAAAAGAGUAGUUUAACCUCCACUGAAGUGAUUCUGUGAACAAUACAGAAUUGCAGUGGUGUAGUGCUGUUAUUUUCCAUCCUCUGCUAAGAAGUGCAUGCUGUUAGUGGGUACCAGCUCUGGAAGGAGAGUGCCCCUUACAAUAGGGCUAGUAGGCAGAUGUCUAGUAUUUAUGGUAUGUAUGUAUGUAUGUAUGUAUGUAUGUAUUUACUUACUUACCUACCAAGCAACCAACCAACCGACCACAUUUAUAACCUGCCAUUCAUCCCAGGACAGGGUACAUACAGUGGUACCUCGGGUUACAUACGCUUCAGGUUACACACUCCGCUAACCCAGAAAUAGUGCUUCAGGUUAAGAACUUGGCUUCAGGAUGAGAACAGAAAUCGUGCUCCGGCAGCACGGCAGCAGCCAGGAGGCCCCAUUAGCUAAAGUGGUGCUUCAGGUUAAGAACAGUUUCAGGUUAAGAACAGACCUCUGGAACGAAUUAAGUACUUAACCUGAGAUACCAUUGUAUAACAAUAAAAUAGGAAAUUAACAAUAGCUUCAACUAAAAUUUGUUAAACAUUACACAGACAUAAAAAGUAGCAGGUGAACAAAUAAAAUGGACAAUAUUAAUUCAGCAUUAAGCAUUGUGGUGGUCAAGCUAAUCCACUGCUAAAUAAGGACCCGAGGGUCCUCUCCACACCCAAGCUCUUAUUCUGCCCCCCACUUCAGUAGGAGGGUCAUCAGCAUACAAAAUUGGGAGAAAAACCCCUUCCUGGCUUCUUUUGAAAGGAAUUCACUGAUUGGAGAAACUAGUGUGGGAUGAGUGUUGGUCAGUGUUCAAACUAUUAGCCACUGUUGAACACAGAUGAGAUAGUAAGCCACAUUUCUUUUUGUUGGUUGCUUUCUUGUUGUUUGGGAUAGUUGCUUCUUUAUCUGAGAACCCUCCACACUGACAGGAGAAAGAAAGCAGUGUUUCUAAAUAAAGCCACCACACAAUGUAAAUAAAGCUUGGUGCUGGCUUUUAUUCAAAUAUAAAAUUGAAUUAGUCUCUCUCUCUUAUAUAAUAGAGUUGAGAAUGAGGGGAUGUUUCCUUUUGUUUACUAAUGGAGCUAUUAGAAAGAUAUUGAAUCAUGCUGGCUUUCAGAUUGACUGAGAACCAAGCAGAGAGGAAUCAAUAAUACCCUCUUAAAACUUCCUGGAGUGCUUUUUAAUACCCCACCCUCAUCGAGUGGAAUCUGUAAUGUGAAGAUGAGGGAUCUGAAAUGGAAAUAGUAUCUUAAAUUGGAAUAGUGCUUUUCUGAUAGGCAAGCAUUCAACAGUUUCCUGCACAGUCUCAUUUGCUGUCAUAGUGGCACAAUACUUGCUAAUGCCACUUACAUUUGUGCCUUUGAACUGGCAGCCCAGCCUUUGACAGUGGUACCUUAUACAGUGGUACCUCGGGUUAAGUACUUAAUUUGUUCCAGAGGUCCGUACUUAACCUGAAACUGUUCUUAACCUGAAGCACCACUUUAGCUAAUGGGGCCUCCCGCUGCUGCUGCGCCGCCGGAGCACGAUUUCUGUUCUCAUCCUGAAGCAAAGUUCUUAACCUGAAGCACUAUUUCUGUGUUAGCGGAGUCUGUAACCUGAAGCGUAUGUAACCCGAGGUACCACAGUAGUGUCCUGAUCGAGGAAAGUAAUAGUAUCGCCUUUGUUAGACCACACCAGGAAUACUGCGUCCAGUUCUAGACGCCAAAAUUUAAGAAGGAUAUUGACAAGCUGGAAUGUGUGCAGAAGAAUGCAACCAAGAUGAUCAAGGGUUGGGAAACCAAGCCUUAUGAGGAACAGUUGAGGGAGCUGAGUACAUUUAGGCUGGAAAAGAGGAGACUGAGAGGAGAUAUGAUAGUCAUCUUAAAAUAUCUGAAGGGUUGUCACAUGGAAGAUGGAGCAAGCUUGUUUUUUCCUGCUUCAGAGUGUAGGACUCGAACCAAUGGCUUAAAGUUACAAGAAAAGAGAUUCUGACUAAACAUCAGGAAGAACAUUUUGACAGUAAGAGCUGUUCAACUGUUGAAUGGACUCAGGAGGUGGUGCAUUGUCCUUCCUGGGAGGUUUUUAAACAGAGGUUGGAUAGCCAUCUGCCAUGGAUGCUUUAGCUGAGAUUCCUGCAUUGCAGGGGCUUGGACUAGAUGAACCUCAGGAUCCCUUCCAACUCCACAAUUCUAUGAUUAUGAAAAACCCAGGUUUGGAGCUGACUGCAAGCCACAAACCUCAACAAUUUAUUGCUAUAAAACUUGGGUGGUGAGGAGCAGGGUGUAAGUUGCUUGGAGUAAGCUGUCCCACGGGGAGGAGAGUUUAACAUUAGAUAUUCUAAGUAUGCAGAAGCCUCUGCUUCAGUUUUGAGUGGCCCCAUCUUGCUUCCAAACUGAUAGGCACAGGACCACCCAAGUUUGAAUUUGGAGGGAUUAAAGAUUAAUUCUCCACCUAUCUUCCUUUUCAGGCUGUUGAUGUGCUGCAAAUGACUUACAGGAACCCUGCACUAGCUGACUAGUUGUGGGAGAUAUGCAGUCAAAUCUAACAAUGCAUAUUCUUGCUAGUUAGCAUGUGGAAAGGUUAAGGCCUUAGAGUUGUAUUGCUGAUAGGUGGACUCAGAGCAUAGUAAUGUAAUUAGUAGAGAAGGCUCUAUGUCCUGGGUAGGCAAACUAAGGCCCAGGGGCCGGAUCUGGCCCAGUCACCUUCUAAAUCCGGCCUGCAGACGGUCCAGGAAUCAGUGUGUUUUUACAUGAGUAGAAUGUGUCCUUUUACUUAAAAUGCAUCUCUGGGUUAUUUGUGGGGCAGAGGAAUUCGUUCAUUUUAUUUUAUUUUUCAAAAUAUAGUCCGGCCCCCCACAAGGUCUGAGGGACAGUGGACCAACCCCCUGCUGAAAAAGUUUGCUGACCCCUGCUCUAUGUGAUGUCAUUUCCCCUCCUCUGCUGGGAGAAGAAGCAAAAGAAGUAUUUCCUGUUCCUUCUCCCCCUCUCUCUCUUCAACCAUGCUUUAAACAUAAGUACUUUACCCGCAUUUAUUUUUUAAUGUGGUUGCUGCUAAGGAUGAAUGCAUGACUAUGUGUAAAAUAUAUGUUUUAUACUUACUUUUCAGUUUGUAGCCUGUUUCUUUGAUAAACAGGGUAAUGAAAGGACAGCUCAGCCUAACAGCUGAUUCUUAUUCUUUCAAUUAAACUGCAUAACUCUAUUUAGCCCUGUGCUUUUAAACUUAAGUGGUAAGCUCAUCUUUUUGUCUGUUAACCUACUCACGUGGGUCUGUAGGGGGAUAAAAUAUAGUUAAUUAUAUUCCCUUACCUACUAAAUAAAACCCGUCACUAGUAAACUUUUUUUGUGGUCUGCAAAUAUUCAUGGGCUAUUUGCCCUGCUCCCACCAAGGUUGCUUUGACAUCACUGUUCCACAACUCCCACAGCAGUUCCUCUUUGUGUGACUUCUUCAGGGGUAGCUUAAUAGCCCAUGCAGAUGCACUAAGCUGCACCUUUUUGUUUUACAAAGAACAAACGACUGCGACUCGAACUUCCUGCAAUCUGGAGUGUAUACUCAGCUGCCAUCCAUUUCAUGUAGUUUGAGCUCCCACAAUUAAAAAGUACCAGGUGUUCGCUUCUUGGGUUUAACGCUGUUCCUCUCUAACAACAUCUGGCGUAAUUUCAACAUUGCUAAGAUUUCUUCCAAGGGUAUUGUAGUGACAGAUGUCUGGCGAUGCUUGUGGCAGGUAUGGAACUGAAGGGUCUAGAAAUUGAAUUGAGCAAAGGGAGUUACAGAAUGAGGACAUGGUACAUGAUUCAUGUUACAGAACGAUCUCGUUUCAGAAGGGUCAGAAAGGGGAUAAGCACCAACAAAGUAACCCAUAUUAGGCAGCCCAUAAUUAUGUACAUUAUUCCUCAACAGAUGCAGUGUCUUUCUGUCGUAUAACUUAGGAGCUAAUUAUUGAUCCCAGAAGGACUAUGAGUGAGGGGUACCACCUCCUAAAUCUCCAGCAGUCACUAAUAAGGCCAGCAGUUUUUGAAACGCCAUGUUUGAAUGAUGUCUAGCUCUAGCUAGCCAAACUUAUGAUUACAUUUUGAUGUGUUAAUUUUUUUGAUACAUGGUCAGGCAAAGGAAUCAAUGACAUAAGCUUUUAUUACAGUAUUAAUGUAUCUUAUGUGGACAGCAAACAAAAAGCACCACAAUUCUGUUUUGUUUCUGGUUUUUUAAAGGCAUUUGAACUUUUUCAGAUUACAGGAUAAUUUACUCCACAAUUCAUUUUUGUUUUAUAAUUUUUCGGUCAUCUUCUUCCUGCUUGGUAAGAUGAAGCCUUCUUGCAGGCCCGCGUUACUUCUGAAUUCUUAAAUGAGAUAUUUCCUUGAUGUUUUCUAGGCAUUACAUUAAAUGUUGUUUAUUGGGGGGGGGAGUAUAAGGCAAGACACGAUGUGGCCUUCUUCCACCCUAAACUCCAUAUACCUCUUUUAUGCCUAACAAACAAAAUGGAUGUUUAGAUCACACAGCAAGUGAAAUAAUAUGUCUACUGGACCAGCUAAUGUCCAAAAUAGAAGUUGGAUGUUGCUGGAGCACUCCUCCUCCCAUCAUCUCUGGGUGUGGAGGUCAAGUUAAAUGAUGGGGGGAAGAAUACUUUUGGUGUAGCUCACUGGAUUUUUAUAUUAGAUUUUGUAUUUCUGGUGAUGAUUUCCCUUGAAAAAUAGUGUUAUGCUUAGAAGCUGGAACAUGUUGGGAUCCUUCUAUGUCUUUUAGACAUUGUGACUGUCCAACCCUGUUUUGGCUGGGCUGUGCUAUAUAGGGACUAUAAAACUUUUAAGUUUUUUUAAUUGUUUUACCUAUAAUUUUGUUUUAUUUGUUUUGUAAACCACUUUGAGGGUUUUGGGUUUUUUUUUUACAGUAAAGCAGUGUAAAUAUUUUAUGAAAAAAUAAUUUAUGCUGCAAACCACCUGUAAUCUUCAGAUGAAGGACAGUUUAUAAAGUCAAUAAAUAAAUAAAUCAAGCAAGCAAGCAAGCAAGCAUGCAGUUGUGAAGCAAUUGGGGUGUGGAGUCACGGUAGUAUGAGAAUCUUCAUCUCAUGUUAUAGCAUUCUUUGUAGGUGAGGGAGAAUGUUUCGCAAACUUAUUUUAAGGCUUUUCUUCAUUUUCAUCAAGUAGGGAGCCUGUGAUUGCCAGGAAUUUUAUAACCUCAUUUAUGCCAUCUCGCAAAAUGGAAAAAGAAAAAGAAAUGAAAAUCUGAUAGCAGUUUGUGAAGGACACACGCUGUUCCUAUAAAAGAGCACUCUUAUUCGCUACAUUUAACUGUAGAGUCAUUGGACUAUCUUCCCAGAUCACAGCCUCUAUGAAUUUUCUAUCAAACGAAGGGAAGAGUCUGAUGGCACAAAACAAACACAUUUCUGUCCACAGUCUGAUGCACACAAUUGGCUGUUUCAUUGCAGUUACUGAAAACAAUACAGUGGUACCUCGGGUUAAGAACUUAAUUCGUUCUGGAGGUCCGUUCUUAACCUGAAAUUGUUCUUAACCUGAGGUACCACUUUAGCUAAUGGGACCUCCCGCCACCACCAUGCUGCUGUUGCGCGAUUUCUGUUCUCAUCCUGAAGCAAAGUUCUUAACCCGAGGUACUAUUUUUGGGUUAGUGGAGUCUGUAACCUGAAGCGUCUGUAUCCUGAAGCGUCUGUAACCCGAGGUACCACUGUAUUAUCUAAGAGAGGGUGAUUGGCUGGGAAUUGCACUGUCACAAAAAGCAGCUCCACCCAUCCCUGGAGUGGACUAUCAUCUCUCUUUAAAUGAAGUUUUAAGAACUAAGUGUGACAAAUAAGCAUUUAAAUGAAUGAAAUUAAGUUAUGCUUGAAAAAAUACUUUUAAAUAGGUAGAAAGCCACCUAAAGUUUGUGGGGGAGCAUGAUGGGAUUUUCAGAUGUGUGUUUGAAUCUCUGAUAAGUAUGUCAGAUGCAUUGUAAAGCUGUGGGGAAGUCAUGGAAGAAGAAACAGUAGCAAGUCAUGUGAAUGCAACUACUGUUUUCUCUUCUUUGUAACGGGGUUGUUUUUUUCAUUUUCACAUUUAAGCUGCUUAACAUAGUUGCAUUAAGAUAUAUUAGAGCAUAUAUGCAAUAAUUACAUAAAAUUAAAAACAAAUAAAACAAUACACACAGAUAACGAUUUAUGAAAAUAUGAACAAAGUUGUGUCAAAGUGUACUAAAUUUAUUACAGUUAUAUCAGAUAUGAAAUGAUUUAUAGUAAUGUGUAUUGCUUAGAUUGGUGAUCAAAAGUAAAAGGUAUUUUGUAUCAAAAACAAUUUGAAUUUAUAGGUAUUUACAUGGGACUUGGGUGGCGCUGUGGUCUAAACCACAGAGCGUAGGGCUUGCCGAUCAGAAGGUUGGCGGUUCGAAUCCCCGCAACAGGGUAGGCUCCCAUUGCUCGGUCCCUGCUCCUGCCAACCUAGCAGUUCGAAAGCAUGUCACAGUGCAAGUAUAUAAAUAGGUACCGCUCCGGCGGGAAGGUAAACAGCAUUUCCAUGCACUGCUCUGGUUUGUCAGAAGCGGCUUAGUCAUGCUGGAUACAUGACCUGGAAGCUGUCUGUGGACAAACGCCAGCUCCCUCAGCCAAUAAAGCGAAAUGAGCGCCCCAACCCCAGAGUCAGCCACGACUGGACCUAAUGGUCAGGGGUCCCUUUACCUUUUUAUAGAAAGGGGGAGAAGGAAAAAUAUGUACUUCACGCACACCAGACUGUGCUAUAAACUAUGGGUACAUUUCUACCAUAUGCCUUGUGACUUUAUUGAUUACACAAAUAACACCAGACUGCAUAAAAACUGUCAUGUUUCUAUUGGCCUCUUGCUACUUUUAGGUUUUGUGUCAUUUUUCCCAAUAAUGGUGUUUGCCUAAUUGCAUUAGCCACCUGUUUUCUAAUGUCAGGGCAUUUUGUAGAAUGGAAGUUCCAGUCCUAACCACUGAGGUUUACUGAUGAACAUGUGUGUUAAAAAUCUCAGGACAUUUUACACUCAACACUAGACAUUGAUUGAUUGAUUGAUUGAUUGAUUGACUGAUUGAUUGAAUUUACACUGGUGCAUAUGUGCAUACAGUUUUUUAGAAAUCCUAUUUUACUAAAUUUCUAGAUCAUCCAUCAGGGCAGUUUACAAUAUUCAGAUAAAAUAAAUAAACCAAUGAGUACAACCAAACAGUUAAAACGAUAAUGCCUUCAGAAGAGACCUUGAUUCAAGUGGCCCUACCUUGUAAAAUUACACUAUUUAGUUUUAUGUGGCUGUGUUUUGUUUUUAUUGUGUUGUAUGUUUUAAUUAUUUGUAACCCAACCCCCCACCACCACCAUUGAAAGUCCAUUUAGAGGCAUAUAUGUGCAAAGACUGUAAAUAUUAUAAGCUAAUAAGAAGUCGUGUAACAUUCAGUGGUUUUAUAUUAGAUAAGUUUCCUGCAGCAGUUGCUGAAAAGACAGAUUAAUAUUGCAUUUUAACUGGGCACUCUCUAUUCCAUUAACACUUUAAGGACACUUUGUUUCCCUGAAACACAUUUUAUUUGCCAUCCUUUUGCUGUCUAAACACUGUCUGUUCAAAUGGAGUUACACAACAUUUAAAAAGACAAAUCUGCUUUCUUUUUCUCCUCUAUGUGUGCAGUAGCUCUGAUUUCACCGUGUGUCAGUAAUAAGCACACUCUGAUUUUGCCAGCACUUUGGGGCUUAAAAAUAACAACCAGAGCCUUCACCUGCUGUGGAAAAACCACUAGCCAGCCAUAGGUUAGAGCAGAUCAGUGUGCUAGCAAGCGGGGGAAGGUGGUGUGUGCAAAUUGAGAGGAGAAUCUUCAGUGACACCUCCGCCAAGAAUAGCACACUCUUGGCAUCCCUUAUGUGCACCAGUAAUCCGUUCAAAGCUCCACAGGCUGCUUAUCAAGGAUGGAUGCUCCUCUCUCUGGCUGUCUCUGUGUCAAGCAUCUUUGAAUAACCUCUAGCACUAAGGAAAGACCCAAAAUCCUCACUGGUACUUAAAUGCUAGAAAUGUGGACAGAGUAAUUUUUAUUAGUUGAUUUUUCUUCUCUAGUUUUAUUAAAUGUACUUGCAUCUUAACAGAAUCACAAUAAAGUUGCAUUUUCUGAGGUAUGAAAGGAAGUUCAGUAACCUACAACGUAAUAAGAGCUCCUGCUUGUUGGGAGGAACAUCCAUCUUUAAUAUUUUAUUGUGUUUUGUAUAUACGGAAGAGGAAAUGUCAUGGGUUGAGGUGCAACAGAAACUGAGAAGCUUUCAGGAGUUCUGAGUUUUUCUUACUAAUUUUUAAAGUUUUAUUAAUGUGCUCAACAACAAAAACUACACACCCUUACACACACACAAAGUAUGUGUGAGAAAAAAAUACAAAAACAAUAUAAUAAAGACCACUUCAUACCUCUUGAACUUGUCACAACUAUAAUCUUUACAUUAGCCUUAUUUACACACUUAAUAACUUAUCUAUCUAUAUCUGUAUCUCUCUCUAUAUAUCGACACAUGCACACAUACACACAAUCUUAAAGAAUAUCUUAUGUCCUAUGGUAAAAACCUUAUAAAAAUCAAAGUUGUCAAAUCAUGCAGUUGCAGAGAUUAAUCAGAGGAAAUACCUUUAUUCACAACAUUGCUUCGUUGUUGUUUUAAUGCUCUCCAUAUUUUCAGGAUAGUAGGGGAUGCUGAGGAUGGUAGAUUUUGCGUAUCUUUCUCAUAAAGUGUAUUCUGCACUCUAUUAUUUAUCUAUUUCUUAGAAGUGAUUGGUUUGUAAUCAGAGCAAGAUAGAUAGAUAGAUAGAUAGAUAGAUAGAAUCAGUCCUAUAUAGUAGAUCUUGAAAAAUAGUUGAGGUGGUACAGGGAAUAUUAGAAGCACUGAAAUAUGUAAAGUACAUAAAAGGUAACAAAAGCAAAUAUUGAAUUUACUGGUAGCUGCAAGACCAGGUAUGGGAAAGCCCAAUCUGCUCCAUGAAAGCAUGAAUGCUUGCAGAAAGUUUGGUACUUAAACUGUCAUACCUUAUAAACUUAUCACAAAUCACUAGUUAAGUUUUUAACUCUUUUGAUUAUUUAAUUUCUAUAUUACUUAAUAUCUUCAAAAUAUCUCUAAGCAGUGUACAAAAAACUGAAGCAGCAAUAGAUAACUUAAACAAAGUAUUACAAAAAUACACAGGUACAUCCACUCAAUCCAAAUAACUAUAUUGUACUAGCCAAUUGAUCAUGACAAAUCUGAAUCAAAAAUAAAUACAAGCAAAAGGGGUGUCGUGCUAUUUAGCUCUCUGCAUCUCCCUUGCAGUUCACUGCUAUAUUGUCAAGGGUCUUCUUUCUGAUCUUUUUGGCCUCCAAAGCAAAAAGGGCAACUUUAUGAGUCACUGAAAUGUUUACAUCACUAAGAAGCCAUAGGACCUUCUCUGCCAGGGAGAGACAUCUUUCCUGUACGGAUGGUAAGGUGAGAAAUCACCUCCUGCAGUUGCCCACAUAUUCUUUGUAUGGUACCCUGUUGUAUCGUCUAUCUAGGAUGGUGGAGGGCAUAGCUUGAAAAUGCAGCUCAGUAAAAGCAGAUCUUAAGUGAUGCUGGCUGGAGAUUCGACAGGUAACGGGCUCUAAAAUGGACCGUUUUUAGAAGGGGAAACCAAGGAGAGCAUUUAGAGGAUUUGAUUGCUUGCAGAUCACGUAGUGAUUCUGUCCAGUGGCAGCAGUCCCUUAACUGGCGUUUGUCUGUGGAUAUAAUCUGCUCUAGCUUAUGGAAAGAAUAAGAGUUCAAAUAACGUUGGGUGUUACAUUUCCACUAUUGGCUGUUCUCCAAUUCCACAUAGCAUAGGGCUGGCGAGCGCUCGCAAGGCAUGGAGGACAGUCUUUUCAGGUAAUUAAAUCUGGUGCAAUCAGCUCUUGCGGUUAACGUUGGCCAUCCAGCUUCCGUGCGUAAGAGUGCAGCUGCCAUUCCCUUGGGUAGGGAAAACAGUCACUUGAGAAAUUGGUUUUGCACCAUUUCUAACCCUUUAAUAGCACUCUCAUCCUCACCCCAGAUUUCAACUCCAUAAAGCAUUUGAGGGAUCACUUUACUGCCAAAUAUUUUUCUGCUCUUCGUGAUGUCAAACUUCAUCAGAGCCCCCAUCUCUCUCUUCCAUAUAAAAUGUGAAAUAAAAAUGUUACAUUAAUACAAAAUUACUAAUACAUAUACAUCAAUAUCAUCUCAUUGUCCUUCAGACACACCCUUGCUCUCAGCCUCCAGGUUCUCACCCAGGGUCCAAACAAACUCUCAGCUCACCUACAGAAGUCUCACAAUGAGAAGAGUUCCUAAAACAGCAGACAUCACUCUAGUCUCUCACUCUAGACUUGCUUUUUAUUGGCAGGCCCAAGGUGGAUGGUACUUGCUCAGGCUGCCCAUAGCUCUAUCCCAUUUAGCUGCACUCUUCACAUCCAUUUCCAGGUACAGCAGGUUUGUUGAGUUUCCCAAGGGGUCCAAAUGAUGGGAAAAGGGCCCCUCUCUACUCACAACUCUUUCUUCAUCCUCUGUCUUUCAUCCUCCUCAAACUGCUUUUGAGACCAUAGGAGUUCACUCGUGUUUAAAUGUAAUGAAUCAGCUCAAUAUCAAAUAGAUAAUUGUUUUACCAGUAACUUGUUGUAUUAGGUGCCAUAAAUAAGUCGCACUCAGACUCCAGCAUAUAGGUACAGCAGCAACAAUUCAAAUUUCUCAUAGCUAUUGCCUUUUUUUUUUUAACCAAUUGAUUUAAAGUUAGUUUUCCAACCCAAUAACACUGCAAAACAUGUUAAACAUGUACUUUGGAAACUGUACAUCACUGAGGACUAAUUUUACACCUGACAUUUUGCCUUUAGUUUAAGAAAUAAAGCAUGGACAACAUUGUAUGGGGAUUAUGCUUGUGUCUAUUUUUACAUUGUGUUGAGGAGCAUCACACAGACUGAAACAAUGAAAAUACGUUCCCUGAUACUAGUUUUAAGUUAACUGGUAUUAAGUCCAGAAUAGUACUGGAGGUACUGAAUUGCAUGGUUGUAUUUCAGAGUAAUAGAGUGACAUCUCCUCCACUGUUUAGCAGUCAGAUUCUUGUCUAGUCUUGGCUGGCAGCGCACAGCAAUCCAGUUAAGGUUCCUUAACAAAAGCCUCUGGAAAGAGAUUCCGAUGGUUACUAGUCAGAAGCAGAGGGACUGCCCCAGCUGAUCACUUCCCUGCUUGCACUGCAGUCCUGGAAAGCCUCUCUAAGAAGAUUUGCAAUGUACAGAUGUCAAAGGCAAUUAAUUCUGUGGCCGUCUGUUGGUAUUAUUAGAAGAGCGUAUCGUGAUGCAGGAAGGGGAGCUUUCCUGGAGAUUUUCCCCCUUUAUCUUGCCCAUCAAAAUUGUCGAAUGACUGGUUUAUGAAUUUGGUGGAUUGGUAACUUCUGUAUUAAAUUUAGAACAGAAAUAGAACUGUAUAGAAUAAGUGUUUUUUAUAGAGAUUUCUUCCUUACUCUCUGACUGGCUCUCUGAUGUUACAUGGAGUCAUUAGCCCAGACAAAUGUAAUAAGGUGACACAAGCCUAUUUCAGACUGUUUCCCUCUAAAGUUAAUUGAUGGAAGCUGCCUGCCUUCCAGUUCAGUGGCGUUAUUCCCAGGAGUACAGGAGUGCAGCUGUGGGUGUCGUGCCAAGUGCUUGCAUUGCCAAAGAGUCAGAAGAAUAUACUAAACCAUCUAAUUUAUCUAAUAACACCCUGAGUGGCUUUUGUUGAAGCCAGAGUUGUCAGGGUAUUAGCUCGAUAUUUUGGCUAGAUACAAGUGUGCAAGCUUCACAGGUGUGGACUAAGCAGACCCACAUAGGUAGCUGUUGGCAAAACCCAGUCACUUGCAUCUCAAUGGUUAUUUUCUGGUAAUGCUAAUGGAAAAAUUACAUUUUUAAAAUCAUGGGAGGAUUUCAAUUUCAUUUUUGUGAUAGGGUGAAAAACUAUAGCUCAUUAGUAGAGAAAAUGUUUGCAUGAAGAAAGUCCCUAGUCUCUGCCACCUCUAGCUUUAUAAAGGGGUCAGAUUGGAAGAAUCUCUACCAGAGUCCCUGGAGAGCAGCUGCCAGUCAGAGGAGACAGUACCAGUGUAGAAGAACAACAGUUUGGUCUCCUACAAGGUAGCUUCCUACCCUUGGCAUACCUUGCUCUAUCUUGAUCCUCAGUUUAGCUUUCCAUAAUGACCUGAACUGUGACUGUUCUCAAAUAGCAUAUAUUCUCUGCUAAAACAUUUAUUUUUGAUGCCACAUAUUCUGAACUGGCAAUGGGCAACUUGCAGCUUUAGGAGCAUGUGACUCAGUAGGAAUUGGUGUAUUGCCUUCCCCACCCACCACCACCACUGCCAGUCGACAGGCAAAUGAGGAGAAAAUGGCAUUUGUGGCACCUGAAGGGUCUUUUGAGAGAAGAACAAGGAGCGCUAGGCUUCCUUAAAUGACUAAGGAAGCCAAGUGCUCCUUGUUCUUUUCUCAAAAGAACCUUCAGGUCAUCUACCUGUAUGAACAGGGCUCUGCACUUUUUAUUAUUUUUAGUAUUCCACUAUAUAUGGUAGGUAUAAGGCAGGUCUGCUUCCAAACACACUUACAAUCAAAAGUUUGCCAGAAAGGAGAGAACAGAGGGACAGGCAAGAGCAAGCAGGGAUGAAUGAGAGAAAGUGUAGCAUGUUUAGAUUUCGUUGCAGUUGAGGAUAGCUAGCUGUGGGUGUAAUCAAGGGAUAAUACAAAAGUUGGGGUUUUGUGGGCUGCUUUGAAGGAAGAGAGACUAAUGGAGAAGACUUCACACAAGAGGGAAUGGGAUCGGGUCAUUAAAACCUUGUUCCUUUUUGUAUUUUUGUAUUUUUGUAUUUUUAAUAAUCAGCCACCCAGGAUAUAUAUGUGUGUGUGUGUGCGCUCGUGCGCGCGCACGCACACACAACACACACACUGCUUAAUUUAUACAUUCAGAUUUUAUAAUUUGGCUUGCCUUUACAUCAGAUUUGUGGAUGGGUGGCUACAUAUUUUUAUUUGUUGAUUCUUUGGUUGAUUCAUUUGUAGCCCUUUUCUCAAGAGCCUCCUGAGUCUAUCACAGUUCUUAACACAGCAUGCAUGAGAUGAAAUAGCAACAAACUGUGAUAGUUUUCAGGGACACAGGAGUUCAUUGUAAAUAUGCACACACAGAUACACCUCAACUAAAUAAAGCGAUUCAUUUUAUAAAUCUGUGAUUGCAUUUUGAGCAUGCUGGAAAUGAGCUGGGAAGAGCAUGUCAGAGUGCAUUCAUUUUUGCUGAUGGAUGUGGAGAGCCAGCAUCUUGCUGUGUGCUAAAUGGUAUCCAAGGAUUUGCCUAGUGCCAGGAAAAACCAACCCAAAGACUCUGUAAUAUCCCAUGCUAGUCGUGCUUCAUUAGUGUGCGUAUUACUGAGCUUUGAAGUCACUGCGUGGGUAGUCGGCACAACUGCUGAUGCUGAGAAAGGGCUCGUGUUGAUGGCAUUUAAGUUAAAGGGCUAGAACUUGACUCUUGACAGGAUAUCAUUUGGUGGAUAUUGUUGGUAUUUUAUUUUUAACCCUAUGUUUAAGUCCCGUAUUUUUCCAUGUAUAAGACGAGUUUUUUGGCUAAAUAAAAAAAAAGUUAAAAAUUGGGGGUCGUCUUGUACAUGGAACAUGGGCAUCCAGGGGGAUUUUUUAAAUAUUUAAGCAUAUGUCCAGGAUUUUGGCUUGGGCGGGCUGAGGUGGUCCCUCCUGCUGCCGUCCCCCCUUUCUCCUCCCCCUCCGGGAUGCAUGCUGGCGACUGGCGACUGGCUCCUGAAGCCCCCGCUGGUUCGACCACGGGAGCAAGAGCAGCUGCCACCGCUGCUGCUGAGAGCUGCCUCAGCUACCUGUCCUUGCCCUUCUUUCCUUCCCCCCCCCUUCCCCUCUCACACUCCCACCCUGCCCCCAGCCCGCUCACCACUUUCCUCAGCUCAGUUUGCUCCAUGGCAUGGCCUGGCGCAGAGUGGGCGCUGCCUUCCCCCAGCUCUUCUGCCUGGGAGCCUCCUUCGCCUCGCUUCCCUGCAGCAGCAGCUGCCACCGAGGGGGAGUAUGCGGUGCCCCAGCUGCUGACUUUGCUUCUGCACCACGGUGCACUGCAUGCACCUCAUGCUGGAAACUUUGAAGGCAAUUGCUCCCAAAAAGAUUAACUUGCCACCGCAGAUCAUCCAGAUUUUCACUUCUAUUUUAGAGCUUUGUUUUCUUAAUUUUGGGUCCAAAAAAAUAAGGGUAGUCUUAUACAUGGAAAAAUACGGUAACUUACAUAAACAUGAAAUGCUAAAAAUUGAAAUAGCCAGGAGAUUUAGCAUAUGCACUUAAGUUAUAAAUCUCUUUAUGUAAUAACACUCCAGAUUUACAGUUUCAAAAGGCUGCUUGUUGGCAAAAGCAAUCAUCUGGGAAGCACUGAGUAAAGUGGCUUUAUAAUGGGACUAAGAAGGGCUGUAGCUCAAUGGUAGUGCACCUACAUUGUGCCAGAUUCCCAGAUUCAGUCCUCAGCAUCUCCAAGUAGGGCUGGGAAAGACUUCCUCUCUGAAUUCCUGGAGACCUGUUGCCAGUCAGUGUCAUCAGUACUGAGCAAAAUGGACCAGUGACCUGACUCAGCAUAUGGCAGCUUCAAAUGAUCCUAAUGGGUGCAAAGCCACGGUUGUUACUACUCAAGAGUGUAAGGUGUCAGGGUAGGGGUGGGUUACUGAGCUCUAAGAGAUUUGGACAGAGAUUUUUUUCUAUCUUACCAUAAUCACUGUUUCAAUUUCCAUGUUGUUGCUACUAGGGAAAACUUGUGUUUAGGCUGCAAAGUGUUAUACACCAUAAUAAAUAAGAUAUGUACUUUGUGCAGAUUUGGGCAGAGUUGUACUUGUGGCCAUGUUGGGAUCUUUCUAGUAGGUCCACGUCUACCUCUAAGCAGACUGGAACAUAUGGCAGAUCUUACUCCAAGGGAAAGAUUGCAGUAAAUAGAUGUGCAUACGCUGAGGAUAACAUUUGAUGCUUAGAAUCAGUAGUGGAGUAUUCAGAUUGCCCCACAUUUAUUAUUACAGCCUUAAUACUUAUUAUCACCCUGUUAAUUCAGUAUUGAAAUUAGUAGUGGUAUCCAAAUACUUGCAGAUGGGAUUGCUGAAAGAAUAGUGGUUUGCCUAGUGGCCACCUAGUGCAUUAAGAGCAACUGAGUUUUGCAUUGUGGACUUGCUGGUUCACAUCUGAUAGUCUUGAACACUCUUCUUCAUGAGAUCUCAUUUGCCCAUGCCAGUAACACCAAAAAGAAAAAAAGUAUGCUAGUGAUCUAGCUCUGCAGUGGGUUAUGUGGCGAUUUUUGGGGAGGGUAACCAAGAUAGCAAGCUGAACAAUGCAGCCUUUCAAAAGAAAAAGACCAGCCCUUAACGUCCAGCUUUUUCUUUCAAAGUUCUUCUUAGGAAAGAUGAGACAAAGGACUAGCACUAUUUGUUUUCAGUUUGGGGGCAAAAUGUACCUUCCUAUUUUAGUUAAUAUUGUCCUGUGUGAUUCUGUGUUGUGGAACUUGCCAAUUACCUUAUUAGCAGAAAAAUGAUUUCCCAAUUCUAUUUUCUCUUCCAGUAAUUGCCCUUCAUUUUUGGCGGCUGCUUUAGCCCGUGCGACCGCCGAUGAAGUCCUCCAGAGUGAUCUUUCGGCACAUUACUUGCCCAAGCAUGAGGAUAGCCCCGAUGGGAUCAUACGUAAGUGCCUGAUAUACAGUAUCUUUUUGUAAAGCCCUUUGAGGUUUUUGCAGUCAAGCAGUGUAUAAAUAUUAUGAAAUAAAUAAAAUCCCAGAACAUGAUGAAAUGUCAGUCCAUCUGCUUAAUUAUCAGCUCCAAGUCUCUCCACUCCUUUUGGCUUUGAUGCCAUGGAGCAUGAUGCUUACCCCCCGCCCCCCCGCCGCAAAGAACAGGAACAGCAUUGCAAGCAGAAUCCUGAUUUGCAUCUUACCUUUGGACAGUUGUUUAUGGGGUGACAUCCAUUGUGACUAUUUCAGGAGCCCUGUCCUAAGCUAUUCUAAGGGAUAGUAUGUUUCUUCAUUUUCCACACAUUAUUCUCCUCUCAGAAAAUUCAGGAGAAUUUCAGAGGGAUCAUUGUUGUUGUGACAUUUGCAACACAAUGUCUUUCUUUUCAAAGGCAAUCUUUUAAAAAGCAAAAGAAACUUUCCCUUUUUACUUGUUUGUAUUUAUGAUGCAGCAAAACUUUCCAUCCUCCAGCCCUAUGCUGUAAUUCAUUCUGAGUUGUGCUGACUAAGCUCCCUCUGUGGGCUCCCCAGAACGCUUGUUACAAUGAAAGAUAGCAUCUCAUAGGAGAAGCUGACAGGGUGUUUGUUGUUCAGCCUGGAAAAUAUAUUGUCAUCCUUCCCUCCUUUGCAUUUGCUUAAAAUAUAAAAAAUUAAGUUCAUGUGUUAUUUACAGCAGAGGCUAAUACUGCCUAUACUUUGCCCUCAUUUGUAGGUCUUUCUGCCUUUCCCAAUCCUGUGCAGGUGAAAGAAGCAGAUUUGUCAUUGUUCUGGCUGAGCAGCCCUCAUUAGUUCCAAAUUGAGAUCUGUUAAAACUUGCAUAAAUAUUUGACAGUCUCCAAGGAAAUGUUGACAUUUUUCAAACUAAUCAUUCUACACAGAAUAUUUGAGAGAGCUGGAAAUUCCUUGCAGCUGCCCUAUUUAGAAUGUCUUUAAGCUUGUACUGUAUAGAGCCCAACACGCUAAUAUAUCAGUUAGCAGAAUGAGAACAUGGGUCAGCACCAGUGACUCUGUGGCAGAAUCAUAUGCAGAGGGCACUGGCUCAGAUACAGGAUUGAGCAGGCUAGGAUUUCAUAUCCCCCUUGGCAUACAGCUUCUUGGUGACUUAAGGCAAGCUGUGAGCCUUAAUUUCCAAUUUGUAUGUUGGAAAUAAGUCCUGCUUUGUUUUGAGAAGAGGAACUCCGAAGCAUUUCUGCACUAUAAAUGUAUGGUGAUUCCAUAAAUUACUUAAGCUAGUUUCUAAAAUACAAAAAGGAUUCUUAAAGAAUGGGAGGUUCUUAGGAGGACUUCCUAAAGACUGAGCGAGUUACCAUGUGGCUUCUUCUGAAAGCCUUGACCUUCCUCUCUUUUUUUGAUGGCUUUAGGAAUGAACCUGAAAGUUAUACAAGUCUCAACUGAAUUAAUGAUGGCAUAAUCACAAUCCUUGUUUCAUAUUGAUUUUAAUACUUUGUAUUAUAUUUAUAUUAAGCUCAAGGAAUAUUCAGCUAGCAUAAUGAACUCAUCAGCUUUCAGUUGCAAACAGCCGCAUAACCACCCCAGCAGCUUUGAAUUUUGUCAAAAGAAUAUGCAAAUCUACCAUUGGAAAUGGGUCACAAAUUUGCUUUCCUUCCUUCACAUGUCCCGUUUUUGCAGCAGUUGUCAGCUAGCCAAUUCCCAUUGUUGGGUAAAAUGGCUGGGCCGGGUCUCCCACUGUAACUGAUGCAAUUAAGCAGCACUUCCAGCCCUGAUGGUUCCCAGGCAGCAGGGGGAAGAUGAAAUGGUGCAUGACAUAGGCAGGAUGACAGCUGACUCAGCCCUAGCUUGGCACUGCAACAUUAACGAUUGAUGAGUAAUUUUCAGCUGCACGGGGGUGGAUAGCCUGUUGAGGGCUCUUUUUUAAAAAAAAUCUGAAGCAGUAAUUAUUGAUGAUGCUAACACUGUGUGUGCUAUCCACAGGGGGCUGCGUUUAAAGUUUCAGCACAGCAAAUGGGCACCUUCCUUCAGAGGGGUUUUCUGAAAUGUGCAAAGCAGCAGGAAAGACAGUGCCUUUCUCCAGGGUAUUGGGUGGGGAAGCUCUGCAACCAAUGUGGUGUUUCACUUGUGGGACUGGCAACUGCCUAGACUAGAGGAGCGGGCAAAUCACCAUGUGGUUUGCUCUGAUGACUUUUGAUGUCAGAAUAUUCACUACCUGCUGCCAGGAAACCCCAUUGGGGUUGGAGCUAGAAAGUGAGGAGAAUGGAAAUGAGCAACUGGUUCCUCAGUGGUGACUACAUUAGAGAUGUAUCAGGCUGAAGAGCUGCCAAGGAAGUGUGCCUGAUUAACUAUUUGCUUCAGGAUUGGCAGACACCAGACAGCUGGUUCUGGUCAGUGUUUUGCAGCUGAGAUGCAACCCAAAAGACAUAUUGCUAAUCCUAGAAGUUCAGAAUUAUGUAGCAGCUGGUUAACAUGAGACUGGAAAAUAAAUUUGGAUAAAUGAACUAAGUGGCUAGAAGCAGACUUGAAUCGUAGUGUUUGGUUUGAUAGCUCAUGUUCUGACCCAUCACAGCAAAUUGUUCAUUACCCCAGCGUUGUAUUUGAGAGCUCACCUGGUCCAUAGCUAACAAGGAAUUAUAUGCAGGCAAAUAAGCAUGCUGGGAGCGGGAUGGACUCUGUCCUCCUCUGCAGCCACCCUGGAAACAUGUAAUCCCCUCCCCCCUGCUGCCCAGACUACUACUUUUUUGGACUUAUUUACAAAGUUAGAUUAGAGGUUACUUCUGUCAAGUGACAAAGGCAUGCAGUUUCCCCUGGCUACUUUUGGUGGAUAAAUCAUGCCUACUUAAGGUUCAUUUUAAGACUGUGAAAGCACAACAGAUGGUAGACUGUGCAAAUACUACUGGGGACCUCACUAGUUGCGUAAAGGGAUCUCUGCAUACGAUCUGCAGAGUAGGACUGGAAAUUAGUAUGUAGUUUUGUUUGCUACAAGCACCUGACAUAGUGUUGAUACAUUUGAAAAUUUCAAUAUAACAUAGACAGAAAAGAGGUUAUCUGUUUAGGGGUGAGGAACCUGGGGUCCUCCAGAUGUUGCUGGACUAAGUUUCCCUCCUGCUGACCCUGGAGCCAUGCUGCUGGGAGUCCAUCAAUAUCGGGGGGGUGGGGUGACACACAGGUUUCCCACCCCCACACUGGAAGUUCCUGGUCAGCACAAUGAUGCUUCUUAUGUCAGCAGAGACCACAUGUCCACUCUUCUCUUCUCUUGUAUCCGGUCUCUUAGAGGUAGAAACAGUGAAGCUGGCCCGUACAGUGUUCAGCAAACUCCAUGAGGUUUGCAGCAGCUGGGUAAAGGACUUUCCCCUCCAGCCAAAGCCCCACCGUUACUACGAAACAUCCAUUCAUGCCAUUAAGAACAUGCGCCGCAAGAUGGAAGACAAACACGUCUGCAUUCCAGACUUCAACACCCUCUUCAACCUUGAGGUAAAGAGCUUUUUGAGGAAAGGAGAAUGGACGGGAGGCAGCUAGGACACAGUUAUCAAACCUCAGGUGGGACAAGAGCCAACAGAUCCCUGGUGUGUUCUGAGACAGAAAGAAAUUGGCACUUGCUGUACCCACAGAUAAGCUUAGUGAUGUCGAUGUAGCUAAUGACUGUCCAAUCAGAGAACAGAGAAACAUCACCAAACCAGCAACCCAGUUGCAACCACUUAAUCAGUUGUUGUCAGCUGCAGAAUAGUCAAGUCACCUAGCUCUUUAUUGAGUGUGGCUUUUGUCCCCCAACCCCAGUUAAAAUGCCAGCAGCUGAAGCUGUUUGCCAGUGCUAUUUGAUGAAUAUAAGAACAGCCUACUGGAUAAGGCCAGUAGCCCAUCUAGUCCGGCAUCCUGUUCUCACAGCAGCCAGCCAGAUGCCAGUGGGAAACCAGCAAGCAGGAUUCAAGCACAAGAGCACUCUCCCCGUUUGUGGUUUCCAGCAACUGGUAUUCAGAAACAUUGCUUCCUCCAACUGUGGAUGCAGAUCAUGGCCAUCAUGGCUAGUAGCCGUUGAUAGCCCUUUUCUCUAUGAAUUUGUCUAAUCCUCUUUGAAAACUAUCCAGGUUGGUGGCCUUUCUCAGCCUCGUUCUCAGAUCAUAUCAAUGCCCUUCUCUUGGCAGGAUCAAGAGGAGCAGGCCUAUUUUGCAGUAUUUGAUGGCCACGGAGGAGUGGAUGCUGCCAUUUAUGCUUCCAUCCACCUCCACGUGAACCUGGUGCACCAAGAGAUGUUCCAGCAUGACCCUGCAGAGGCACUGUGCAAAGCCUUCCAAGUGACGGAUGAACGCUUUGUGCAGAAGGCAGCCAGAGAGGUGAAUGAGCAACAUUUAAUUCGGGUGAGGGUGGAGGUUAAUUCUGAAAAAUCUGCUCAACAGUUGUUUGAGCCUAUCUAAAUGGCCUCCCCUGAGGAGUGGGGAUUAAAGGGGUUUGGACAAAGAUUUCUUUCUGGGGCAGCUGUUUGUGCCAUGAGAUCUGCAACAGGGAGCACUUCUGCAGCCAGCCACAGAAUAAACAGUUCUUACCUGGAGCAACUUGUGGUACAGGUUAAUCUUCCAAAUCUUCUAAAGGCUGUGUGUUUUGGUGGAAGGGUGGUUCAAGCUGGGGGCAAGAGUCCUCAGAGAAUUACUUCCACUUUAUUGGGGCUAUUUCACAUUCUCUGCAGUGUUUUGAUUAAUGUGCCAGCAUAUGCAGAGGCACAACUCAGAACCGCACAUUGAUGCAUUAGAGCAACUUGGUAAAAUCUUUGCUUGUUACUCCAUAGGCUUCAAGUAUACAAUAAUAAUAAUUUUAUUUAUAUGCUGCCCAUCUGACAGUAAAUAGUCCAUCAGCCCAACCACCUGCUUAGAUCACAGUCUAGCUGCAGUUGAGAUGUGUGCUUGAAAAUGCCUGAAGCAGCCAGGCAGCUUCUGCCUGUCUAUAGCAAGACUAAGGCUCUGUUUUCUCCCUAGAGCUUGCGGUGUGGGACCACAGGUGUUGUGACGUUCAUCCGAGGGAACAUGCUGUAUGUGGCCUGGCUGGGAGACUCCCAGGUGAUGCUUGUCAGGGGGGGCCAAGCAGUGGAGCUGAUGAAACCUCAUAAACCGGAUCGUGAGGUGAGCCUUGCCUGGGGUAAUGGCAGAGUGGAUGGUUUUCUAGCCCCACAGGAAGGGAAACAGGUGUGGUGGUCACUGCACCAUUUAUAUAAAAGCAUUUCUAAGCAACUUUGGAACAAAUACAACAUCAUAAGAAGAUAAACAGUAAAACAGUAUUAGAAAAAAACAACCCCAAAACAAACCAUAGUCAAAUGGUUCAGUUUUUUGUGCCAGGAAAAGCAGAAGAAAAAGAUGUGUCUUUUGAAGCAACUGAUGGAUGAUGGCAGUCCCUCUGUACUUCUGAUUUGGGCUCUGUCAGACCCUCACUGUCCAGUUGCCUACUAGCUACUGUAGUUAGCCAUUAAUUUAGGGCCAACAUAUUUCUACUUCAGAGGGAAAUGGAUGAAAAUUGCCACAGCAAGUAAAUUGUAGUGUGAGUGUGAGAGAAAGCAUGCACUGAAAUAUUUAGGAGAAUCCCCAGCAUCAGCCUUUGACCAGCUUAUGUGUUCCCUUCUGGUUUAGGAUGAGAAGAAGCGCAUUGAGGCCCUCGGAGGCUGCGUGGUCUGGUUUGGGGCUUGGCGAGUCAAUGGGAGUCUGUCUGUCUCCAGAGCCAUUGGUAGGAAACUGAAAUCCUGUCUUCUGGUCUAUUUUAUUUUUACUUCUUCAUUUACUUUCCUUAUUAGCCCCUAUGAGUUUUAGUGACUAAAUAUAGUUUCUAAAUUGGUUGCGACUUCCCAGCCAAGGGAUACUGUAAUCACAGUGAAAGAUCCAGUGAAAACGUCUUCUCAGAGUGCUGUAGUAGCUAACAAGGCAAAUUCAGCACUGGGAAAGGGAUGUUACAGUGUUGCUAUGAAAAUCUGUUUUCAGAUCUAGGUGACUGAACACCUCAUCUCAGAAUAUUGUAGAGCUGGAGGAAGUACAGAAGAAGGAACACCUGUAACAAAGAGGUUGGCACUUUUCAGUUCAGAAAGCUGGGAAGAGAAAGAUAUGCCUUUAUAAAACACUAGGCUGAUGCAUGGUGGAAAAUAUCAUCAGCUGUUAGCUGUAUUAGUUAAAGUGGAAGCUUUCAGGAGGAGUAUACCUGAUGAGGGGACAAGCAGCUCCAACUUCAGAAUUCCCUUGCCAAAUCAAUGUGUCCAUCUUGAAGUCUAGUAGUCAUAAUUGAGGUGUUUAUUGGAUUAACAGCACAAGAUUAUUGCACUUCCAAUUAAACCAGAGUGUGACCAGAUGGCUCUAUAAGUAGAGAAGCAGAUGCAUUCUGCCAGUCGUCUCUUGAGUGGGGCACUCUCUGACUGCACCAGAGAGCAUGGUGCAGGGCUCACAUGUUGUGAUAAGCAGGGGCAUGUCCAAUGCAGGAGUUACUUAUCUUUCCACUGUCCUGGAAAGGCAGUGCUACAGCAACAUCCCAGAACGCGGGGAGCUGUUGCUUAGGAGAGCUGUGCUUUAUGAGCAGAGUAUGGGAGAAAGUCAGCAUGCUAAACUCAACACAAGACAAAAUGGACUUUUUAUACUCAGGAAUCCCUAUUGAAUUUGCAAGGUCCAAUUUGAUUUACAGCUUUCUUCUCAUCCCCAUAAAGCAGUGCAAAUCCAAAAGUGGGCCUCUUACCAAACCUGAGGUCUAAACACCCAUGAGCCAGUAGCUUAGAAAAGAUGGCAUUCUGAAUCAUCAGUCGAUUCCUAGGCCUUUUAAAUUUGCUCCACCUCUUCUCAUGUUUUCUGGCUUUCAUGCCAAAUGAGAGCUAGAAGUGAGUCCCCACCCAAGAGGUUUCAAGCCCUUGUCUCCCAACCAGUGAGCAUUCUGCCUUCACUAUUCCACUGCCUUAAGCCAAGAGGUAAAGAGAAUUCACUGAUCUAUCCUGACUUCACAGCUGCCUAAAUCUUCUCUGGAUCUCUUUACCCACCUACUCCAGGUGAUGCAGAACACAAGCCAUACAUCUGUGGGGACGCGGACUCGGGCUCCACAGUUCUGGAUGGAUCGGAAGACUACCUCAUUUUAGCCUGCGACGGCUUCUAUGACACCGUGAACCCUGAUGAAGCAGUGAAAGUGGUGGCUGACCACCUGAAGGAGAACAAUGGGGAUAGCAGCAUGGUGGCCCACAAGUUAGUGGCUUCGGCUCGAGAUGCUGGCUCCAGCGACAACAUCACUGUCAUUGUGGUCUUUCUCAGGGACAUGAGUACGGCCGUAAACAUCAGUGAGGAGUCAGAGUGGACAGAGAACUCUUUCCAAGGUGGGCAAGAAGACAACGGCGACAAUAAAGAAAACCACGGGGAUUGCAAGAGACCGUGGCCUCAGCACCAGGUCUCCGCACCUGCUGAUCUAGGGUACGAUGGGAGAGUGGAUUCUUUCACAGACAGAACUACCUUGAGUGCAGGUUCCAGGAUCAACGUGUUGGAAGACCCAGGCUAUAUUGACCUGAGGAAAAUAGAAGCUAGCAAACUUCAGAGUGCAAAACGCCUGUCCUCAGAUCAAUGGUUCAGCACUUGUGAACCAAAGAGGGCAACCUUGGGUCAGGGUGUAUCAGCAGAGAACGAGACAGUGGCCGACCCUGCGCCUCCUGCAGGUGGGCAGAGCAGUCUCCAGGAGCAGCUAGCCUCUCUUCCUUCUGGCUCCACAAGCCCACACGGGUACAGCAUCUCCAGCAGGCUCGAAGGUGAGCACUUCAAAUCUUGGGGAGGAAGAGCUUCCAUUUUCUCUCCCCUUCACUUCUGUGAUGCAAAGCGGUGGCAGCGACUAGCCAGACUCAAGCCCAAGCUCCACAUGCUUCUCUUUGAGAACAGGCUGCUUUCCCCCACAGAAGAGUUAGCUCUGGCCUCACCUUGCAGUGCGAACAGCCGUAGAAAUAAGUUGAUAAGAAGCCGUCUCUGGCAGGGCUUCUCUAGUUGUUGCCGGGGUCAUGGCAAGAGUAUUCACCUGCUGCAAAGGCAGAGCCACUGUAUACCAGACCCUGGGCUCCUCUGGAGGUGUACAAAGUAGCAUGCUCCUUUGUAUUCCCCUCUCCUGCCCCUCUCCCCCAAAUAGUUUAGGUUAGGCAUUCACAGAAUGAGGAGUAAAUUUAAAAGAGUGAGCAUUUCAGAACCAUGUGAUUGUGGAAUGUACCACUCAUGUAAAUAGAUCCUAGGAAUGUGUGUUUCAGUCUAAAAAAAAUAAAAUAAUGGCUGGUGUACCAGUCUCUCUCUCUCUCUCUCUCUAAGCAAUGUCACAUACACAUCCUCUCUCUUACCCACAUACACAAACACGUAUCUAUAGCUUCAUCUUGCUCAUGGCAACUAGAUACUGACAGUGACACGAUGGAAUAAAUAGGAGAGAGAUUCUUUCAAAAGAGAGAUUGCCAAAAAAAAGUGUUACCUGUUUGAGAUGAGUCUGUGGAGCAAUAUUUUUUGAAGGAUCUCGUUUUUAAAACCUGCCAGUUUUUGUAGGUGGGGUGGAGGGAAGGGAAGAGGAAGGCAGAAGUAGUCCAGGUUGUAGUUGGUGGGGUGGUUCUUUAAGGUUAACAGAGCCAUUGUGGAAGCAGCAGGCUUUUGCAGGUACAUUAUUAAAAGCCAUAGGGGGUUUGAAUCUAGCACUUGAGCACUCCUAGCCCCUGUUGUAUAUCCAGUUAAGACUAAUCUUAUCUAUGCCCCCAUGUAACAUAUAAAAAAGAGGGAAUACUAAUUUUUGUAGUUUUUAAAGAUCAUUUCCUGUGGCUAAAGUUGAAACUAUAUUGAAAUUUCAAUAGCUUGGAGUCUUUUGGGGUGCUUAGUGACAUUUUAGUCUUUUAAACUAAAAAAGUAAUAAUGUUAAAACUGUUUGCAUCUAAUAAUAGUAGUGGUUAAAUCUUUCCACCACUGUGUCCUCCCCAAUCCCUAAUUUAUCUCAGGUGUCAAACUGAUAUAAAGCUAGUUCAGAUUCAAAUAUGUUGUCCUGUGAACUGAUGGAGCCAGCAACUUGCUUGUCAGACUUUUUGGUCAUCAGUUCUCCCUUCCCCAUUCAGAGGGGACAGUAAUAUGGCAGUGUAGUGUUUGGCUCAGCUAUUUGUCCGGUCCUUGCAAGAGACCUUCAGAGUAUGAAGGGACUGGGGAAAAGCUAGAGGAAGGCAGCUUGCUAUAGCAGUUGUAAAAUGAGAGAGACUAGAUGAACUCUAAUUGUCAGUUGCUCAGGAAGGGUUUGAUGAUUGCCUGUCUCCAUCCUUCAUACUAAAGAGCAAAACACUUCUCUCUCUCUAUAUAUAUAAGUAAAAUCAGUUUUAGCAUUAAAUAGCUGAAAUGCAGAAUAAUCAGGGACAGUAUGUUAGAAGAGGUCUCUUGGUUGCUAACAUUCGCUUGAAUGAUCUAAAAUACUAAGGCAUUAAAUGUACACAGAUCUGAAUAUGUUACAUUACAUAAUUCCAUGGGGAUUAAGUUUUAGCUCAACAGAAUCACUGCCCAGUGCAGUUUGACAUUAGUGUAUAGGAACAUAGAAAGCUGCCUUAUACUGAGUCAGACCAGUGGUCUGUCUAGCUCAGUAUUGUCUACACUGACUAGCAGCAGCUCUCCAUCAUUUUCAAACAUGAAGAUAUUUCCAGCCCUAGGAUUGAACCCAGCACCUCCAGUAUGCGAAGUGGGUGCUCUGCCCCUGAGCUGUGACCCCUCCCCAAACUGAUAAUUUGCCUAAGGACUGGGGAGAAUUAGGUAAUUAUUCUGAAUGGCUUUUUAUUAACUCAAUUUCUUCAAGAAACUUGAUGAAACUGUUAGAAAUCAAGUGCAGAAAGCUAAAAGGUCUUGGCUUUUACCCAUCAGGGAUGGGGGGGGAUAACCAAAAUUAAGGAGCAACAGCACUUUCCCACUUAUCUGCAAGCCUUAGGUGCGUUGUGUUACAAAUCAAGUGUUACCAAUGAAAUGAGGAGCUGCAGACGAGCAGGCUGUUUCUGCUGCCAUGCUUGAGGACAUAGCAGAGGAGAAGGCAGACUGCAAUGCCCUUCUACUCAAUUAGUUGUGCUUCUAUGGGAAAAGUGCAGUUCUUUGAAGACAUGUCAAAAUUCUAAAAUGUUGCAAAUGUGUUUUGACCUCUUCCCAACAUGCAGUCAUAAUUGGAAAGUACUAGCCUCAGAGUGUGCUCUCAUGUUUUUUAUAAAAGAAGUGUAACUCCAUAUGUGUGGAUUCAUACAUGGAUUAUCUGCUGCUCAUCCUGUUCAUCCUACAGGAGAGAAUCUGCCAUCCAUUCCUAGUGUGGUCCAGUACAAAAUAUUGUUACAACUAGAAAGUGUUCAUCUUUCAUUACAUAGUGGUAGUAUGUAGGAUCCAUUUGUGAGGCAAGUCUUCAACCAUGGUAGAAUACAUAUUUAAAAGUAGUAGUUCUUGGUCCAAUAUAAGCUGCUCAAUUCUAUACACACUAGGCAAAAAAAAAAAGCAGUGCUUUGUGAUAUGCUGUGUGUUUUUCUCUUAAUGCCACUGGUGAUAGGACGUAGUUCUCUUCAGUUCAAACUCCUGUGCCCUUAUUUGCUGCUUGCUGACGUAAGCAAUAAGCUCCCCUUUUUAAUUAAUGAUAUUCUCAGUGUUCUGUAUCUUGUACUUUGAUCCUUUAGCUGGUGAGAAUGUACAAAAAAUAUAGGUAUCUAACUGUAUUUAUUAACUGUUAAUGUUGGUUGUCUGUAAAGUGUUUUGUAAAUCUGUGUAUUUUAAUAGUGGUGACAUUUGCAUAAUGAGACCUUUCCAAUAAAGAGCUGAAGCAGCCCUCAAGUUCUCAUAAUCUGCAUCAGCUACAUGAGUUGUGUAGGAACACUAGUAGUAGUGGUGGUAGUUGGUGAGGACAGGAGACUCCAGGCUGCCUCUCCCCCGAGGCUGUUCAAAACCUGCUGGUGAGCUUAUUCACUGUGAGUUUCAAAGGGAUUCAUUUAAUCCCUCUCCUAAUGUCUCCUGUCUCCAGCUUUAACAGAGUUGUGAGGAAUGCCUCCGAUUGCAAGAAAUGGAAUAGCAGCAGAGCAGCAAGCCAUUAAUCCAUUUCACUUGCACUAACAAGUUGUAGAAGUAAAAUAUUUAUAUUUUGAAGUGCCAUCAAUUGUCCUUGUCUGUUUGGAAGCCAGGGAGGCACACACCCGCCUACUCCAUGUGACUCAGCCCUCCUCCCCCCCCCCAACAAAAGGAAGCAGACUCCUGUGGGUCCCCUGCUAAGCACUCCCUUCUUUGUCCCCUCACUUCCUGGCUCAGAAAAGCAAGGGAGGACAUAUGAGGAAGAGAAUAUCCAUCCUUUAUUUUGGCAGAGCCUGUUCCUGCUUCUUGUGGCUUUUAGCAGCCGACACUCCUAAGUAGCAGCUGCCACUUGCUAAUGCCUUUUAAAUUUAGAACCUUCCGUCUCAUCGAGUAUAACAUUACCUUUCGCCUUCUGUUCAUAGUGGUCCAUUGUCAUUUAUGCAGAGGCACAGUGCUCUUUUCCCUAGAACAUUCAAUUAAAGCAACUAUGCAGAUUACAUUCAAGCAGUCCUUUCCGUUACCUAUAAAUUUCGUUCCAGCUCUGGAGAACCUGAACAGCCGGCUCCGCCAAAAUGUAGCUCAUUCUCAUGCAAAAAAGAGAAGCAAGGCGAGGCUGCUGUAGCUUUGCGUAUGCCUAUGAGUUAGGGCUGUGCAGCAUAAAAACCUUCAACUGGAGGAGGUUAAAGUCUUGCACCAAUGGCCCAGUUUGCACAUGAAAGUAAGCCACAGUUAAUGGCUUACCAAGAAAGCACCUUUUGGUCUUGUUUUGUCUCAGCCCCGCUUAUGCUGAAAGGAAACCAAUCAUGACCCCCCCCCCAGCUUAGUCUUAUGUUUGAACCGGGGAUCAUGUUUUGCUUCAAUAGAGCAUGAUCAGUAUGUCAAGAGCAAACCUUGGCUACAGAUUGCUGGGAGCAAAAUAAAUCAUGACCCCUGACGAAGCAAGGAUCAGGAUUUGUUUCCUGCUAGCAUAAGUUGAGAGGAGCAAAGUGGGCACAAUCCACUCAUGCACAGUAAGCCAUGGUGGUUUAUGAGCUUACCACACCAUGUGAAUGUGCCCACUGUCAAGGAAUGCAUUCAAGUGACAAAGUCACUUUUAACAUUACAUUAAACACUAAUCUAUAACUUCCAGUAUUAAACAGCACCGUAUUAUACAAGUAUCAGAAGGUUUGGUUUAUAAAUAUAAACAGAUUUGUUUUACUUACCAUUCUUGGCUGUUGCUUUUUUGUUUCUAGAAGUAGGGAGAGUCUAAACCAAGCUAGGUUGGGGAAAGCCAGCUGAGAUUCACCCUUAUUACUAAAAGCGUUACCAUGGCACAUUCCUAGGAAUGCCAAGUGUAUUAAUGAGUUCCUGUUGAAAUAUACUUAUGCUGUCAUGAAAACUAAUGAAGUGGGUUGGUUUACUAGAAAUGACUUUACUACUCUGUUGGGACCCGUUGACAACUUUGUUCCUAUAGCUCACAAGUUCAGUAGGAAUCAUGUAUUAGCCAUAUUUUAUUUAUUAAAGCUGUUCACAAAAGGUAAGGACUAUGUUCAACUUCUACCAAUAUCUUAAUAAAACAGCAAACAUUA